Molecule: messenger RNA, 97735 nt
Organism: Podarcis lilfordi (Lilford's wall lizard)
Lineage: Eukaryota; Metazoa; Chordata; Lepidosauria; Squamata; Lacertidae
Source: the annotation of a GenBank genome assembly
GCCUUCUGUAGCGCUCUCAUCUUCGGCUUCAGGCAAGCCCAUCUUCCCAGUGUCUGCGAAAAGAGCAAAGGAGCGUGGCGCACUGGCGGGUGCGACCAGUUGGUUCCCAGACGAUCCCACGCGCGACCGGGAGAUUCCUUUGCAUCCUUGGGCCACGCCUCUCUCUCUCACACACAAUCUUCCCCCUCCCCUCCCCCAAUUAUUCAUUCAUUCCACUCCUUCCCCCGGCAAACGGCAGCCUUUCAGAUAAAGGAUCCAGAGGCAGGCGCACACCUGUCUCCACAGAAGACCCAGACUGCCUGCCUUUUACUCCAGCGAGGAGGAGGAGGAAGAAGAGGAGGAGGAGGAGAAAAGCGAGCGAGCGCGCCCCUGCCCUGAGUCCGACUAUGAGACCCCAAAGCCGCAAGCUGACGUCUGAGACCGUCUCCUUCUUACCCCGGCUGGUCUUCCAGAUCUUCUCCUUCAGCAUCGUCUAUCUGUUCCAGCGACAAUCGCCCUGCCCCCAAACGGUGGGCUCUUCUUCUCCCUCUUCCCCUCCAAAAGCAAUCUCCCUUCCGAAACAGUAACAGAAAGGGUCUGGCUGCAUUAAGAGACCUCCCCCCUGCGACCCCUCCCCAGCCAAAUCGCAACUGACCCUAAAGAAAGCUGGAUUUCGCGAACUUCGCCGCCUCCUCCUGCCCCGUCUCCCCGCAGCCACGCUGGUGGCUGCAAAGCAAAGGCUGUGCGCGCUUUGUAUGAUCCUCGUGGCGACUCCUGGAACGAUCUGCCUCAAGAUUGCUGCUGAUCAUACUUGAAGGCUUUGCUCGAAGGAAGCAGCAGCCUGCAGAAGUGUGUGUGUGUAUGUUCGUGUGUGCCUGUGCGCGUGCCUGGUGAAAAUUUGCAUCAUUUGGGGGUGGGGGAGAGCCGCCCUGGCGCUUGCAAGCUGGUCAGUUUCCUUCCCCACUUACCGGAAGUUCUUCCUCCGUUCCAAAGAGGCAGCGCCCCAAAAAGAAGUCUUCUUGGGACGUGGCUGAUGCUGUGCCGGCAUCCUACCGGCGCACACCUGGACCGGCCACAUCUGGAGACGGGACCCGCUGGCCUCUCCCGGGAGGGACAGCCCAGUCGCACAUGGAUUGGAAGGGGCGUGCCGCCGUCCCGCCGCCCCUCUGAUGGGACCCCUCUUCGCGUCCUUAGCCCGCUCCCCCCGGGGCUCGACAAGUGCGGAAUAAACCCCAACCCGAGCGGGGAAGGGCGAUUGCGGGGAGACAGGUGGCGGGGCGGGCAAGAUCCGCUCUCCCCGACGGACUCGACUUCCCUCUUGGCUUUCCCUUGCUAAGAGGGCGGGGAGGGAGUUUUUGGGAGUUUGGGAAAACUGUGGGCGGCGGCGUGGAGGGGGGGACCUGCCUCUGGUCCUCGGGCUGAGCCUCCUUUCGACUCCUCGGGUGGGCAAGAUCUGGUUUCCUGAAGAGGUGCCCUUGAUGGCCCUGCGCGCCGGGACAGCUUGGUUUGGACAGGUCUUGCGCAGAGUUUGCCGGCUGCAAGGUCCGUGGUCGAGACGCUCCAGCAGCCUUCUGUGCCUGUCCGCCUCACAGGAGCCCGAUCCGCGAGGCGGAGAGCAGCAGCAGCAGCCAGAGCAGCAGCAGCGGCGGCAGCAGCCCGAACAACCGCCGCCACCGCGCUUUCAGCACCAAGGACAGCAACUUCCCCGAGGAAGCCCACCGAGCCCCGCCAGGCGCCGCUUGCAGCUCGCCUCGCUCGGCGGCUGCCUCUGUUGCACCCUGUCGGAUCUCCGGGCGGCCAGGGGGGGACAUGGUCCCCUCCGUGGGCCCUUCCUGGCGGCCAUGAAGAGGCAGAACGUGCGGACCCUCUCCCUGAUCAUCUGCACGUUCACUUACCUGCUGGUGGGGGCGGCCGUCUUCGAUGCCCUGGAGUCCGACCACGAAAUGCGCGAGGACGAGCAGCUGAAAGCCGAGGAGACCCGGCUCAAGGGGAAGUACAACAUCACCAACGACGACUACCAGCAGCUGGAGGAGAUUAUCAUGCAGUUGGAGCCCCACCGGGCAGGGGUCCAGUGGAAAUUCGCAGGGUCUUUCUACUUUGCCAUCACAGUUAUCACCACCAUAGGUAAGUCCCCCGCGCGAUGCCGGAUGGGUGCAAGGGGAAGGUCUGAGGGCGCCAAGAGUUGAAAAGCUGUGAGAUGCCAAGGAGAGGGACGUCGGAAGGGAAGCUUCCUAAACUUUGGGUGCUGUUCGGUGCUGAACUGCUAACACGGAAAAUGAAAUAUAUCUGUGCGUAAAAGCAUGAGUAAAUGUGAUCAGACUGCUCCAAAGGUUGAGGAGUUAUGCAAAAUGAAAGCGGGUUACCCAGGGAAAGAUGUCUACUGGGAGGUGGGUGAACUGAGGAUUUGGGGAGCUGGGCAACUGUGGGAUUUGCAGGGUGAAACAAGAAUGGUUUUAGGAAGCUGUGCAGUGGGGAUUGGUUCCAAAAUUUGGAGAGCAAAUGACCCUCCCUUUCCUACUCUAUUAAUUUAUUUGAAUGUUUCAAUUCACACUUGUUGGACAUUAGGUCUCUCUGUCUCUCUGCCCCCAUCAGUGGCGUAGCGUGGGUUGUCAGCACCCGGGGCAAGGCAAGUAAUUUGCGCCCCCUAACCCGUGGAGCCAGGUAGGGGCAGAGAGCUGCGAGUGCGAGCGCACCCCCCCCAGAUGUUGCGCCCGGUGCGGCCGGCCCCCCCUGCACCCCCCACGCUACGUCACUGGCCCCCAUCCCCAGAUUCCAGACUAAACCGUAGUAGAAUUGGGUGGAGUGACUGGGAACUUCUGAAGGUAGAAUUUAGCACCACUAGAAGUUCUUCCCAACUCAUGACAGGGAAGCAACAAAAUGAAGCAAGUUUUCGCGCAAUGAUAUUUGGAAGGUGAUGCCAAUAAAUUAAGAUUUAAAAGUAAUUGAAGCUCCAAUCCCAGGCACACAUAACUGGGAACAAGUUCCAGUGAGCUCAGUUGGACAUACGUUUGAGAAAAUGUAUUGGCUUGGCUUGCAAGUCUUUUUUGAAGCAUGUUUUCACUCUAGGGAGAAAAAAUAGACAAGGUUUGUAAACUGGCAUUGCCAUGUACUCUGAAAUAGUUCGAUUGUGCUACUUGGGAAUCUUCACAUUAAUAGUUUGAGCACUGUAACCCAAGCCUUGGAUUGCCAUGAUUCAGGGAACUAAUGGACCAGAUCUUUCCAUCCGAUCCUUUGCUUUGGGAAGGGAGAGGCCAAUUUGCCCCAGAGGUUUUCUUCUACAACAGUAGUAGUAGUAACAGGUCCUUGUCUGCGUGCCUCUCUUCUUGUCUACUUGCAAUCUCCUCCCCCUCAUUUUAGAAGGCGGAGUAGACAGUCCAAUGUGCAAAAUAGUAGGAAUCAGAGAACUUGCCCAGUGCUGAACAUAACAUGACUUUUUAGACGACUGUUUUGUUGACAAGGCAGAGUUGUUUUUCUAGCAGCGUACCAUACUCUUGGGAAAAGUGCAGAAUCCCCCAAAGAAAGUUUUCCUCUCCUAAAAUAAAAUAAAAUAUUGCUUGACAGGAUGAAAAAAAAUCAGUGUAUUUCAUCCCUCAGGCCUUGAUGAGGUAUCAAGAGAUAGGUCCUGGACCCUGGACUUUAUUUUGUGCUUGCUCUAUUUGUUGCCUAUUUGUAUAUUCAGAUGCACGUCAUGAGAAAAUGAAGAUGUUCUCUCAACAUACACCACUAGCAGGUCACUUGAACACAAUAGUUGGUUAAUAAUGCAUGCACUAUGUUCUGUUGGACAGGACACGAAGAACAGAACAACGUUAUUAAUUGAGACAGACACUAUCAUUAGCGCCAGUGUAAACAUUAACACACGAAGGAGCUCUCAGUUUUCAGCAGAAUGUCCAUUCCACCUUCUUAUAAGCUGUCAGGUGGGGAAGGUGUGCACUUCACAGCAGUAAAUUGCUUGCUUGAGAGGUAAUCUGACACUGGGAGAGAUUUUAUAGAUUAUGUCUUCCUAACUUUGUUUAAAAAGAAUGUUUCUUUUGGGGGCCAAAACGGAGACUUAUUUUGCUGAGUCUCCCCUUCACUUCAAUCUCCCCACCACCCUGUCAUAAAGGGUGGAAAUCAAAACCUGAAUGCUUUGGAACAAUCUUUGUGAAGUUGGGUUUUUUUUGGGGGGGGGAUCAGGGAGGGAAACACAGCAGAGUAUUAACCCCCACCCCUGUGCUUUAAUUCUGAUAUGUUUCCACUUGCUGAAUUUGUUCUGCUUCUCCAAGUGCUUUUAUCUUUCUAUAUAGUAAAUUUUUAUCAGUUUUCAAUCACAGUGCAAUAAUAGCCUCAUUGUAACAAUACCAAUUUAUAAUACAAUUAUUAAUACCCAUCGUUCAAAUAUCAAAUUAUAUAAUUUAGAUAAAGUGGGGCCCCCAACAUGCAAUAUUUGAUGGUUUUCUUCAUUUCUGCGUUCCAAAAUUCUCCAAGUGCUUUUAGAGAAUUAAUUUGACCCAGUGUUAAAAAUUAGUUCCAUAUUUUAUAAUGUUAUAAUGUUUUAAUGAUUGUAUUGAACACUGUCGUGAUAGUUUGUUGAAUGGGUUGGUGGUUUAGUUUAGUUUAGCUGGACCCAAUGACAUAACUUCCUUUCGUGAGUUUCGUUACAUCUGCUGUCUCUUAACUUGUGUAUGUAUUUAAAAUUGUGAGUAUAUAAUUGAAAUACUUUGUAAUAUGUUGCAGAAGGAUGAAUAUAUAUAUAUAUAUUUAAUGCUCUCAGUAUACAUGUUUGCCUGCCUGCAUAUUAACUAAAAAUAUUGGAUAUUUAGAUCAAAAGCUUUCUUAUAAGAGCACAAGGAAUAAUUGGAAGAAGCCUGGUGGAAAGAGAACUCUGAAUUUAACCAUGGGCAUGACCUAUUCAAAGGCAAACACUUUCUUGUCCCAUUGAUUUCAAUGGGAGAGGUAAGUGUUAACUUUGACUGGCUUAUACCCCAAAUGUGAUUCGCAUCUCCAUUGCUUAAUUUGUGAAACAACAGGUGCCAAGUUUCAAACCAACUUGGAUGCCAUGGGCUAAGUCAAUGUGUCUGAAUGUGCUCUUUUUGUGAUUACUCAGGACUGAGAAAAAGCGCUCUGUACAUGCUCAAAGGCACUCUCCCCUCCAUCCAGCCUGUAGGCAUAGAUUAAAAAAAAUAAGCCAGAUAGUUUUGAGUGCUCUUCAAGCUGGGGUAUAUAGGACCAUUAUCACUGAAAAUCCACUAACAGUGCAAUUCUAUGCAUGCCUGCUCAGAAGUAAGGCCCUUUCAGUUGAAUGGGACUUAUUCCCGGGUAAGUAUGUAAAGGGUUGCAGUCUCAGUAAGCUGCUGUCCUGCUGAAAUCAAUGGGACAAGUUGGCCUUGACUUAAUUUCAGACCCAUUUAUUUCAAUAAAUAUCAAGUUCUAUCAACCCAUGAGGACAAAUUAACAAUUUCUCACGUGUGGUUAAUUUAUAUCUUUAAAAAGUGCUUCUGUUUUCUUUAUUCCACUUCAGCAGUUUUAGGCCUUUAGAGAAAACACUUUUUUUAAAAAAAGUUAUUUUAGAAUAAUCUGCAGUGACAUCAAGUGUGCCGCUCGGCUGGUUUUUUUUUUAAGUUUCUAUUUUUAAACUAACCUUGAAGACGUCGCUUUGCACACACUUUGUUCUCUCUCUGAAACCACCUAAGUACAACUCAGGAAGAAAAAGCACAUUUUAUGCAUUAAUGAGAAGGCACCAAGUGCCUCCGUAGGGUACAGCUAGUGGGCUUUUACUAGCAAAUGCAAUCUGAAAUUUCCAUAUUUUGCAUAAUGUCAAUAAAUACAACAGUUGGUUGUGUUUUCUGGAUUGGCUUCUUAUCAAAGGCAAGAAAAUAAGAGUGUCCCAGAGGUGAGCUUACCCAGGUGCAGAAUCUGACAUCUGGCACUGAGCAAGUUGGUCGAGGUUUAGCGAUUAUGGUGUGUCUGUUCAAAAUAUUUCAACACCGCCGCCCCAUUGAAAACGGCAAAUAUUUAAAUCAGGCACAGGCAAACUCGACACUCCAGAUGUUUUGGGACUACAACUCCCAUCAUCCCUGACCACUGGUCCUGUUAGCUAGGGAUGAUGGGAGUUGUAGUCCCAAAACAUCUGGAGGGCCGAGUUUGCCUUAUGCCUGUUUAAAUUGUUCCAAAGUGCUGCCUAUGUUCAGAAAUCCUUAGUGUGCCACCUUUUAGAGUUUCACUGUCAUCAUUUUUAUUUGCAGAAACCCCGUCAGUGUAUAUGAUGCUCUACAGCAUAAACCAGUGUCCGUGCCCCUAGGAACAUACAGUUCCAAGUCUGACAGGGAAUAGAGGCACAUAAGAGAGAGGAGAGGGCAAGGAUAACAAAGAGUCAAUGUGAGCAAACACUGUUAAUGCCUAUCAGCUGUGUACACAUCUGAAUCACAUUUUGAACCCCCCCAAAGAAUCAUGGGAAUUGUAGUUCAAGGGUGCUGGGAACUGUAGCUCUAUGAACUACAGUUCCCAGGAUUAUUGGGAGUGGCUGUGUGCUUUGAAUGCAUAGUGUGUACUCAGCCACUGUGACCUCGCUGUAGUUGAGGACCAGCACAGGCCUUUGCUGUUAUACCUGGGGACCAAGAAGUGAAGUGACGGUUUCGUGAAAGAGAAUCUUCACCAGCUUUCCCAAGACCAUCACACAUGAAGGAUCAUCGCUGGUUCUCCACAUGGACCAAUAAGCAGGUUGUAUUAUCUCUUCUAUCCUUGCUGCCAGCCCAGACCUGGGUUUCCUCAGUGAGGCCCCAUCUACAGUAUACAUUUAAAAUACUGUUUUAAACAGUGAUGGCUCCCCAGCGCCAAGAAACCUGGGAACUGUAGGUUUUUUUAAUGGCAUGGAGAGCUUUUAGGAGAACCCUAUUCCCUUCACAGAGCUCCCUGGGAAGACAGAUUGAGAAUUAAACCACUCUGGGACUAGUAGCCCUGCGAAGCGAAUUGUUGUUGUUGUUUAGUCGUUUAGUCGUGUCCGACUCUUCGUGACCCCAUGGACCAGAGCACACCAGGCACUCCUGUCUUCCACUGCCUCCCGCAGUUUGGUCAGAUUCAUGUUUGUAGCUUCAAGAACACUGUCCAACCAUCUUGUCCUCUGUCGUCCCCUUCUCCUUGUGCCCUCCAUCUUUCCCAACAUCAGGGUCUUUUCCAGGGAGUCUUCUCUUCUCAUGAGGUGGCCAAAGUAUUAGAGCCUCAGCUUCACAAUCUGUCCUUCCAGUGAGCACUCAGGGCUGAUUUCCUUCAGAAUGGAUACGUUUGAUCUUCUUGCAGUCCAUGGGAGCGAAUAGGGGUCACAUUAUGACUCUCAGCACCCAGCUAUAGUUCCCAGUUCUUUCAAGGAAGCCACAGUUCUUUAAAGAGAUAUGAUACUGUUUUAAAUAGACAGUGCAGAUGGGACCCGACAGACCACAAAUUGAGACACUGUUUCGAUGAAGACGUUAGGAGGACUAGGUCUCUGUAAUUUUUAAAGAGAUGCAGCAGGAACUACUUCUUCUAUUUGGUUUUUGACUGGGAAAAGGGCUUUCUGUGGCUACUUUAAAUCUGCAGUGGUGUGCUGAUGUUGUGAUUUCUCCCCUUUUUUUCUUUUGAAGGUGCUUUUAAUUAAUUAAUUAAUUUUAAAAUGUAAACCACUUGAAACUGCUGGGAAAGCAGUACGGAAAGGUUUUAAUAAAUAAACCUUAAUUAAAUAAUAAAUCAAUCAUUUCCAAGGAGGGAUUUGAAGGAAGAGAGAGUGAGAAAGAUGUAAGACCACAUAAGGGUGCUUCCAAAUCCUUAUUUUCAUGUCCCUCAAAGGUAUUUUCGCAUUUCACAUAUUGGCUUUUUCGCUGAGCGUGCCCUCACUCUUUCACUCUGACUAGUGUAUGUAUGUUUUUAAAUGUUUGCAUUUUGAGGGGUACGUUGAAAAGCAAGUGCAAUGUUUGAAGAGGCUCCACACUCGCUCUCAUACCAGUUCUUGAGGCAAGGCAUUAAUACUCCCAAUUUACAGAGAACGGAGGGACGUGGGUUGCGCUGUGGUCUAAACCACUGAGCCUUGGGCUUGCCGAUCGGAAGGCUGGCUGUUCGAAUCUCCGCAAUGCAGUGAGCUCCUGUUGCUUGGUCCCAUCUCCUGUCAACCUAGCAGUUUGAAAGCAUGUUGAAGUGCAAGUAGAUAAAUAGGUACCACUCCAGCGGGAAGGUAAACGGUGUGUCUGUGCGCUGCUCUGGUUCGCCAGAAGCGGCUUAGUCAUGCUGGCCACAUGACACGGAAGCUGUCUGCAGACAAAUGCUGGCUCCCUUGGCCAGUAAAGCGAGAUGAGCACCACAACCCCAGAGUCGUCCGCGACUGGACUUAACUGUCAGGUGUCCUUUACCUGUGCAGGCUCACUGAGUUAGAUGGACCAAUGGACUGACUCAGUAUAAGGCAACUGGCUAAAUUCAUAAUUUGCUCUUUCUCUGUCUGCACAUGAGUUGCAAAGAUAAAAAUAAGUGGGCAAUGAAAAGGCUAGAUGUCCUUUAGCCCCUCUGCCUCCUCUCCCAUCCAAAUAACCCCCUCCCAUUGCUGCUUUUCCACAGAGAAGCAGCACCUGGGAAAUUUGGAUUCAUGAGUUCACUGCUCACAUGCAGUUUUUGACUGAGAGUUAAUUGCAGGUUCGAGAUACAUCCUGGUGCAGCUGGGAUUUAAGCCACAAGUUCCUGUCUGGCAUGCUGUCCGCACUUCGCUCGCUGACCUUGCUUUGUGACCCUGACUGGUCUUGACUCCUUUUGGCUGGCUAGAAUGUGUCCUCAAACUCUGAUAUUGCUUGCCUGGAUUAUGGAUAGAGGAGAGAGAGAGAGAGGAAUACAGUGCACUCUACAAAUGCAAAUUUGCAACCACGAUGAACAAGGGUCUGGACAACAAGCCUUAUGAGGAACGGUUGAAGGAGCUGGGUAUGUUUAGCCUAGAAAAGAGGAGACUGAGAGGAGAUUUGAUAGCCAUCUUCAAAAAUCUUAAGGGAUGUCUUCCUUGGGGGUUUUUAAGCAGAGGUUGGAUGGCCAUCUGUCAUGGAUGCUUUAAGUGAGUUUCCUGCAUUGCAGGGGGUUGGACUAGAUGACCCUGGGGUCACUUCCAACUCUACAUUUUGACAAUUUUACAUUUGUGGCUCUGCCUCUUUUUCCUCUGGCUUGAUCCAUGUAUGUAUGAAUGUGAACUGUGGAAAGCUGUCCAGAAGGGAAGCAAGCCAUGGGGCUGUAAAUGUUUUCUCUGUCCUUAUUUUAACUGGAGAUGCCAUGGGACCUUCUGUAUGGAAGCUGCUGCUUCAUCACUAAGUUACGACUUCUCAUAUGAUGCUGCAGUCAUGUGCCUUGGGCCCCAUUCCAUCUUCUGUCAACGGAUGGUUUUUCCAUCGCAUUUAUAUGCCAUCUUUUUCCUACAAUGAACUCAUGGUGGCAUCCAAGGUUCUCCUCCUCCACCACCUCCCCAUUUAAACCUCACAGCAACUCUGUGAGGUAGGUUAGGCUGAGAGGCUGUGACCGGUCUGAGGUCACUGGGUGAGCUUCAUGGCCAAGUAGGGAUUCGAAUCCUGGCCUCCCAGGUCCUAGUCCCACAUUCUAACCACUACACCACACUGGCUCUCCAGUUAGGGAGCAUUUGGUUAAGAAACCAUGCCAGUGAAAUGGAAAGGUUGGAAAGAUUACUCUUCUUUCUGGAGACCCAUUUUGCACCACCAGCGUACAAGAAGUAAUGGUGCUAGACUGGUUGAACUGGUCAGUUCCUUGCUGCAGCUGCUCACUGUUAAGGAAACCAAAUGCUCUCCUAAAUGCUGAGUGGUUGUUGCUAAUUACUCACAAAUGAUGACAAGAGAGGCGGUAGAAUUGGGAAGCUUCCAAGCUCCAUUGCACUAAUAACACUUGGCCAAUUUUUGUUAAUUCCAUCCGAUGAAGCCCACCCUUCCCUUCAUUAACCAGUGAUAGGUUUCUUCCCCCUCUGGGAGGUGAGAGGUCUAGCUAAUUUGUCAGCUCCAGUAUUAGCAGAGGCUCAAAAUAUUUAUUCCGUUCCUUGGAGGAUAUUGUCUGACUCCCAAUUGCCAUACUCUUUGAAUUUUUAUUUUUUGGUAAAAAAAGUUUUCUACAGGCUGCCAUCAAAUCCUGCCCCCUCACACCCAAUCACUGUGCAGAAAAUAUAUCACUGUGUUCCACUGGGAGCGUUGAAGUGACUUCUCAUGAAAUUUUCAUGACUCGGUGGUUCAAAAAAGUUUCUGCAGGGGAUUAAAGGAAUUUACUUAUUACUGUACAGGUUUUUUGGAGAAUGAUUUCUGAGCAUUGAGAACAAUUCGAUUGUUUAUUUCUGUACCCGAGCAAAAUGUCUGCUCCUUCUCUAUGUCAACCCCAUUCACCUUCAUCUACUUUUCAGAUUCUAUUUUCUGAUUCAAAGUUCAACAGUGCAUAAGAAUGGUGUUGCUCGGCUAGAUAAAAAUCUUUUAGCCUAGCAUGCUGUUUCCAGCAGUGGCAAGUCCAGUGUUUCUGGGUGCUUACAAACAUAAGGACCCCCUAUGGGCUGUCUGGAGCUCAAAGGUAUAUCAACUCUGCAUAUGCCAGCUCCACUGAAAUAACUUUGCUGAUAGUCCUUGAUGUGUGUUGAUUGCUCUCUCUCUCUCCUUGAGCUAAACUGAGCUCCUUCAGCCUUUUCUCAUUCAUUGCAUCUUUUGAGCAUUUAAAUCCUCCUCAGGAUUUGGUGAUCAUGCCAGGACAGGAUCACAGUGAACUCAGAUUAGUUAUCAGCAUCACCCAGUUUCGUCUGUUCUGACUGGCUCUCUAGGUCCUAUGGCAGAGACCUUUCCUAUCACCUGGUGUCCUAAUAACCCAGGGGUGGGGAAUCACAGAUCUGGGGGCCAGAAGUGGUCCUCAGGACUCCCCUCAGGCCACACACCCUCCCCAGCCUCCUUUACUCAGGCCGCUUCCUUCACUGGUCCAGCAUUGCACACUCCUUGAGUGUGUUUGUCUUGUUGUCAUGUGUUCCUUGCUGCCUGGAUGGAAGAGCGAGGUGUGUGUGUGUGUGUUGGAACCUGCCUACUUAGAAACCUAAACGUUGCAUGGGUUUCCUUGCUCAUUUUUGCCCCUGGGCCUGCCCACCACUUGCAUGCGAUUGUCCAGAAGGGAAUGAAGUCUUUGGGCAGAAAAUUGUCCCAUGUCCCUGUUUUAACUGGAGAUGCCAGGGAUUGGAUAUGAAAGCAAAGUGGGUUAGGCUUCCCCAUAUGGUGUUGCAAUUAGGGUUGGCAGAAGCCUUCACGUCUGCCUCACCCCCUGUAGGUGGCAAGUGGAGGUAUUGAAUCUCAAGUCGGGCAGCCUUUAACACCACCACCACCACCACCACUUGCAAGCUUCAGCCUGGCAGAGCUGGCUGCAAUUUACACCAUGGACACUCGGGGAGAGUCUUCCACUCUCUGCUCCAAUUAACCUCUGUCUCCAGGGCUUACCCCACGACAUUAUUAGGGGCUGCUCUCUGAUGUCACCAGGGCCCACCCCAGGAUCUCAGGUUUGGGCCCUGAAAUCUCAGGGUUUGGGAUCCUCCUGCAGCCCUGAUUGCAACAACAUUAGACCAUGUGAUGCUGUGCAAUGCAGGCAAAGUCCUCUGAUGUUACUCAGGCAGGUUGCUUCAGCAGGGGCAAUUGUUUACAGUGGCUGCAUGCAUUGUCCACUGCCCCCCACCCCCAGUCACUCAACAAGAGCCCAUAUAGAUUAAUGGUGAAGAGUAUAAAUGGAAGGCUGCAGUUCCAAAGAUUCUCAGGCAUGAAAUUGCUAUGUGGCCUUAAGAAGAAGAAGAAGAAGAGGAGGAGGAGGAGGAAGAAGAAGAAUUUGGAUUUGAUAUCCCGCUUUAUCACUACCCUAAGGAGUCUCAAAGCAGCUAACAAUCUCCUUUUCCCUUCCUCCCCCACCACAAACACUCUGUGAGGUGAGUGAGGCUGAGAGACUUCAGAGAAGUGUGACUAGCCCAAGGUCACCCAGAAGCUGCAUGUGGAGGAGCGGAGACGUGAACCUGGUUCACCAGAUUACGAGUCUACAGCUCUUAACCACUACACCACACUGGCAAACCUCUCUCACCUUCUUUUAACAACCCCCACCCAAAAGGUGAUAACAAGAGUGGUAUACCUUCCAGAGCAAUUGUAAAAAUAACUAAGAAAACAUAUAUGGAGUUCUCUGAACAUUAAAGUCGUAAACAGAAACUCCUUUUCCUCCUCUUAUUCUUCUGAUGUGCAAUAGAAUGUCUAUCCUCAGCUGCUAAGGGAAGUGUUCCUUUUCAGGGCUCCAGAGACUGUAGAAUAAGACCUUUGUGGUGCUAUUUGAGUUCUUCUUCCUUGGUGAUCACUUGUAGCCAAGUAAGAUUAUCUUCCAUGAACAUGGUCUUAACAGUGAGUCCGUAAGUGACUGUGGAGGCCAAUUCUGGAUCCACAUGUCCUUCCACAGGGGGGACAUGGGUUUCUGGGUGGGAGUUGAUCAUGAUGAGGGUUUGCCAAGUGUGCCUUCCUCUUAGCUCAUUUCUCCUUUUUUAUCCUGUGUUUGUGCUUCUUCAAAGUCCAUGGGACCCUUGGUAAAGGCUAUUCUCCAGUUGGAGCACUCAUGUGCGAGCUAUUUGAGUAAAAUAUGAAGAAAACACACCCUUGGAUGGUUUAGUCCAGUCAAAGGCGACUAUGGGGUUGUGGUGCUCAUCUCGCUUUCAGGCUGAGGAAGCCAGCGUUUGUCCAUAGACAGCUUUCCAGGUCAAGUGGCUAGCUGGACUAAACUGCUUCUGGUGCAAUGGAACACCAUGAAGGAAACCAGAGCGCAUGGAAACGUUGUUUACCUUCCCGCCGCAGUGGUACCUAUUUAUCUACUUGCACGGGCGUGCUUUCGAACUGCUAGGUUGGCAGGAGCUGGGUCAUGUGGACAGCAUGACUAAACUCUUUCUGGUGCAACCGAACACCGUGACAGAAAUCAGAGUGCACGGAAACACCAUUUACCUUCAUACUGCAGCGGUACCUAACUAUUUACUUUCAAUAGGAGCUUGCCCCGUCGCACAGAUUUGAACUGCCUACCUUCUGAUCAGCAAGCCCAAGAGGCUCAGUAUCAUGGGAGUGGAGUGAGUUUCAGGGAAGGGAAAGGGAGGGGAAAGGGGCACAUUUCCCCCCUGUUCUUUACAAACUUUCCACCUUUUCAUGCCGUGCUACACAGCAGUAGUGACUUCUCUCCAAAACCUGAGCAUCUUUAAAACUAGCCAUGAUGGUUGUGUUCCAUGUCUUCUGGUGGAAUCAGUAUGCCUCUGAAUAAGUGCUGUUGGGAAUCAUAAGAGGGAAUAGUGUGGCUGAUCUCAGGUCCUGCUCAUGAGUUGCUUCAUUGCCCACCCAUUAAGAGUUUUUCAAAACACAUUUUCCCUUUAAUUUACAAACUCAUAUGUACAACUAGGAAGGUAGAAACCACCCUCUUAUUGUGUGUGUGUGUGUGUGUGUGUGUGUGUCCCUUCAUUUCCCAGCUGAUAGGCUGCUCAACUUCCUGAGUUUGCUUUUAGAGGGAUUGACUGUAUUCUCCCAUUCAUAACCCCGAAAUAACAUGAAUGGGCACACAAGCGUUGCUCUUAAUUCUCACACAGACCUUUCCAGUAAAAAAAAAGAAAGAAAGGAAGGAAGAGAAGAAAAAUUGAAGACCUGAUGCACACUGGGGUUCAAAUUGGCUCCAGGGUCUCCUGAGGGCUGCUGAUUUAGACAAUUUGCUUAAUGUUCUUAUUUCCAUAAUGUAUUCUGAUUGCAACAUCUGUGGGCUUAUAUAGAUGCCCACAAGAUUUGGCUUCCUCUGUCGGGGAAUCAGAAGUAUUUUGGGAAUAUAGUCUACAGCAAUCCAUUUAUAGCUGCAAGGAAACUGGGUAUUCUCCCUCUCCCUCUCCCUCCCCCUUUCAAAGUGAGCAAGUUCCCACUAUGGAUAACACUCGAUCAUUUCUCAGGCUUUUAGAGGUGAUAGCCAUACUUGAUUUAACGCCACAGAACUGUAGUAAACACUGGCUAUUUCUGGAGGCUCGUGUGGGGAAUGCAAAGAAAAGAAAGCCAUCUUUUCUCUCUCAUUCCAAAACCAGCAGAAGCAACCAAUGGAUAACAGAAACAUACGGCUAACCCUGAUCUUUCACCAAAGGUUCAUGGCCACAGUGUGCCCAGGGACAUAGCUCAGUGCAUGUGCUUUGUAUGCAGAAGGUCCUGAUUUUAAUUCCCCGGCAUCUCAAGGUAGGACUGGGAUAAGUCCCAGACUGAAGCCUUGCAGAACUGCUACCAGGCACUGUAGGCCAUACUGAGGCAUUCUCUCUCCCACCAGCUUCAUUAUUGUUAUUUUAUUUUAACAAAGUAAUAAAAUAUAAAAUAUAAAAUAUGCACCCCACCCCCAAGACCAUUCCAUUAUAACUAUCCAACCUCCCAAAAUUUCAACACCUCUUCCAAUGGUUUGACCCCUUUCCGUUUUAACAGUACAAAUUCUCCAAAUACCUUCCAUAUCUCCUAAAAAUAAUUUCUCCUGCACAUUCCCUGUCUUACCUUAACAACACCUGUUAAUUCAUCAUUAAUAGCUAUACCCGCAACCUCUUUGUUCCAUUCUUCCAUUUUAUAUUCACCUUGCACCUUCCACUUCCUAGCUAUAAUAACUCGUACAGCUGUCAAUAAAUUUGUGAGCAUGUCCUCCAUAGCCUGCAAACCUUCCACCCCAUCCCCCCACCACAUGUAAACGUAAGUCCCAGUUUCCUGGCAUCUCCUCCAACAUAACACCAAACAUUUCUUGUUCAUUUGAUUUAAUCUUACUGGUGUUAAAUACAGAGUGAGUGGGAUCAAAUUGGUAGCACAGGAAGAAUAUUCUACUGUCUUCCUGCACCAUCAGUUUGUUUGGCUUCCUUGCCGAAUGCUGAGAAAGUGGAUUGCAAGUCAGCUCACAUCAUUCCUUUGGAUGUUACAGACCCUCCAAGUUGUCCCUAUUUUCCAGGGACGUCCCUGAUUUAGAGAUGCCAUCCCAGUUACUGAUUUGAUCCCAGAAUGUCUCACUUUUCCUUAGGAUGUCCCUAUCUUCAUUGGAGAAAUAUUGGAUGGUAUGAUGUUAUCAGAUCCCAUAAUGAGGUGGCUCUUCUACAAAAUGCUUUCCAUCUUCCACUUUGUCACAGCCAUCUAGGAGCAGUGCCAAAGGGCAGAGUCAAAUGCCUUUCCCCCGCUUUAUGUUCAUCCAAUCAACUGAGAAAACCAUAUGUUCCUCUUAACAAAGGUUUGCCUUUUUUGCUGUAAUAUCACCAUCACCGUUAUCUCAGUAAAGCAAGCAGCCCACCCCCAGCCCUGAGAAAGGAUUCUGAGCCAAUAGCCCUUUGGCCAAUUUAAUGUUGCAUAACCUUCUUAUGGCAAACUUCCAGACAUGAAUAGAAGUUUAUGUAAUGGUGGGAAAAGAGAGGGGUAGGAAAAGAAAAAAUUCAAGAUUCUGGGAGGUGCUUUCUUUGCUUAGGAAAUGGAUUUGAAGGACUCUUUAAAGAUAUCUUACUGUAUCUCCCAGUAUCAUAGAACCAUAGAACUGUAGAGUGGAAGGGACCCCAAGAAUCCUCUAGUCCAACCCCCUGCAAUGCAGAAAUCUCAAUGAAAGCAUCCAUGACAGAUGACCAUUCAGCCUCUGCUUAAAAACCUCCAAGGAAGGAGAGUCCACAACCUCCUGAAUUGAAGUGGCCGUACUGAAGUGAGCGUCAUAAGACAAGACAAAGGAAGGGUGAAAUAAUAUAUGGAGGGUUUUUUUUAAUGUACCGUAUUUUUCGCUCUGUUGGACGCAGUUUUUCCCCUCCAAAAAUUGAGGGGAAAUGUGUGUGCGUCUUAUGGAGCGAAUGCAGGCUUGUGCCAUAGCCGCGCGCAACCCCUCCGGCAGGGAGAGGCUGCACGGGGCUAUGGCUUCUUUAGUCCUGCACAGCGUCUCCCGGCAAGGAGAGGCUGCACGGGGCUAAAGGGGAAGCCAAAACAGCGAGCGGGAUGGAUCCCGCUCGCUGCCUUGCCUUCUUCCAUAGCUGCGCGCAACCCCUCCGCAAGGAGAGGCUGCACGGGGCUAUGGCUUCUUUAGCCCCACGCAGCCUCUCCCAGGAGGUAGAGGCUGCACGGGGCUAAAGGGGAAGCCAAAACAGCGAGCGAGAUCCAUCCCGCUCGCUGCCUUGGCUUGUUCCAUAGCUGCGCGCAACCGCUCUGGCAACCGCUGCUCUUUGGGGCUGGGGGGGGAAAAUAUUUUUUUUCUUGAUUUCCCCCCCUAAAAACUGGGUGCGCCCUAUGGUCCGGUGCGCCCUAUGGUGCGAAAAAUACGGUAAUAAUAGAGUUGGGGUACUUUCCAACUCUAAGUUCUAUGAUUCUAAGUGACUGUGGUCCUCAGACUGAAAAACGUCCCCAUCGUUGUGCUACACACCCACUUUAUCACACUGCCAUCCCAUCCUCGUUUUUUGUUUUUAUAAAAAAAAUCAUUAUCACGCUUAACCUUUACAGAAACAGAUUUCUGUUCAAUGACAUAAACAUGCACUGCUUAUUCCAGUAUGUGAUAAAUGGCGACCACUUACCUAUCACCAAAAUUGGCACAAGGGGUCUAUUUCUUCUUGGGAUAAAGACAUUUCUGUAAUUUUUCUGUAGUUUGUUAAGGGUGCUGGGAAAUGUUUGCAGGCCCCUAUUCCCCUCACUAAGCUACCAUUCCCAGAGUUCCUUGGGGAGAGGGGUUGAUUGUUAAACCACUCUGGAAACUAUAGCUCUGAAAGAAGUAGGGAAUCUCCUAACACCUCUCAGCACCCUUAACAAACUACAGUGGUACCUCGGGUUACAGAUGCUUCAGGUUACAGACUCCACUAACCCAGAAAUAGUACCUUGGGUUAAGAACUUUGCUUCAAGAUGAGAACAGAAAUUGUGCGGCAGCAGCGCGGUGGCAGCGGGAGGCCCCAUUAGCUAAAGUGGUGCUUCAGGUUAAGAACAGUUUCAGGUUAAGAAUGGACCUCCAGAACAAAUUAAGUUCUUAACCAGAGGUACCACUGUACACUUCCCAGGAGUCUUUGGGGAAAGCUGUGAAUGUUUAAAGUGGUAUGAUGCAUCCUUAAAUGCAUAGUGCAGAUGGGGCCUCAGUUACAGAUGAUAGUGCUACCAGUCCAAGGUAUUUUGCUUCCUCACUGGGACCUACUUUGUGUGUGUCCCCCCAGCCAAGGGGGCCAGCACUGAAACAAAUAUUGUUGCAUCAGUCAGGCACUAAUUGCUGCCUUCCUCUGUCCUUCACCAUCAACCAUGCCUCCAGAAGUACAUCAUGUCACCCUCCAACAUGUCGCCAUGGAAAACAGGAUGUGCUUCUUCCGGGACAUGGUCCCACACAAGUCAUGUGAUCUGCAUGAGAUCCUAGCACCCAAAAAGCAUGUUUUGGGGCAUUGUGCUCUUGAGAGCACAACCCCCCAAAACGGGACCUCCCAAUUUAAUUGGGGCAGUUGAGUGGUAUGAUGAUUCAUGUCAGGGACUGGACCCAUAUGGCAGACGCUGUUUUCUGAACUUUACUUUGGUGUUUGAUUCAGGGUUAUGCUAGCUAGGGGAUGUUUUGCUGCUCUUGGGGGCUGUCUCCUUGCUUCCAGCUGAUGUUGGAGUGCACACAGUGCUGUGACCCUCUCUGCAAAUGACAGUGUCCCCACAUUAUCUCUUUCUCACCAUGUCUCGUCUUACGCUUCUGCACUACUGAGCAGUUGCUAUGGUUAAAAUGAGAUAAAUCUAGUUCCAGGCAACAAAUAGUUGAAACACAGAGCUCUCUCUCAUUCUGCUUUCCCUCCUCCUCCCUCUCCUAUUCCAUUUUUGCAAGGGACACAUUUCAGCUUCAACUUCAUGCCCAAGAGCUGCAUGCAAACAACUGAGAGUAACAAUUUGCCGCUAACACUUGGCUUGACCUUGUUCCACAUGGUUGGUUCUUGUAUUGGGGAAAUCAGAGGACUGUCUGCUGAGAGAGGCGGAGGAAUACUGUUCCAUUGUGCAGACUGGUGCCCCUGGGCUUGUGGGGUGGUGAUAGCCAGUUGUUAAGAACAUUUUAUGGUCACCUACUGGGGCCUCGGGACGCGGGUGGCGCUGUGGUCUAAACCACUGAGCCUCUUGGGCUUGCCGAACAGAAGGUCGGCAGUUCAAAUCCCCGUGACAGGGUGAGCUCCUGUUGCUCGGUCCCUGCUCCUGGCAACCUAGCAGUUCGAAAGCACAUCAAAGUCCAAGUAGAUAAAUAGGUACCACUCCGGAGGGAAGGUAAACAGUGUUUCUGUCACUGCUCUGGUUCUCCAGAAGCAGCUUAGUCAUGCUGGCCACAUGACCCAGAAGCUGUAUGCCGUCUCCCUUGGCCUAUAAAGCGAGAUGAACACCACAACCCCAGAGUCACCCGCAAUUGGACCUAUUGGUCACGGGUCCCUUUACCUUUACUGGGGCCUCAAGGCUGGGUGACCAACACAAACCCAGUAUUAAUGGAUCUGUGGCUCCAGUCCACAGUAUAUGGAGAUGGUGGGUUGAUAUGGAGCCUAUAUCCUCCAAGUGUCCAGAUUUUCCGGGCACAGUCUCAGAAUUACAAAAGCCUUCCCAGUUUCUGAUUUGAUCCUGGAUAUCUCUAUUUCCCCCACCAGUGCAGCUGCUGCCAAGCUUGGGGAAGAAGAUGAGCCAGGACUUGUCCUUGAGAGGUGGUGGCAGCUGUGAGGAACCACCCUGUUGCCUCUCCAUGGCCUCUCCAUGGCCACUGCCUCUGGCUUACUCCCUUGGGCAGCUUGCAGCAACUGCUGGAGACCAGGCAAGGAGGAGGAGAGGUUGCGGCCGCCGGGGCCCAACCCUGUGUGACACACUGGCUCUGAAUGGCAGGUAAAGGGCGGGGACACCCUGGGGCAGGAGAAAGUGGGAGUGGAGCGGAGCACAAAGGAGUCUUGAUUAAAAACAAACACUUUGUCAGUUAGUGACCCUUAUUCUGAUUGCCCCUGCUAUGAACCUAGCAACCUUUGCUCUUAUCUGCUCAUUUUGAUCUGAUAGAAGAAAGGACAUUGUGGCAGUGGUUGAGCGCCCUGGGAUGGUUAGUAUGAGUGGGGUGAUGAUCUCGUUCCUCAGAUCUUUGUGGAAAGUGCAAGACAGGAGGACGUGUGCCACUGUUUCGGUGCUACCGUCUCCACAGGGGCAAAAACGUUUCUCAGGUGGGAUCUUUUGGAAUCGACCCUCAAGUACCGCAGAUGGCAAAACAUCCAGUCUUGCAAGUGUAAAAGCACAUCUGUAUUUUGGGAUAAUACGUUUGUGCAGAUAUGGGGCCAGAGAAUCAAAAUGGAAAGGUGGGAAAUGAACAUACCAAGGGCAGAAUUUCCUUAUAGUGGCCAGGUUGUUCUGAUGCUCGAUAUCUCAAUGGCUUCUGUUAUCAGGCUUGUUGAGAGACUGCCAAACACAUGGGCUGGUGUUGUAGAUCGCCAUUUUCAUUUGCAUUCCUGGAGCUCCAAGGGGUUUUACAGACAGCAGUAGGCACUGCUUUGUAUACGCAGAUCAAAAGCUUUGGAACCCCAGAAAAGGGUUCUCAAACAUUUGUCAGUGCUAAAAGGUACUCCAGUAUUUUGGGGGACUGAUAAAGAAAGGGUCGGAGGUAGUUUCUUAUUCCCAAAGCAUUGCUCUACCUCUAAACCAGCUUUGUGACAUCAGCACAAAACCAGCCUUCUAAUUGGCCAUGUCACAUCACUAUGUGAUCGCUGAUUAGCUAGGAUCAUGCUAGGAGUGUGCUAGAUAGAAAGAAAAUAAAUGGUGCAAAGCAGCAGUGGGACUGCAGCAGGAGGCCAUGAAGGAACAGGCAAAGAGCAGUAUUCAUUGGCAUGACCUUACUUUAUACUUUAAUAAGCCUACUAGUGUAGGCUUAUUCAAAGCUGGUAUUUUUAGGUGGAGUGUAUGGCUGGAUGCCAGGAUCUUCCUACCUCCUGUUGGUUAAACAGUGGGGCUGAGUGGGAAUCUGUUGGCCUCCAAGAUAGCAGAAGCAGUUGUUGGCUGGUUGUGCAUGGCUAUUUAUUAGUGGAUAUCUGGCAAUGGAUACCUGGUCUCAUUUGGAGUGCCACUGUACAGGCCUACACCAUAGGCUGCCAGUGUGCAACCUAGAGAUCUGCAUGACAUCUUUAAAUUGCCCGAUGUUAAGUGGGAAAUGCUGGGUGAGGCUCAUCCUGCCUGGCUAUGGUCUUCCUCACCUGGUUCAAGGCACAAAAGAACCACCCUGCUGGAUCAAGCCAAUGGGAAUCGAGUCCAGCAUCCUGUUCUCACAGUGGCCAACUGGAUGCCUAUGUUGUUGUUGUUGUUUAGUCGUUUAGUCAUGUCCGAAUCUUCGUGACCCCAUGGACCAGAGAAUGCCAGGCACUCCUGUCUUCCACUGCCUCCCGCAGUUUGGUCAGACUCAUGUUUGUAGUUUCGAGAACACUGUCCAACCAUCUCGACCUCUGUCGUCUCCUUCUUCUUGUGCCCUCCAUCUUUCCCAACAUCAGGGUCUUUUCCAGGGAGUCUUCUCUUCUCAUGAGGUGGCCAAAGUCUUGGAGCCUCAACUUCAGGAUCUGUCCUUCCAGUGAGCACUUAGGGCUGAUUUCCUUCAGAAUGGAUAGGUUUGAUCUUCUUGCAGUCCAUGGGACUCUCAAGAGUCUCCUCCAGCACCAGAAUUCAAAAGCAUCCAUUCUUCGGCGAUCAGCCUUCUUUAUGGUCCAGCUCUCACUUCCAUACAUCACUACUGGGAAAACCAUGGCUUUAACUAUAUGGACCUUUGUUGGCAAGGUGAUGUCUCUGCCUAUAGGAUGCCUAUAGGAGGCCCCAAAGCAUGACCUCACCAUAAUAGCACUCUGUCCACUUGUGAUUCCUAGCUACUGGUGUAUGCUGCCUUCGACAGUCAAAGUGGAACAUUGCUAUUGUGUUUAGCAACCACUGACAGCAGCAUCCUCCAUGAAUUUUUCUCACCCUCCUUUAUGUAGGGAUUUGCAUAGAUGCUAGGAGAUAAUAUGUUUAUUAGAUGUUAUCCUUCCUUCCUCAAGUUUGUGAGUACAGCACAGUGCCAUCCCCUUGCAGCUUAAAAGGGAAGCUUAGAAAGGCUAGUUUAAGCCUUUUAAAAAAGCCUUUUAGUUUAAGUAAUCCAGGACGCUUCAAGGAGGAAAGGAUUCUACUGGUAUUUCCCCUCUUUUCUGCCCUUUAAACAAUAACCACAUAAACAGUCUUGUAAGAGGUAAAAAUAACAUUUACAGUGGACCCUCUGGAUACGAAUUUAAUUCGUUCCGGGGGUCCAUCUGCAACCUGAAAAGUCUGUGGGCAGAGGCACUGCUUCUGUGCACACGCAUGGCACGAUUGAGCGGUUCUGCGCAUGUGCGUGUGGUAAAACCCAGAAGUAUACACUUCCAGGUUUGUGGCAUUUGUAACCCAAAAGUUACAUAUCCAGAACGGUACGUAACUAGAUGGUCCACAGAACUCACUCAGAGCUUCUGUUGCAGAAUAUAAAAUACAGUCGCUUUAGUUCAGGUGAACUUAAAAUGGUAAUUCAGUUACACAGACCUACUUAAGUCUAGUUUAAAAUGGUGCCUGAGCAAUGGAGCUCAGACAUGCAGAUUGUUCUCACAUUUCUGGCUUGGGGAUGAGAUGAAAAAGUAAGAGUGAAGAGAGAGCAAAGAGGAAGUGCCCAACCAGGUGAGGAAAUUAUAUACAAUCUCCCCACCAGGAGUUCUCUCUAGAAAACUUACAGGAAAACUCUAUGAGCUUCAGCUCCUACCAUCUAGCAAACAUGCAUUGUUGGUUUGAUUGCAUUAUAAAUAUCUCACACUUUAAAGCUAUCCAUGUUGUUGGCCAUUACUGUUAGGAUUCCUGCUUUCUGCAGCAGAGGAGGGUGAGGCUAGAGGAGUCCUGGCUGCCAUUUCUCACUGUACUGGAGAAUUCAAAGGCUCUGUUGGGGUUGCUACCUGCUGCUUUCCCUUCAGCCAAACAGGAAAAUAUUCCACAGGUGAAGCUUUUCCAGAUAACUGGCGGGGAAAAGCUUCAGCUGGUGUGCCAGACUGUUGUUAAUAAGAAAGGUGGCUAUCAGGUUGCAACCUGAUAACCCUCUUAGCUAGUUUCCCAUUGGGAUGCCAGGAUGCCUGGGAGCUCUACAGUUUUUCAUGCAAGCCCUCUGAGUAAUUCAGGGUUGCAAUGAACCUGGCUUCUAGCCCUGUGUCUUUCCUAUCCUGACACCUGGGUGAUCUGUGCUGGAGAGAUCUUGCCAGCAGCACUCAGAAUGAGGAAUGGCUUGUUCUUAAGGCAGGCUACAAGUGAUAGUCGAAAGGCUCGCUGAAAGAGCAAUUCCAGCAACUGCAGCUCCUGCAACAGCAGGGUAUUCCUUUUAUUUGUAUGAAACCCAAACAUAUGUCUGUAUCUGUAGGGCAAAAAGCGGCAAAUGAGCUGCAUUGGCAGCAGCUGAACAAAAACCAAAUAGCUUUUAAAAACAACCACCACCGAACCAGCUUGAUUUCUAAUCAGAUAUGCUUUAGUUCAUCUUCUCUGCAAAUGGAUGCAAACCUCCCCAAGGCCUAGUUCGUGAUCUAGAAGCUCAUUCUUGAAGGCUGCAGCAUGCACUGAGGACUUGCAUGUAUCAAUGGCCCAUUGAUCACAUCAAUAUAAACAACAUGGGCCACCUCUUUUGCAAGGCCUUUUCAGACAAAAGUCUUUUUGAACCUGGCUACUAUGAUCCUUUUUACAGGAGAUGCUGGAGCUUGAACCUGAUACCUCCCCUGUGCAAAGCAGAUGCUUGACCACUGAAUUCUGGCUCCUCCCUCUGCUGUUCCAUGGUGCUUCAGAUUGUAGCCAUAUAUUUCUUGCCCCAGACAAAACUUCAGUAAACUGAGGGGCUGGUAUAUUGCCCAGUUUGUUAUGAUUCUUGUAGGGUUUGUUUUAUUGUUAGGUGAGCCAACAUAGGCUCAGAACUCGAGUGAGUCCACUUUAUAAUUCUGAUUCGCUGGAAUAAAUCCAAGACCACCAGCAAAUCUAUUUAUGUUAGCAGUACUUUGGCACUGAUUAAGUGGCUCUGUGCAUGCGGCCUUGCAAGUGUCAGCGUGUGCCCUGCACCAGGAAGCGGUAGUCUGCAAAAUAAAUUAUUGCAGACUUGAAAAGCAAUUGGGGAAACCCUGAAUGUAAUGUUAGCCAAUUUGGAGAAUGGGAGUCUAUGCAUUGACUAUGGAAGGAUUAAAAAAAAUGGAUAGGCUGGGCUUCCAGGAAGGAGGAGAGGCAUGCCAAUCAUGGAGACAUGUAAUGAAGAGAUGGGGAGCUGAGUUCAGGAGCAGAUUAUAUUGCAGCUGUUCCAGAAGUCCCAGUGCAGUUGUGAUAAGCAGGAUGACAAUGCUGGAGACUACCAGAAUCAAGGCUGAGCUGAGAUCAGGAGCCAGACAGCCUACCCAAGAACCUGGUAGUAGGAACUUGGAUGUAUAGAUGAUAGGCUGAGGAAUGCAGAGCAGGACCUUGAACUGCAGACCAAUUAGAAGCAAUCUCAGGCAAUGGCUGCAAGCGCUUGCCAGCUGAGUCCCUAUUUCACAGUCCCCAUCACUUUUUUAUGAACCAAAUGGAUUAUUUUUCCAGUGCAAACUGAGACACAAGGCAAAGGGUUCUCCAGUGCUUCUCCCUUCUGCUCAGCUGAUGUGAACAGCUUUGACAGAGUUCAUAUACAAUACAGCUGAGGGUUGGCUCCUGCAAGGGAGAGUGGGAAAGGGAAGGAUUUUCCAAACUGUCUAUUGAAGUUUACAUUGGAGGAGAGGGGAUUAAAGAGCCCUUUGCCCAUGACUCGGCUUGCAGAGGCCUCAUGAUUUGAUGACAUGCAUCCUAUUUGGUUGGAGAUGUUGUGCCUUCAGCCAUUACAGCUGCCAAGGAUAGAUAGGUGCAUAAAACCUUUCAUGGAGUGGACAGAAAGGUUUAUCUUCUUCUCUUGUAAUACUGAAACUCAGGGCCACCCAAAGAAGCUGAAAUUCAGGACAAACAAAAUCAAGUACUUUUUCAUGCAGUGCUUAGUUAAACUAUGGCAUUUGCAAGAAGGAGUGAUGACCAUCAACUUGAAUGGCUUUAAAAGAAGAUUAUAAAUUUUCAUUGGCUACUAGCCAUUAUGACUAUUUUAUUUCCCCUGUUGGAGUCGGUAUAGUUGCUGAGAAUCACAGGUGGGGAGAGUGCUGUUGUGCUAAUAUCCUGUUCGUGAAAAAAGCACACCAAGAACUCAGGCCAAUGUAAGUUGCAAUAGUGGGAGUGGUCCCUACUCGCAAAUCAAUAGUCAAUAGUAACAAAAACUAAUCCAUUCAAAAGUAUGUAUUCUGACAAGGAUUACAAACUCAAAUAGAGAUUACAAACUCUAACAGAGAUUAUAAACUCAAACUCAUAAAGAUAUGUAUAACACAAUAAUUCGUUACAGAAUUAGAAAUAAGAGUUUAUGAGUUAAGUUCAUGUUAGUCCAUAGUCAGAUUCAACGUGAAGAGUUUCAAUUAUUGAGCAGAAGUCAGAAGUCAAUUAUGGAUCAGAGACCAGGACAGGGCCCUGUUUCGAUGUAUUCAUCUUCAUCAGAUAGUUUUUAAAGGGUUGUGUAAGUUUGAAGACUUUCGGAUAAAUAUAUCCUGUUAUUUUCUACAUUUCUCAGGGAUAACAACUAUGUGUGGGUAGAUCAACGUGUAUCUUGAGCUUUUCUGUGUGUUUCCCACAUGCGUUUCCCAACCAACUGAUCCAGCAGGGCUUUCUGUAUGUUCUGUGUCCAAAUUUUAUUUGUGUUUGCUGAGUCAGCUUACCAAAAGUUCCAUAGAACUCAUUAUUAGUUCUAGCUCCUUUUGAUGGCAUAGUUGGGUUGUCUAGGAGAAACUAAUCCUGAUGAGGAAUGGUUGAGGGAGCUGGGUAUGUUGAGCCUAGAGAAGAGAAGACUGAGAGGUGGCAUGAUAGCUAUAUUCAAAGAUCUGAAGGACUUGUUUUCUCCUGUUCCAGAGGGAAGGACUCACAGCCAAUAUGGCUCCUGUGCUCUUUAGCAGCCUCAGCCUUUGUAAUUGGAGUCAGUCAGGGACCUGCCCUCCCAGGCCAGGUGCAAAAGUCCUGCAAGGCAAGGAGCAGGUCCCCCAAGACUCACAGCUAAGAUGGUCUUACAAGAAAGGAGAUUCUGAUUAAACAUUAGAAAUGGCUUUCUGAUGGUAAGAACUAUUUGACAGUGGAAUGGACUAGCUCAGAAGGUGGUGGACGCCCCUUCACUGGAGAUUUUUAAACAGAUGACCAUCUGACAGGGUUUCUUUAGUUGUGAUUCCCACAUUGCUGAGGGUUGAACUGCAUGACCACUGGGGUCCCUUCCAACUCUACAAUUCUAUGGACACAGUGCUGAUUUUGGGGUGUUUCUGUGCCAGUUCUUGGCGUGGGUUCAGUUCCCAGGGUUGGCAGAAAGGGAUGAAACACAGUAACUCACAUACAUCCACUCAAGUCAAGAUCCAAAGGGAAUAUGUAAUAGGCACAAAAAUCAGAAUGAGAGGGGUUGAGUCCCACUGCAGGAGCUCCUAGACUUGGGCUUUCAAUUCGUCCAGAUGUCUGAUACAUGCUGUACUUCAAAGGUAGCGCAGCUUCUCUGCAGGACACCUAAGCUCUACUCAACGAUGGUGGUGAUUUCUUCCCUAACUUACCCUGUGGUUAUUGGCAUAUGCCCUGAAGCAUGGGAUUUGAUUAUCCUUCUCAUUAUCUUAGCUACAAAUGUUAUUAGUAGCCAUAAAAUUGCUCAUUAAAGCAAGAGGGAUUACUUGCCUGUGCCACCAAGGGAGAUAAUAGAUAAUUUACUAAACAGGUUCAGCUGAAAUCCUGUCUGGUUUCCCCACCCUCCUGCUCCUCUUCCUUUUUUUGAAAGAGAGGGAGUCAGAGAAAGAGAACCACCCCCAUUGCAGCAUCUUGUACUCUCCAAAUGAGUUCCAGGGACAUCUAUAUCCUUGAUGAACUUCUGAUAAUUGUAGGGCUAUACACUUAAGGCCAGUUAAUCUCUCUCCCCCUCCCCCGUUUCCCCAAAGUGAUUUCUGUGCCUAGUGAUACAUGCAUCUUGCUUCACAGGAUCAUAAAUACACUUAACAUUAUUUUUAGAUAUGCUUUUCAGAGUGCACAGAGCACACUUCACAGACAUGUCUGGUUGUAAAGUCUCCUACAGCAAGCCUGGUAGGUAGAUCAGUAUUGUGUGCCCCUCGCCCCCAUUUUGCAAAUGGGAGCAGGAGCUGGUGUGUGUGUGUGUGUGUGUGUGUGUGCAUACCCUCCAACAUUUCUCCGAUGUAAAUAGGAAUGUCCCAUUCCAUAAUGGUAAUUUAUUGAAUACCCCACACAUCUUACUGGGUUGCCCCAGCCACUCUGGGAAGCUUCCAACAGAUAUGAAACCAUAAUAAACAUUUUUAAAAGCUUCCCUAUACAGGAUUACCUUCAGAUGGCUCGGGGGUUGGAUUGUUGGUUUCUGCUUUCCUUCACUGUGCAGCUCUGCUUGUCACGAGACAGGUGUUUACAUUCCACAGUCUGUACUGUUGGAGUUUCUCACGGGAAAGGGAGACUGGAUGUGACGUACACUGGUUUCCUGUUUUUCACUGUGUGAUUCUCUCCGAGCUGUUGAGGAGAGAGGAUGCAUUUUUCUGCUCCGGCAGAGGCAAGAUGUCUUUCUGUAAUAUACCAGCUUUGAACUGUAAAUAAAGCAAUAUAGAGUAUGUAGCACGUAUUCCUCAUCCUUCCGCUGGGCACGAGACUCUGCUUUAAAUCAACACGUGGUUAUGGGCCCAGAGGUCGAAUCGGAGUGCCGGCAAAGGAUCGGAAUGCAGAGGGAUGGAUCGGAACGGAAUCUGCUCUGCGCGUAGAGGUGAUUGAUGAGGUAUGUGCUACUGCUCCAGGCAGCCUGCCAGCUUCAAGUUAAUGGCUUUAUGGCUGGACUUUGAACUUUUAAAGCCGGUUUUGCCGGGAAUAGGCAAAGGCUCCCAGGCACAAGUCACUAUGCUGGGGAAAUCGAAAGUAACUUUUAAGUGCGCUUUUGUAAUAAAGCAGCUGCAGCAGUGACGCAGCAAGAUUUAAAGCAGCAUACAUGACGCUGAAGGCUAAUGCCAGAGUCAUGAUGGCCCUUCAGGAUGCUUGUGGGAUUCCUAAGCUCAACAAGAAAAAUUACAGCGACUGGGUUCAGUAUGCAGAGGCAAUUCUGCGGAAAGAGGGUUUGUUUGAGGUGAUUACAGGAACCCCCCCAGUGCCAGUCACAGAUGCAUGGAAAGCUAAGGAUUCCAAAGCAAGGGGAACUCUUACAUUGAUAGUAUCCCCAGAAGAGCUCUGUCUAUUGCGUGAUAAGACCUCAGCCAGAGAAAUUUGGGACGCUCUGAGAGAGGCUCACUUAAGGACAGAAGCUGGAUCCACUAUGUUUUACUUUAACAAGCUGCAUAAUAUGGCUCUUGCUGAAGGUGGAGAUGUGCGUUUACAUCUGAUAGAGAUGCAAAAUCUGAGACAUGAGCUGCAACAGAGAGGACUCAACUUUCCAGAGGCUGUGUAUUCUUUCAUGAUACUACAAUCUUUGGGUUCAGGUUGGGAGUCUGUUGCAACCCAGAUUGCUGUGCAACCAACUGCUCAGCUGACAGUGGACUUUGUUACUGCCGUGAUUUUAAAUGAAGCAGAUCGCCGGGGUGCUAGCUGCAUGGGCAAGGGGAGUCUUCACAGACGUCAUCCCAUAGUGCAGUGGAACCACCAGAUGGCGCCAAAGCUUUGAAGGCAGUGAAAUGCUACUCGUGUGGACGUCUAGGCCAUAUGAAGAGGGAAUGCAGACAUCCCAGGGCCAAGACAGAGCAGCGCAGCGAAAGCUCAUCGCGCGGAAAAGGCCGAGGCAAAGGCAAAGGUCCGGUGUCUAGGACAACGCAGCACAAGGCUAUGGUUUCACGCUUCACUCCAAAGGUUGCAGAGGUCCAGAAGACGUCUAGAUCUUUCUUCGUUGUUGAUUCAGCGGCCACCCACCACAUGUGCAACGAUAAGAGACUGUUUGAGUCUUUUACACCGCAGGAAGGUGCGAUUCACCAGGCGGAUGACCACACUAUUCCCAGUAAAGGCUACGGAACUGUUGUUCUUCACAGUUUGGACUUAUCGAUACAGAAUGUGCUUUACGUGCCAGACGCCAAACAUAAUCUGCUCAGCGUUGGACAGCUGAAUGAGCAGAACAUUGACGUUUCCUUCAAGAACAAGAAGUGCAUCAUCACAAAGAAAAAUGAUUAUGUAUUGCAUGCAGAAUAUGUUGAUCAUUUGUUUGUUUUGUAUUAUGAUGAUGUGGUGCAGGAUGACACUUGUUGCAUUGCAGGUUCUAACAAAAGUUUGCAUGCAGAAUGUAUUCACGAUUUUCAUCGAAAAUUUGGUCAUUUGCAUUUUGAGGCAGUAUCUAAAAUGCCUGCCUUGGUUGAAGGUAUGACUGAUUAAACCCUGCAAGUACCACAUGAAGUGCAAAGCAUGCGCAGCAAACAAGGUGAAAAUGGCUGCGAAAGGUAAGGUGUCUAGUAGGAAAGCUACAGAACCAUACCAGGUUGUUCAUGCUGAUUUGGUUGGACCACUAGCGCCCUCUUUGGGUGGAAAUAGAUACUUCAUGGUUCUCAUUGAUGCAUUUUCUAGAUAUAUUUUUGUGUACAAUCUCAAGCAGAAAUCGGAGGCUUUUCCUAGGUUCAAGGAAUUCUGUGCUUGGUUGGAAAAUGUGCAUGGUAAGAAGAUAAAGACUCUUUUCAGUGAUCGCGGGGAAUUCACUUCUCAGCAGUUUGAAGCUUUUCUGACUGAGAAAGGAAUUCAACACGAUUUGUCUAGUCCUCGCUCGCCAUGGCAGAAUGGACUUGCGGAACGGGCAAAUCAGACAUUGCUUCAAGGCUUAAAAACCUUGCUGCAUGAUGCCAAUCUUCCAGAGAGUUAUUGGGCCGAAUCUCUCUCGUGUUUUGUUUACAGUUACAAUCGCAGGUUAUCUUCAGCGAUUGGUUGUACCUCUAUGAGAAGAUGUUUGGCAAGAAGCCAUACAUCAAACACAUGAAGAUUUUUGGUUCUGACAUAUGGGUUCGCUCACCACAAAACUCCAAGUUAGACAAGCGUGGAUUGCAUGGUAUCUUUCUAGGUUAUCAGAAAGGGUCUUACAGAAUAAUGAUGACUGACUCUAAGACAAUUAAGCUCACGAGAAGUGUCGAGUACAAUGCAAAGUGGGGGAGAAUGUGGGAAUUUUCCAAUGUUAUCCUGAUGACGGUGAUGAGACUGAGGAUAGUCAAAAGCAACCACAACAGCCCACACCCACUGAUGAAGGUUCUGAGUCUGAAUCUGAAACUGAAUCGGGUGAUUCAGAGGAUUUCGAGAGUGCGAAAGCCUCUAUGCGACCCUCUGAAAGCUCUGAUCAAGAAUUGGAGGAACCAUUGUUCACAAUAGGUCGUUUUCUCCUAAGAAGGAAGAGGAGAGUGUUGAAGACUUAAGGCUAAUUCGUAGGUCACAGAGAGCCACAAAAGGCAAACCUCCAAAGAGAUUUGCUGAUGAGUUUGCUACGAUAGCAGUAACAGCUGUUAAAAGCUCCAAGAAGGUAUUUGAACCUUCAAGUUUCCAAGAAAUCCAGGGUUUGGAUUCGAAGGAAGCUGAGCCAUGGUUAAAUGCCAUGAAGGCUGAGCUUGAUUCCUUAGAAAGGAACAAAACAUGGGAGCUAGUUCCAGUAGUUCCAGGAAUGAAACUGCUUGGAAGCAAAUGGGUCUUCAAAGCGAAGACAGAUCAAAAUGGCAAGAUAGUCAGACACAAAGCCAGAUUGGUAGCCAGAGGUUUUGCACAGGUACCAGGUGAAGACUAUCACGAGACCUAUUCACCCACAGUGAGAUAUGAAAGCAUUAGGCUUAUGCUUAAGCUAGCUGCAGAGGAAAAUCUACACAUUAGUCACCAUGAUAUUAAUACAGCUUUUCUGUACGGAUCUCUAGAUGAAUCACUUUAUAUGCUUCCACCUGAUGGCGUACAGGUAAAACAGGGAUUUGUUUGUGCUCUGAAGAAAUCCCUUUAUGGUCUCAAACAAAGUGCACGGUGUUGGCACACAAAACUCACUGAAGUAUUGUUUUCUCUAGGUUUUCAGCAAGGGAAAGCUGAUCCAUGUGUAUUUGUCAAAGAGGAGGGGCAAAAGAAACUGUACUGUUUGUUUUAUGUUGAUGAUUUAUUAUUCUUUUGGAAAGAUGUUGCAAUGUACAAUAGCGCCCUAGCUCAACUGAAAGAGCACUUUGACAUGAAAGAUCUUGGUGAGGUAAACAACUACCUAUCUCUGGAAAUAGAGAAAGAUCAAGAUGGUAACAUUCUAGUACACCAGUCACGGAAAAUUGCUGAUGUGUUAAGCAAACUAAAUCUGAUGGAUGCUAACCCUGUAGACACACCGAUGACAACAGGUUAUCAGGUAGAUGACACUGAAGAAGCAUUUUCUGACACUACACUGUACAGGAGUGUGCUAGGCAAGCUAAACUUCAUUGCCAGAUGUUCAAGACCAGACAUUGCUGUUAGCUGUAAUUUGCUAAGCAGACAAGUCAACAAUCCUAGUGUCAAGCAUUGGAAAGCUCUGAAACGCAUAGCGCGGUAUUUGAAAGGCACUAUGCAUUACAGACUGAGAUUUAACAAUCAGAAGUCUGGUGGUCUUGAGAUAUUUGCAGAUGCAAGUUUUGGAAGUGACACUACAGACAGGAAAAGUACGUCUGGAGUUUGCUACAUGUACAAUCAGAGUCUGUUUGAUUGGUCAUGCAAGAAGCAAACAACAGUUAGCUUAAGUACUUGUGAAGCCGAACUGAAUGCACUGUCUUAUUCACUUAAGGAUUGUGAAUGGUUAGUACAAUUGUGCAAAGAUAUGAAAAUUCCUGUCAAAUGUCCAAUCCAGGUUUACCAGGACAACAAAGCAUGUUUGGCUUUGCUGAAGUCUGAAGGUUGUAAGCAAAGCACAAGCACUUACAAUUAAAGUUGCAGCAUGCUAGGGAAUGUAUUCAGAAGGGACUCGUAACGGUGUCCUAUAUGCCAGGUAAUGAAAUUCCUGCUGAUGUAUUGUCCAAGAUUGUAUCAAGGGAUCAACACUGUACCUAUGUGCAGAAGUUGGGUUUGUACUGAUAUUGUGCAAACACGCUGCCCAGUGAUGUUCACAGAAAGGGGGAGGAUGUUGGUUUCUGCUUUCCUUCACUGUGCAGCUCUGCUUGUCACGAGACAGGUGUUUACAUUCCACAGUCUGUACUGUUGGAGUUUCUCACGGGAAAGGGAGACUGGAUGUGACGUACACUGGUUUCCUGUUUUUCACUGUGUGAUUCUCUCCGAGCUGUUGAGGAGAGAGGAUGCAUUUUCUGCUCCGGCAGAGGCAAGAUGUCUUUCUGUAAUAUACCAGCUUUGAACUGUAAAUAAAGCAAUAUAGAGUAUGUAGCACGUAUUCCUCAUCCUUCCGCUGGGCACGAGACUCUGCUUUAAAUCAACACGUUACCCUCCAAUACUUCUCCAAUGAAAACAGGGACAUCCUAAGAAAAAGUGGGACACUCCAGGAUCAAAUCAGAAACUGAGAUGGCUUCUCUGAAUCAGGGACGUCCUUGGAAAAUAGGGACACAUGGUGCCCUUCAGAUGUUGCUGGACUACAACUCCCAUAAUCUCUGACCAUUGCCCAUAAGCUAGGGCUUAUGGGAGUUGUAGUUUAGCAAUUUCUGGGGGAUGCCACAUUGACUACCCCUGACCUAGGGCAAUACAGUGUCAUAAAAAGGCAACAUAACUACUCUGCUGUCUCCCAUCCAAGUAGGCUUUUCUCUAUACCAGUUCAGUGUCUCACACUAAUUAGUAUUAAGCAACUUUAGGAUCCGGUUGGCCGCUGUGAGAACAGGACUAGAUGGGCCAUUGAUCCAGGAGACUCUUCUGAUGGAUACUCAAAAAUGUUGCAGCCCAAACUCUCACUCUGGGCAACCUAUAAAGGAUGGGGUUUGGGGUUUGUAGGAAGCAGGCAGGAAUAGGCUGACAGCUGCCUCCUGUCAUUGUGCUUCUGUCUUGCUUAAUUAAAAAUAAUGCAAGUGUCAAUGACAAGGCUUUAAUAAACAAAGCUCAUCCCACACACCUUUAUAAGUGUCUGAGCGGAGAGCUGGUGGCUUUCGGAAAAAUCGUGUCUCAGACUCAGGUGCAAAUAUAACCACCAGUUAUUUGAAAACCCCGUCCAAGAAACCCAGGUGAUAAAAAUAACACAAUAGGGUGAUACUGCUUUCCAAAACAAGGAUUCACAAUUGCAUUUCAUGCUUUGUAGUUGCCAAGGAAUUCUAACUUGUGCAGGUUUGAAUGGUGGUGGUGAGGAGGUAGUGACUUUAUGUAUAAUCAGGGCAAUGGGAAGAGUGUACAGAUAACCCCAUCACUUUAUUUUUUUUAGUGUUGGGAAAAUUGGGUCAAUUAGCUUUUGGUGAACAAAAACAGCCAUUUAAGCGGAUCCAUAAAUGGGGCUCAAUUUGUUUACCCCUAGGUGGUCUGAACAUCAUGCUCAGAAUUUGCUACUGUUGACCUGCCCUUGCACGAACAUUUCCCGCUGGUGCUAUCAGCAAAGUCAUUUGGCAGCUUGUAGCACUGGUUUUAGCUUCCUCCAUCUAGCUUGUAAGAGUGCUGUUAUUCCCUUGCUAGUGGCAGCGCCUUCUCAGUAUUCAGCACCACGGAGAGCUCAGGGUUGAUAAUGGGUAGUAAGAAAUGUGUGAAGAAAUUAUCAGCAGAAGAGCAGACACUCUCAUAGGGGAUUAAUUGAGACCACAAAUUCAGAGUAGUUUGCCAUUUUGGGUUGCUCCUUCAGGGUCAUCAUGAGAAUGAGAGAGUCCCCUUUCGAUUUGUUGUUCUUGGGGCAUUAUUGUUUUUUAAGGGAGAUUUUUUUAAAAAAAUUGAUUGACUGGGAUGCUCCCUGGGAAGUGGUGAGUGAAACUAUGCUGGGGACUUCACCUGACUCACCACGGGACAAGAGUCUGUUGGUGGGAAAGUGUUUAAUCUCCUUAGGUGGGAGAUGGAAAGAGGGUUUUCUAUUGCCCCAGGUGAGAGAUGAGGAGGAAAUGACCUCUCCUUCCGAUGCUGUUCUUGGAUUUUUCUUAUUCAGAGGACUCCUUUUUCAGUACACAAUGAUUAAUUAAUUGAACGUUGAGUGUUUUGUUGAAGCAGGAAUUGAAUAGAUGGAGUGAUGCGGCUGAGUGAUGUGAUAGUUGAAUGAUAGUGUUAAAUAGAGGUGGUGUAAUCUGAUUGGCUUUGUGUAGUGUGAAUGUGUGUUUCAGGGCUGGGAAACCUUUGUUGUCGAACUACAGCUCCCAUCAGCUCCAGCCAGCAAGCCAAUAGUCAUAGAGAAUGGGAGUUGUAAUCCAACAAACAUAUGGAAAGCCAAAAAUUCCUCACCCCUGAUGUACGUGAAUGAUUUUACUGAUUGUAUUAUUAUGCUAUGUGCUUUUGUGUGAUAUUUAUGACAUUUUCUAGAUGAUACUAUCAUUAUGUUGUGUUUUGAUGUUGUAUUUUGUAUUUUGAUGUUUCGUAUAUGAUCUGCUUUUGCAGUUCUUAUUUAUUUUACUCGUGCACAUUGUUUUGUGACAUUUAUUGGUUGCUUUAUCAUGUUGCUUUACUAAACUGUGGAAUUAUUAGUAUGGUUUGGUUUUGAAUGUUGAUUUUGUAUUUUAUAGUUUUGUAUUGAUUAUUUUAUGCUGGCAUGUGUAAACUGCUGAGAAAUUUAUGAUGGAAUAUUUAGCAGCGUGCAACUUACUUAACUAGGCAACUGAAUAGUAAAUAUAUAUUGAAGGAGGAGGUGAAUCACCAUUAUCAGCAGAAGUUCCUAACCCUUCUGUACUUUGUGGCAAGGCAAUGAAAAUUCUGCAGAAAUGUGAUAAAUUACAGAAUAUCCUGUUCCUCAGUACUUGGGAACUAACACUGUGAUUAAAACAAAACUGCAGAGGGGUGGGUAAUACAUGAGAGAAAAAAUAUUUUAAGUGUACUGAACUUUGUUUUGCAGAAUUUUCAGACAACACCAAUGGAUUUGGAUGCCAUUCCUGAUAUUUGAAACACUUGCAGGUUGCAUUUGAUGUCAAAAAAUCAUGCCAACUGAAUAUUGAGAGAUCCUGAAUGUGGAAGGUUUUCUUCCGCUCCUCAGCCAUUCUUCCUAGUGUUGACCAGCGAGUCAGUAGUUUGCUGUGAGUGCUGGCCAGAUCUAAAGUGGUCUUUAAAGCCUCUUUGGCUAACCAUUAAACUGAACCGACCUUAUGCGAAUUGAAACAGAAGCACUGUAAUGUUUAUUUUUUUUAAAAAAAAGAGAGAAAAGUAGAAAAUGGUGGGGAAGAAGAGUGAAAGAUACAAAAUUUAUAUAAUUAAUAUAAAUUUAUAUUGGUUCAGCACUAGUUUAACUGGCAUGGCUCCUUGCUCCCUUGCCCCAAACCUAGGAACGGUAAUUUGACUCAGAUAAUAAGGAUUUUCUGCUAGAAAUUGCUACCCCACCCAAAGAACUACCAUCUGCAAUAAGCUAGUAAGUUUGCAGUGCAGAUAUGCCCAGAGGAAGAAAAAGUGUGUGAGAGAAAACAAUGAGACAAGAGAAGUGGGAACCUCUCUCUCUCUCUCUCUCUCUCUCUCUCUCUCUCUCUGUGUGUGUGUGUGUAUGUGAGAGAGAGAGACCUGUGGGUUGUAUUCAGUGUAGCACUAAGAUUAAUGAUCUAUCAGCACAAUAAUUUCUCUUUGUGCAAUGACAUGUUCUCCACCUCUCCUAACUUCCAAGAGUGCAUUUGAGAUCGUAUUGGGGGGAGGAGAAAAGGAAAACCCCAUUGUGCUUGUGCUAAUCCUUGCACUAGGACGAAUAUUUUGUUGAACACCCCCCUAUGAUGCAGGUUGGAUUUAAAAGCAUGUCUUGGAUCUGAAAACUUUGAAGACCUCUGAACUGGCUGAAUAGUUCUGAAAUAGCGAGAGAGGUGCGCAUACCUGCCUUUGAGCCGCAUUGUAUGGUACACGUGUGUCUAUACUGGUUAUUAGAAGGCUGGUUCAGAUGUUGAUAGGCCUGGGGCAAGCUGAGGAGCAGGCAGGAGGUCAGAUAGAGGAGGCAGUCAGGCAGAAAUGAACAGAAGCUGUGUAUCUUCCCCUGGAGACCAGCUGCUCAGAUUGCAAAGCGGCAGAGCUUAGAGAUGGAAGUGAAAGGUGGCUGGGAAAGUAGCUCAGUGGCAGAACAUCUGCUUUGCAUGCAGAAGGCCACAGGUUCAACCCCCAGCAUCUCCAAGUAGGGCUGGUAGAAACUCCUGCCUUAAGCCCUGGAGACCCACUGCCAAUUAGUGUAAGGAAUACUGAAUUAGAUGGACCAGUGGUCUGAUUCAAAGGUGGGUGGCUUCUUAGGUUCCUAAGGCUAAGAAAGCCAAUUUUCCAUUACAGAGAAAGCUCUCUGCAUUUACAAGUGCAUGCUCUGUAUACUUCUUGCAUUAAACAAGAGAUAAAGCACAGGGAAGGGUGAUGUAUAGCUACUUCUGGCUGCAUUGUGAGCAAGAUCCUCUGCAGUCUUCAUGCAUACAGAAACGUUCUGCGAAUGGGCCUUGGACUGCUGUUUUCUUUGUUUCCUCUUUCAUUACCAUGAGACUGUAGCUUGAAAUUAGAUACUUCCCACCCGAAUGAACAGCCUCACUUCCAUCCCAGGUACAGCUGGGAACAUCUCCCAACUGAAACCCCAGUCAAUGUAGACGAGACUGAGACAGAUGGACCAGUGGUCUCCCUCAGCAGAAAGCAGCUUCUUGUGUUCUUAUAGAAUCAUUGGAUUGUAGAGUGGGAAGGGACCCAAGGGUCAUCUAGUCCAACCCCCUGCAAUGCAGGGAUUUUUACUGUGGUUAGUUCACUCCUACCUAGGAGGCUUCUGUCAUCAUCAACAAACCUUUUAUUGGCAUCACAUCCAAACAUCCAAAACAAAUCAAUACAGAAUUACCACUUCCCCAGUGGCACAAAACAUUUGCUAAAAGAAAGGAGGCAGAGCAGUCUAUUGUCACAUCUCUAGGUCUCCAGGGAGAUCAGGCGUCUGCAGUGUAUUUCUACGACAAAAAACCAAAUAGAGAUAUUAGUGAGCCCCAGUAAUAGAAAAUGUAUGACCUCCAACUCUGGUUUCCAUUUGGGGAUGCAGAGUUGAUCUAGAAAUUGCUGAUGGAGAUCAGCAAAUAGUUUACAGUUAAGAACCAUAUGUGUGAGGGUUUCCACCAGGUGGUCUUCACAUGGGCAAGUUCUUUCUCCUUCCACCCUGCCUGAGACCCUUCCCCAAAGGAGGUUUGAUGGAUUUGAAUUAAACCUGGCCAGCGAUACUGCCCUUCUUUCUUGAGGGUUAAGCAGAAAUUCAAGGUAAUUGUGGUUAGUUACAUGUGCCCAAGAAAGUUGAAAAUAAAGAGGGAACACAUUUUCUCUGCUGCUACUGUUAGUUCCUGGCGCUCAAUAUGGAGGGUUCUAGAGUGUGCAGUGUCUGCAGUUAUCAUCUCCACGCAGCUAGCUGUCUCCUGGCAGUUCAGACUAAAAGUAACCCACACUGGGCUCCAAAGUUUGUCUGGCAGUGCCACAGUGCGUUACAAUUGACAUAAGAUGGAGCAUCACACACACAGUCAGUGGUUUCCUGAUACUGUUGUCCUAAGACAAGUGAGCUAUUGGCUCGGGAAAGCUUUGCAAGUCUGUUCUGUGGUGUUCCUUCUUGGUAAUGUUCCCUCCAAAAAAAUUUAUCCAUCCUUCUGGCCUCCACAAUUCUGGCCUCCUUCCUUCCUUCAUUUCAGUGAUUCAUUACCUCUGAAUCCUCCUGCUUUUGGAUGUCUGGAAGUACAAUCACAGAUAUACAUUUCCUUUGGAUUCGCCUUGCAUGCACAAGAGAAUUUGGAGGAGUUUCCCCACCCACGCUCUGCUAGGUAUAGAUCUGGUUGCCAAAAAGGACAGCAAGUAAAAGAACAGUCAGUUCUUCCUCAAGUGUAUAAUCUAAUAAACCUAGAGGAUGGAGCAAAUUAUAGAUUAAAAUAUCUAGCUCUGUUAAGAUAUCCCCCCUCACUUUACUCAUUAAAAUGAACAGUUAAUGUCAGCCAGGAAUAAAGCCGAUAUCUGGUGUAUUUAUAGUCACGUACACUAAAAACAGCCCCGGGGUGCCUGAUUUUUCAUGGAACCUGCAUACAGUGAUUUGGCCUUUCUCAUUCAGGCACAUAACGACCCUGCUCUUUAAAACCAUGUGACAAGUUUGGCCAUUUCUCCAUUCCACCCAGUUUUUUUUAGUAGGAGACUUUAAAAGAGGAUCACACAAUUUCAAGCGCUUUGUGUUUGUGGGAGGGGCAACAGUCAGGCAGGCAACAGUUGAACAACAAGUAUUAUUUACAUAUGCAUAAAUGAAUGCAAUGUGUUUCUCUCCCUUGAGCCCAAGAGAGGGUUUAGUAGCCCUUUUUCUUUCAAAACUCCUUUGCAGCAGAGGAACACUUUUGACUUUUGCGCAAUUGGCUUCUUUGUUUGGUGAAAGUGAGCAUGAAAAUUUCAACAUGAAAACUGAACAUGAAAAUUAACCAAUUGACUUUAGUGUCUACUACUUCACACAAAAGCACAUGUGCAGUUGCAGGCAGUUCUGAUUAGUCCUCAACACUGUGUAUGUGUGUGUCUGUCCAUGCUUGCAAGGAGAAAUGUAACUUGUUCACGGUCUGAUCAUGGAUAGAGGAACAAAGCAAGCUGCUUUAUACAGAUUCAGACCACUGGUCCACCUAGCUCAGCAUUACCCAUACUGACUAGUAGCAGAUCUCCAGAGUUUCAUACCUGCCUUUCUUGAAGAUGCCAAGGACUGAAACCAAGAUCUUUUGCAUGCUAAGCAGUUGCUCUGCUAUUGAACCAUAGCCCUUCCCAAUACAACCACAUGGGGGUGCGAUGUAGUGGUUAGGGUGUCUGACUAGGAGACCAGGGUUGAAAAUACCCACUCAUCUGUGGAGCUCGCUGGGUGGUGUUGGGCCAAUCACUCACUCUUGGCUUAAGCCACCUCACAGAGCUGUUGUGGGCAUUAAACGAGGAGGGGAAGAACUAAGUAGGCAAGCCACCUUGAGCUCCUUGGAGAAAACGGUGGGAUAUAAAUGCAAUGAAUGAAUAAAUAAAUGUAGGUGAAUUACUGCUACGUAUAUCUGCAAUUCCAGAAGGCAGAGGGGACCUGGCUUGUUUAUGUGUAACUUUUGAGCGCAGCUCCUUUGUUGUUGUUGUUGUUUAGUCGUUUAGUCGUGUCCGACUCUUCGUCACCCCAUGAACCAGAGCACGCCAGGCACUUCUGUCUUCCACCGCCUCCCGCAGUUUGGUCAAACUCAUGCUGGUAGCUUCGAGAACACUAUCCAACCAUCUCGUCCUCUGUCGUCCCCUUCUCCUUGUGCCCUCCAUCUUUCCCAACAUCAGGGUCUUUUCCAGGGAGUCUUCUCUUCUCAUGAGGUGGCCAAAGUCUUGGAGCCUCAGCUUCAGGAUCUGUCCUUCCAGUGAGCACUCAGGGCUGAUUUCCUUCAGAAUGGAGAGGUUUGAUCUUCUUGCAGUCCAUGGGACUCUCAAGAGUCUCCUCCAGCACCAGAAUUCAAAAGCAUCCAUUCUUUGGCGAUCAGCCUUCUUUAUGGUCCAGCUCUCACUUCCAUACAUCACUACUGGGAAAACCAUAGCUUUUACUAUACGGACCUUUGUUGGGAGUUCCUUUAGGUGCUGUUUUUGGAAUACUAGAGGGGGUCUAUGAAAUGGGAGAAUCUGGAGAUUGCACCAAGCACUAUCUCCCUUCUCCAGCGAAUUUAGCAUUAACUGUUGACUCACAUUUAUAUUUCCCCAAGUGAGGGCCUUCCUAGUGCUGGCUGUGCCAAAUAUUAGGUGUAAACUGCCUCAUCAAACAGAUCAAAGUGCUUUCUCUUUGCAGGUUAAUUAUGGGAAAAAACAACAACAAUCCAUGAAUUUUCCUGUUAAGGCUGAGCUACUUUAUCUUGAAUUUCCAAGGGAAUAAAUCUUUCCUUUUGCAAACUGUUCUAAAAUAAAAGAAGGGGAGUUAUUUAUAGUUCACGACCUCUCUUCUGGUGAAGCAUCAAAGACUGUGUGCUUGUGUAUGAACUACAAUUAUCCCAGGGGGAUGAACAAUGAUUAUAGGGCUCCCCCUAGAGGCUUCAAGGAGCGCAGUCAUAGCUAAAGUAACCUGCAGGAACACCUGAUUACAAAGAGGAGUAUCUAACCAGGUGUGUGGCACGGUCCUGUUCAAUUCAGUUGGUGAAUCUGGGCUCGCACCCUCAUCUGUAUACUUUGGCUUUUUUUGCAAUGAACAAUGAAUGAAUGUGGUUCCAGGUACUCGAGCAAGCAGCCAGGAUGCUAUUUUUAAGAAUUUGCAAGAGACUAAGUCACUCUGGGGGGAUGCGGGUGGCACUGUGGGUUAAACCACAGAGCCUAGAACUUGCCGAUCAGAAGGUAGGUGGUUCGAAUCCCCGCGACGGGGUGAGCUCCCAUUGCUCGGUCCCAGUUCGAAAGCACAUCAAAGUGCUCUGCUUCGCCAGAAGUGGCUUAGUCAUACUGGCCACAUGACCUGGAAGCUGUACGCCAGCUCCCUCGGCCAAUAAAGCGAGAUGAGCGCCGCAACCCCAGAGUUGGUCACGACUGGACCUAAUGGUCAGGGGUCCCUUUACCUUUACCUUUAAGUCACUCUGGCUAACUUGCAUGUGGGAAAAGGACCAGGUAGAACUCUCAUUAUCUCCUUAAAGCUUUUAAGGAGGAUCUGUUUUCACAUCCAGCUGACAGUCAUCUAUAGCAAUUAAAUGUGAACAAAUCAUGUGAUGCAAAUCAUUGCAUGAACUGAUUGUUAAGGAAUGUGUAAACUUACUACUUUGUUUUUUUUUAAAGCAAUUUAUUGGGUUUUACAAUAAAAAUAAACAUAGUAAACAAUAUAACAUUUGUCUUAACAUAGUUUCACAUUUUCUUUGGACUUCCUCACAUCCCCCGCUCCCACUUUCAUCGUUAUAACAUUUUGUCAGCAAUUUAUCAUCUUAUUUAAAUUCUUAUAUCUCUUCAAUGUUUCAUAAUCUUAUAGUUCUCAUAAAGAGUUAAACUUUCACAGUCUUACUUAUUUUCUUAAAAACUUCUAAGUUAAGUGGUGCUCAGUUAUUUAGUCUAGCAUCUUAUUUAGCAUUCACUCAAAUCACAAUAUUUUUGUAGAUAGUUCUUAAAUUUCUUCCAAUCCUCCUCGAUUCUCUCUUCUCCCAGGUCACGGAUUCUGCCGGUCAUUUCAGCCAGUUCCAUGUAGUCUAUCAGUUGCAUCUGCCAUUCUUCCAGUGUGGGUAAAUCUUGAGUUUUCCAAUGUUUUGCAAGAAGUAUCCUUGCUGCUGUUGUUGCAUACAUAAAAAUGUCUGGUCCUUCUUUGCCACCCCUUGGCUGACAAUACCCAGAAGGAAAGCCUCUGGUUUCUUGGUAAAGGUAUAUUUAAAUACCUUUUUCAAUUCAUUAUAAAUCAUUUCCCAGAACGCCUUCACUUUAGGGCAGGUCCACCAGAGGUGGAAGAACGUUCCCUCACACUCUUUACAUUUCCAACACUUAUUAUCAGACAGGUGGUAAAUUUUUGCAAGUUUAACUGGGGUCAUAUACCAUCUAUAAAUCAUUUUCAUUACAUUUUCUUUCAGAGCGUUACAUGCAGUAAAUUUCAAUCCAUUACUCCACAACUUUUCCCAGUCCUCAAACAUAAUAUUAUACCCAAUGUCCUGUGCCCACCUUAUCAUAGCCGAUUUAACCAUUUCAUCUUGUGUAUUCCAUUCCAACAGCAAGUUAUACAUCCUUGAAAGUACCUUAGUCUUUGGUUCUAACAAUUCUGUUUCUAAUUUCGAUUUCUCCACCUGGAACCCUAGUUUCUUAUCAUUUUUAAAAACUUCUUUAAUCUGAGCGUAAUGUAACCAAUCUCGCACUUUGUCUUUCAUUUUCUCCAAACUCUGCAAUUUCCAAUUGUCUCCAUCUUUUCUAGUAUUUCCCAAUAUUUUGGCCAUUUAGCCUCCAUAUUGGGUCUUUUCGGGCCUUAGCUUCCAAAGGUGAAAGCCACCUUGGUGUUUUAUUUUCCAGCAAGUCUUUAUAUUUUGUCCAGACAUUAUACAAUGAUUUUCUGACAAUAUGGUUCUUGAAGGCCUUAUUUGCUUUAACUUUGUCAUACCAUAAAUAUGCAUGCCAUCCAAAAACAUUAUUAAACCCUUCCAAGUCCAACACAUCAGUGUCUUCAAGAAGUAGCCAGUCUUUUAGCCAGCAGAACGCUGCGGCUUCAUAAUACAACUUUAAGUCCGGCAGGGCAAAGCCCCCUCUUUGUUUUACAUCAGUUAAUAUCUUAAACUUGAUUCUGGGCUUUUGCCCUGCCAGACAAACUUCGAAAUAUCUCUCUGCCACUUCUGAAAGCACUCCGUUUUGUCCAAAACCUGAAGUGUUUGAAAUAAAAACAACAUCCUUGGCAAUACAUUCAUCUUAAUAGCAGCAAUUCGGCCUAACAAAGAAAGUUUCAAUUUUGACCAACUGUCUAAGUCUCUCUUAAUUUCUGUCCAACAUUUUUCAUAGUUAUCCUUAAAUAGACUUAGAUUUUUUGCUGUUAUGUUUACCCCUAGGUAUUUUACUUUUUAACCACAUUAAGUUCCGUCUCAUUCUGAAACCGUUCUGACUCUGUAUCAGUCAAAUUUUUCCCCAAAACCUUAGUUUUCUGUUUAUUUAAUUUAAAUCCCGCCACCCGACCAAAAUCAUUAAUCAAUUGUAAUACUCUUUUCGUACUGGGCUCUGGCUUCUGCAAGGUCAAAACCAGGUCAUCUGCAAAAGCUUUUAGUUUAUAUUGUUUCUGACCAACCUGAAUUCCUUCCACCAACCGAUCCCCUCUAAUCAUGUUCAGUAGCACUUCCAGAACCGAAAUAAAUAACAAAGGGAAAUAGGGCAACCUUGUCGUGUCCCUUUUUCAAUUUUAAACUCUUCUGUAACCACAUUAUUAACUAUCAGUUUAGCUUUCUGUUCUGAAUAUAUCGCCUCAAUCCCAUUCUCAAAACCCCGUCCCACUCCCAUCUCUUUUAAAUUUCCCAUCAUAAAUUUCCAGGAAAUAUUGUCAAAGGCCUUCUCCGCAUCUAUAAAAAUUAAAACUGCUUUUGUAUUUAUAUCUGUUUGCAGAAGUUCCAAGAUGUCAAUAAUGUUCCUUGUGUUAGCAAACAGAUGUCUACCUGGGAGAAAACCGGCCUGGUCCUUAUGAAUUACUUCAUUUAAUACUUUUUAAAUCUACUUGCCAAAAUGUCUGCAAAUAUUUUGUAAUCCACAUUUAAAAGAGAGAUGGGACGGUAGUUCUUCAGUUGUGUCUUUUCAGCUUCUGACUUUGGUAUUAAUGUGAUGAACGCUUCCUUCCACGAAUCCGGUGCCCUCUUCCCCUCGAUAAUUUCAUUGCUGACCUCCAUCAAGGGUUGUAUCAAAUAGUCUUUUAAUAUCUUAUAAUACUUGGAGGUCAGCCCAUCUGGCCCUGGAGAUUUGCCAAGUUGCAUGUUCUGAAUAGCUUGUUCAAUCUCCUGUCGUGUUAUUUUAGAGUUCAGGAUUGUCCUAUUUUCUUGUGACAAUUUAGAUAGUCCAUUUUUGCCAAAAAUUGUUUAAUCUCAACUUCGUCUUGCGGCCCUUGGGUGUAUAAUUUUUAAAAUAUCUCUGGAAACACUUUCUAAUAUCCACUGGAUUCUGAAUGUUUUUUCCAUCAACCUCUAAAUUUGUAACCGUGUUUAAUCUUUGUCUUCUCUUCAACUGCCAAGCUAGCAGUUUUCCACAUUUAUUCGCCGACUCAAACGUUUUUGUUUCAUUAAUUUAACCUUCCAUUCAAUUUCCUGAUUUAUCAAUUUAGAAUAUUGUGUUUGAUAGAGUUUAAUUUCUCUCAGAGUUGGCUGUGACUUUGGAUUCGCUCUUAAUUUCUUCUCUAAUUCUUUUAAUUUGUCCAAGAUUUUAUCUUUUUUCUCAUUUUGUGUUCUUUUCUUUACUACAUUCUGUUGUAUCAAGAAUCCCCUCAUUACAGCUUUGCUUGCGUCCCAGACAAUUCUUUUUUCCACCGAAUUGUUCAUAUUUAUCUCAAAAUAGUCCUUCAAAACUUUUUGGGCCUUCUUGGUAAUUUCCUGAUCUCUAAACAAAUUGUCAUUCAUCUUCCAUCUAAAGGAUCCAGUUGGUAGUAGUGUCAUAUCCAUCUUUACUGCAUUAUGGUCAGAGCAGGUCUUUGGGCAGAUUUCCACUUUUCUGACCUUAGGUGCCAGGCCUCUGGAAAUCCAUAUUUGGUCGAUUCUUGUCCAGGUCAGUUGGGCUUCAGAGAAGAAUGUUCCUUCUCUACCUAGUGGGUUCUUUGUCCUCCAAAUGUCAAUCAAAUCCAUAUUGUCAGUCAUUUCAAAAAAAAGUUUUAGGUAGUCUGCCGUCUUUUGUAACAUUUUGACUUUGUGACUUGUCCAUGUUAGUUGACACGACGCCGUGCAUGUCUCCCAUCAUUAUGAUGUUGUUGUAAUCCAGAUAUUCCAGCAUUGUCCCCUGCAGCUUCUUGUAAAAUUCCGAUUUCCCUUCGUUAGGUGCAUAGAUUCCUAAUAUCAACAGUUUCUCUCCUUGAUAUUGUAUCUCAAUGGCCAAAAUUCUUCCAUGUUCAUCUUUAAAUAAGAAUUUAGGUGACAGGCUCUCUUUUGCAUAUAUCACCACGCCUCUCUUCUUAACUUUAUCCGACGAAACAAAUUCCUGGCCCAAUCUUUUAUUUAUUAACACUUUUCUGUGGAGCCUCGUCACAUGUGUUUCUUGUAAACAGAUGAUGUCCAAUUGUUCUUUUUUUAAUAUAUGAAAUAUUUUCUUCCUUUUUCCGGAAUGUUACAACCAUUAAUGUUCCAACUCAGCAAUUGCAGAGACAUCCUGGAUCUAUCUGGUUAUUUCUCCAGGGGUGGUGUCUUCUCUGGGUCUUCAGGUUCCCCAGGUGCUGGUGUUGAUACUGGCUUUGCCCCAGGCCCAGAAGGUAAUUCAAUUCCUUUUUGAAGGUCCUCUCCGUAUGUAGCCAAAAAUUUGUCUCUCUCUUCCAAUGUUCUAACUUUGACCUUUCUCCCUUUAAAGGUAAAAGAUAUUCCUUGUGGAAAUUCCCACCUAAAUGGAAUUGCGUUGCUCCUUAGUAGUUUAGCAAGUUCAGAAUAGGCGGCUCUAAGAUCCAGGUAAACUUACUACUUUGAAAAGGAUAAAGUAACAGGAGAGGAUUUGAUAGUUCAAUCAGUGCUCUGAUAGGCCAUUCAUUCAUGCAAGGAAUCUAAGAUAUUCUGCUAUAACUCCCAUCAUUGCUGACCAUCAGCCAUGCUGAUUGGGACUAAUGGGAGCAGGAGUCAAAAUUAUAUGGAGAACCAUAGGCUGCCAUUGCUGCCUUAGAGUAUUGUUGUUGUUUCUAAAAGUUGUCACCAGAUGGUUUAAGUACAUUGCAAUUUACAUUUCAGCGAACCUCUUAUUCUGCAACUUUAUUGGUACUGUUCUCAACUUCCAUCCAUGCUGUGGCAGCUUAAUAUAAUAAUAAUUUAAAAAAACCAAUGUGGACCAUCCCAUAAGAAUUACCUUGCUGGCUUAGAUCAAAGUCCCAUUUAGUCCAUCACUGUCUCCCAAAUAUGCCUCCAAGAUGCUCACAAACAAGGCAAAGGCAAUAAUGCUGGUAUCUAUCUAUCUAUCUAUCUAUCUAUCUAUCUAUCUAUCUAUCCCUUCUUGGUUUGUCUCCAGAAUCUGGUAAUGAAAUACGUAGCACUUUUAAAGAUGGAGUUUUAGCUGUUGGAGGAAAUUGGAUCUGAUAACCUUCAAAACCCUCUUUGAAAUUUGUCUAUACAGAGUCAUGAAGGCUAUGGCUAUUGAUGGCUACUAGUCAUGAUGCUCCUGUGGUCAGAAGCAUAGCUGUCAACUUUUCCCUUUUCUUGCAAGGAAUCCUAUUCGGAAUAAGGGAAUUUCCCUUAAAAAAUGGGAAACAUUGACAGCUAUGGUCAGAAGCAGUACCACUUGCUGAAAAACACAAGUGGUGAGGGCUUCCUAUAGGCUUCUGGCUGGCUACUGUGAGAACAGAACUUUGGACCAGAUGGGACUUGGACCUCAUCCAGCAGGACCUGUCUUAUGUUCGUAAAAACCACCACCACCUGUAAUAGUGGUGAAUCUCCCAAGUUCAUGUAAUAUUGGGUUGGAUUCAGUCAUGCUUAGAGCAGACCCCUGGAGACCAAAGCGACUUAGUAUUGACUAAGUCCCAUUGAUUUCAAAGGAUCUUCUCUAACCCUGACAUAGGGAUCAAUCCUAAGUUCCAGCUGAGGAGCAGCAGAGUUGCAACUGCUCAUCCAAGCUCAUUCAACUGCUCAUCCAAGCCACAGUGGGUGGGGCUAGGGAGUCAUAUAUUUUGCUGAGCCAGCUCCAGGGUGGGGCAGCAGAGAGGCUCAGAUCAGGCCCCUCCCCAGCUGGUGGAUCAGCUUAGGAUCUAGUUAUUGUCUGCCAAAGUAGAUUGUAUGAAUUAAGAAAGAAAGAAAGAAGAAUGAUGCCUUGCCUUUAGGCUAAAGAAAAACAAACCACACUGUGGAAGGGAAAGGCAGACAAAGGAGAUGUUAUAUUUUGGGAGCGUGCAAGGGCUUUGUGUGUGGUCUGAAUAACGAGGCAAAUCAGGAUGAUUCAGGCCAUGAUCUCACAUUCCUGAGUCAGAUCAGACCAUUAACAAGGUGCCUUAAGGCUGGCCAGGAAACCCCUAAGCUUCUGAGUCAUUCUGCGGCUGUGAUUUCCCCCCAGAAGUUAAAUGUACAACCUACCCAUCCCAUUUCCUGAGAAAUAAAACCAAACUGACUGGGAAAAUGUCUAGAGUUCAGUAAGGAAGGUGGGUGAGAGGGGAGGGGAUCUUUGGUAUUGAUGGGCAGGUCAAGAUUUUCAUAGAAUCAAAGAUUUGAAGAAUUGGAAGGUACCCCAUGGGGUCCUUCUAGUCCAUCCACCUCCAGUGCAGGAAUCAUAGCUAAAGAAUCCCUGACAGAUGACCGGCCAUCCAGGCUCUGUUUAGAAACCUCCUUCUGAGGGAGUCCAUCCCACUGUUGAGCAGUUCUUACCACCAGAAAGUUAUUCCUAAUGUUUAGUUACAAUCUUGAAACCAUUGGUUUCCUGAACUACAAGUUUCAUCAAUCCUGACUCCACUAUAAGAGCUCUUGACUAUAAGAGCAGGCUGUGUGUGGUUGAGUUAGAUUAUUGAUUGGCCUGCUUCUUUCCCAAUCUUCAAUUUUUUUAACUACAAAUCACAGCUCUCUUCUCCAUUGAGGGAUUUCUGGAGGGGUGGUGGUGAAUAAGAACUGCAACUUUUCCAGGCCUUUUUUUUUCCUCCAAAGAAGAAGGUAAAAUCACCCAGCAGAAUACCCUUCGGAUCUGUUUGUCUGAACAUUGGUUCAAGUUACCUCCCUCAAGUUACAAGUUCUCAAAUUGAUUUCCUUCAACAACAAAAAAGAAGAGAGGGAACAUGAUUUCUCUUACCCCACUCCAAAAUGUUAAAGUCUGUGCUUGUGGAAGACCUAUCUCCAUGAAUUUUGGCUGGUUUCAUCCCUUCAGGACAAGUGAGCAAUACCUGCAACUUACAUGUAAUUGUAGCAGCAAAUAAAAGGUUAGAGACUAACCCCCCACAAAACCUACAUGGAAACCCAUGGAUGGAUUUGCCUGGAUUUUGGCAGGUUUAGUCCACUCUGAGGGCCCAUAAAUUUUAUCUGCUUCGGUGAAAAUGGGGGGGGGGGGGAGGGAUAUUUGUAGAUUCACCAUUAUAGUUAAUGGGGGUGAAACAGAGCUUCAGAUUUUAAAGAUCAGAUUUGGACCUGAAUAACGAAGCAAACUGAAUGAUACUGAAUGCACUGGAAACAGAUCAGGAGGCUUCCAAAUAUUACAGAUUUGGUAAAGACUCAGGAAAGGGCCACCAAAUGAGGAUGGAAUGGCUUUCGUAUAAUGAAAGCUUGCAGCUUUUGGGACGUUUUAGCUUAGAGAAAAGGUGAGGAAAAGGGAACAUUUAAAAAAAUAUAUAUAUGCAUGGCUUGGAGAAAGUAGAUAGAACUUAUGAAUCUCCAAUGAAGCUGAAUGUUGGAAGACUUAGGACAGCUAAAAGAAAGCCCUUUUUCUUUUUCUUUCUUUUCUUUUACUUUUGCAUUUGUACUUUUAGUGUUAUAUGGCAUCACUGUUUCUCUCUCUCUCUUUUUGAUUUUUUUUGAUACAGCAAGAAAAGAAAAACAAGAGAAAACACAAAUACCAAAUUACACACAGGAAAAACAAUAGAUACUGAAUUUUCUUAAGACAUAAAUUGACAUAAAUUGACAUAAUAAGACAUAAAUUGGCCUUAACACUAAAGACCCAACCUUCCGUCUAUUCCAUAUUUUGAUUUCAUGUAACUUCUUGCCAGUACACACUUUUAUCAUUAUUAAACUUUUUCUUAGUAUAUCUUAAUUCUUAUAUCUGCCUUGCAACUAUUACUGAAGUUCCUUGAAUGCCCUUUUUCACAUAGCACAGGGCCAAACUAUGGAACUUGCUUCUCCGGGAGGCAGUGAUUGCCACUGACUUGGAUGGCUUUAAAAAGCAACUGGACAAAUUCAUGGAGGAGAGGGCUGUCAAUGGCUACUAGCCAUGAUGACUAUGUUCUACCUCUGCAGUUGGAGGUGGCAGAGCUUCUGAAUGCUGGUUGAUGGAAACCACAGAAGGGGAGAGGUCUCUUGUGCUUGAGGGCUGCUCAUGAACUUCCCCUUGGGGGUUGGCUAUUGUGACAACAGGAUGCUGGGCUAGAUGGGGCUUUGGCAUGAUCCUGCAGGCUAUUCUUAUCUUCUUACUAUGUGCAGUUACAAGGGGAAUCUUAUGCAGAGUUGCCAUAUUUCAAGCACCGAAUUUUUUGCAAAACCACAUUAAAAUGUGACGUUUUCGAGCUGUUUUUAUGGAAAAUUGGCAUAAACGACACUGCCAUGCAUUGCCAUACAUCUAGAUUUCCCUAGACUUCUUGCCGAUUUUCGCCCGGACACUGCAACCAACUAAAACAGAGGUUUUUCACCUUUUUAAGUCGGCAACUCUCUUGACCAACUACAUUCUUUCUGUGGUAACCCUGAGGGGCUCAGGAGCCCAGUUAUGUCCUGGACUCCUUGGCUGGCUUUGAAUAAACAUUCACAAACUUUUAAUUGAUAAUAAUCAGCUAAAUAGUUUGAGGAUCUGUACAACUGUGUAACAUGCAUAAAACAGCAUUCUUAGAGAAAUCAAAGACUGGAACUGAGGGAAGCCGGGGGGUGGGGGUGGGUGGGCUUUGUGUGGGAGGGUGGGGGGAGGGAGGAAAAAUGGGGGUGGGGGAAAUAAGGAUGAUAUGUUUCUGGAUAAUAUGUUUUGUUUUAAUUUCGAAUUUAAAAAGUUUUUAAAAAAGAAAAGAAAAGAAAAGAAAGAAAGAAAGAAAGAAAGAAAGAAAGAAAGAAAGAAAGAAAGAGAGCCCAGUUAUGUCACCCCUUGCUGGCAACCUCUCCCCCCUUUUCGAAGACCCUCCCUGGUGGAGUGUUCCCUCAGCCUCCUCUCCUCUCCCUUCUCCUCAGGAGUUCUCUGGGCAGCAGCCACUGCUUCUACCGUUGGUCUCUGAACUGCCCCCCUGCCCCAAAGACAAGUGCCUCCCUCGCACUGCCCCACAGAGGCCUUGGACUUGUCUGUCCAUUUCCAACAGCAAGAGCUGGUGGACUGGCUGGGCUCCCUUGCCCGCUUGCUUGCUUAUUCCAAGGCUGCCUCAGCUCCUGGCAACCAGCACCUCCUGGCCAGCCCCAGAGGCACAAUUUGCCUUCCAGAGCUUGUAGCCAGGGCCACUGCAACAAACAGUUGUGCAAGCCUUUAGGAGGCAGAGAUGUGAGAAGGCAUCAGAGGAAGGAAGGAAGGAAGGAAGGAAGGAGGGAGGGACAGAGGACAGUGUUGUCCAUGGCACCCCUGACUAUCAUUCAAGUCACCCCAGGGUGCCACAGCACACUGGUUGAAAACCGCUGAACUACAGUAUUCCGGAUAUGCCCGGGAAAUUUCGGACGUAUGGAAACCCCAUUAUGGUUGAAUGUAGGCAUUUAUAUCCAGUUUGGGCUAGGUUGAUCUUUCCUUGCUAUCUGUUUGCUUGGACAGUGUUUUGUGGCUCUCUGCCCGACUUAUGCUGAUGAAUGGGGUCAGGGUGUCAUUUCCCCCUUCUUUCUGCAGUCUCAGAACAACCAGAAAAUAAAGCAGAUCACUAGGUUCAAACCGGCCAGAGGAAAUAUGUCUGUUGAUUUUCUACAUUCUUCAAUACACAUUAAUAUUUAAGGCCAAACAAAGAAACGGAAACCCCCGGCUGAGUUGCGAUUACUUUGAUUUUUAUAGUUAAAAUCCAGUUAAGUUAAUCUUGUUUGUUGCAUACAGCCCACACAAAUUCUUAAAGCUCUUUUCUAUGCAACUUUGCAGCUUUCAUGAUGUCAGCAUUUUAAUGAGAAUUAAGCUUUGUUGCAGUAUAUGGAGAUUAUAGCCAUUCAUUCAUUAGAAGACCUUGCAAAAUUAACCUCUGUAAUAUGCAUUUUCAGCUUUUAGGAGGAACAUUUUAAUACUGAAAUGAAACAGACAAGACCGUUUAUUAUUGUUUAUUUUUUAAUUUUGCACAAAUUAGGUCAGAUUCAGCAACAAAAAUGCCGAUCAGAAUUUCCUUCUAUUCCUGUUAUGCAAAUACAUGAAAUCAUGAUGAUUCCCGUAUUGUAGGUUUUUUUUAAUUUUUUUUUAGUAAGCAUAUCAAUUCCCCACUCCUCACAUCAGAGAUGAAUGAAAUUAUCUCAUGCCAUGGAUCCCCUCAUUUGAAGUAUUCAUGUGUUCAUCAACAGACUCCUUCCCUUCCCUUUAUGCCUUGAUUUGACUAUUCAGAGAAUGUCACUGCAGAGUCUUAAUCAUAAUGGAGAUCAUUCUACCACAUGCCUGACAAGUUGAGAGUUUGGCGAGAAAAGAUUACACAAAUAUCAAUGACUGGUGUGGCAUAAACAUCAGGAUUCCUCCUCUCAUCUCAAGAGGGCCAAGAUCUAGCAAAGUGUGAUUAAAAGAUAAAGGGGAAUAUAUAUAUGGAUUUAAUAAUGCAUAUUUAUAUGAUAGCUCUUUCCUUACAGCCUGUAUUCCAUUUAUUUAACAGAUGGUCAAACACACACAGUUGCUUUAGACUUGAUUUGUGGCCUGAUCUAAUGAGCUGCUGUGCUGGCAAAAAGUAGGCAUGGUUGGGGAAUUUGAUAUUUGCAAAUCCUUAUUCAUGUUGACCAGAUCUGCAUCUCCUAGACCUAGACUAAUGUGCAGGCUGGAAUUUAGCUGUUCACAGGGUUUCACGUUUCCCCAACAGUCUGACAGUUCUCAGUUCAGACUGAAGGAUCCUGUGGUCUCUGAAAGAACACUGGGGGAGCCAUAAAAGCACUGAACAUAAAGGUAAAGGGACCCCUGACCAUUAGGUCCAGUCGUGGCCGACUCUAGGGUUGCGGCACUCAUCUUGCUUUAUUGGCCAAGGGAGCCGGCGUACAGCUUCCGGGUCAUGUGGCCAGCAUGACUAAGCCGCUUCUGGCGAACCAGAGCAGCGCACGGAAACGCCGUUUACCUUCCCGCCAGAGCGGUACCUAUUUAUCUAUUUGCACUUUGACAUGCUUUCGAACUGCUAGGUUGGCAGGAACAGGGACCGAGCAACGGGAGCUCACCCUGUCGCGGUGAUUCGAACUGCCGACCUUCUGAUUGGCAAGCCCUAGGCUCUGCGGUUUAGACCACAGAACCACCCGCGUCCCAGCACUGAACAUAAGAACACCUGCUGGAUCAGGUCAGUUGCCUAUGUAGUCAAGCAUCCUGUUCUCACAGUGACCAACCAGGUUCCUGUGGGAAACCAGGGAGCAGAACGCUCCCCACCUGUGGUUUACAGUAACUGGUAUUUGGAAGCAUCACUGGCUCAAACUGUGAAGGUAGAUCAUAGUCAUCUUGGCUAGCAGUUGUCAAUAAUCCUCUCCUCUAUGAAUUUGUGUAACCUGCUCUUAAAACCAUCCAACUUGGUGGCCACCACUGGCUCCUGGGGGAGUGAGGUCCAUAGUUUCAUUAUGUGCUGCAUGAAGAAGUAUUUUAUUUCAUAGAAUUGUAGAGUUGUAAGGGACCCUGGAAAAGACCCUGAUGCUGGGAAAGAUUGAGGGCACAAGGAGAAGGGGACGACAGAGGACGAGAUGGUUGGACAGUGUUCUCGAAGCUACCAGCAUGAGUUUGACCAAGCUGUGGGAGGCAGUGGAAGACAGGAGUGCCUGGCAUGCUCUGGUCCAUGGGGUCACAAAGAGUCGGACAUGACUAAACGACUAAACAACAACAAGGGACCCCCAGGGUCAUCUAAUUCAACCCCUUGCAAUGCAGGAAUCUCAACUAAACCACCCAUGACUGAUGGCCAUCUAACCUCUGCUUGAAACCCUCCAAGGAAGGAGAGUCCAUUACCUUCUGAGGGAGUCCAUUCUUACCAUCAGAAAGUUCUUCCUGAUGUUUAGUCAGAAUCUCCCUUCUUGUAACCUGAAUCCAUUGGUUCAGGUCCUAUUCUCUGGAGCAGCAGAAAACAGGCUUGCUCCAUGUUCCUUGUGACAGCCCUUGAGAUAUUUGAAGAUGGUGAUCAUAUCUCAUCUCAGUCUCCUCUUUUCCAGGCUAAACAUUCUCAACUCCCUCAACCGUUCCUUAUAAGGCUUGGCUUCCAGACCAUUGAUCAUCUUGGUUUCCCUCCUCUGCACAUGUUCCAACUUGUCAAUAUCCUUCUUAAAUUGUGGUGCCCAGAAUUGGACACAGUAUUCCAGGUGUGGUCUGACCAAGGCAGAAUAGAAUGGUAUUACUCCCCUCACGGCACUAAACUUCUGUUGAUGCAGCCUAGAAUAGCAUUAGCUUUUUUUGCUGAUGCAUCUCACGGUUGACUCACAGAAUCACAGAGUUGGAAGCGACCCCAUGGGCCAUCUAGUUCAACCCCCUGCAAGACAGGAAUAUGCACCUAAACAGGGAUCAAACCCAUAACUGUGGCAUUAUCAGCACCAACUGAGCUGUUAAGCUUGUGGUCUACUUAGACCCCUAGAUCCUUUUCACAUAUACCACUGGCAAGUCAGGUGUCCCCCAUCUCUCAUUUGAACAGUUGUCUCUUCCUGCCUACCUUUGUCUGUAUUGAAAUGCAUUUUUGUUAGUUUGGGCUGAAUUUGCCCAUCUGUUCAGGUCAAUUUGAAUACCCUUCUGACUGGCUAUUGUUAGAAGCAGAUUGAUAGUCCAAGAUGAGUGUUGGUUUGAUUCAGGAGCCUAGUUAUGAUGCACCAAGACUCUCCAAAUUCUUUCUCUUUGCCAUAUGACCGUCCUCAUCUCAGCUUCCCCAGAUACGCCUGUAAUCUUGCAAGGUUCAUUCAGUUCAUAUUUCUGCUACAUUUUUGGGAGUGCAAAGUUGGAUGCCAGUUGUUAACACAAGUCAUGAAUGAAAAACUCUAGCGGCAAAAUCCAUGUUUUUCUGGUAGAAGAAUUGGCUAGUGGCAAAUGAUCUGAUGUUCAAAAGCAGACCCAUCCAAAGGUUUUGCUUAGCUUGGUCUUCUCAGAGGCCACAUUGUUGUAAUGUAUUGCUCAACAAAAGCACUGAACGUACAUCACCAAAGCCUCUGUUAACAUGAUGAACUUAGGUAGCACACAGAGUAUGUUUUAAUACUUUUUAGUUACAACACAAUACUUACAACACAAACCAAUAACUGUGCGAAGGCUCUGCUCUCAGCUCCAGCUCAUCCUCCCAUUUCAUUUAAUUUCUGCCAACAAUUUCACUUAAAGCACAGUUCUUGGCUGUGCAAUGGGAAAAAAGAGAUAUAGUCAAGCCUGAAAAAUUGCAGAGAAAGAGUACAAAAUUGAUCGGGGGGGGGACUGAGUUUCACACAAAACUCAGCUAAAAAGAUUAGGAGUCCUGGUUGGAAAAGAGAAGGCAAAAAGAGGAAUAUGAUUGUCAUAUAUGAAAUUAUAAUUGGUUCAGAAAGUGGGAGCCUGGAAUUUAUACAUUUGUUAUUUCCCACAGUCCUCAACUCCGACACUUAAUCUCUCAGAAUGAAAUGGAAGCCAAAGUUGCAUCCUUCCUCCAUUUUAUAAUUUUAAGUGUGGGGGAGAAGGCAGCAGUUAUUCAGGGGUCUGGGAAUACACUCUGCACACGAUCAUUACGAUUUCUCCUUCUCCUUGUUUGAGUUCUAGACCUGAUAGCUCUGACACUGUAGCUUGAUUUCCUGGAGGAUAAGCCUGGCAAUGGCAACUAACCAAGAUGGCUAUGCCCUAGCUCCAUGGGUAGAGUCAGAUGCUGGGAUUCAUAAGUAGGGAGACUGCUGUGGAAGUCAGGUCUUGGUUUGUGAGCAUCCCAGAGGCAUUUGGUUGGGCACUGCUAGGAUGCUUGACUAGAGACUUGGCCUGAUCCUGUUGUGAACCGCUCUGAUACCUACAGUUGUAGGGCAAUAUUCUUGUGAUUCUGGAACCAAGUCCUUACAGUUGCCAUUGAGCCAUGUGAGAUUGGUGUCCUUAAGGAAAUUGCUAGAGGAGAUAUGUAGAAGUAGUGGCAAAGACGGAAAUGAAAAAAAGAAGGCAUGAGAGGAGAAGAAUGAUAUUAGAGUAAUGGCCUUAACUUAGCAUGUCUUUGUAUCUACAGGGAGAUGUGGGAGAGAAUACAAUAGCCUGACUGAAGGGAUAUGGAACAUCCUUAUAUUUUAUAUAUGCAUGUAUAUGAUUGAAAUUUCAAUUUACUCUACGAGAUGUACUAUAUAUAUGUAAUGUAUUGUAAGACUAUUAAUAAAGCUUGUUACAUUGCAAAAAAGAAGAAGAUAUUUUAUGUAUGCCCCUGCAUGUUUACGAUAUUUAUUUUUGUGUUUUUAUACCGUAAACUCCCCUGUGAUCCUUGGAUGCAAAGCAAUAUAUAGAUUUUAUUUUAUUAUUACAUUUCUAUACCACCUUUGUCUUCCAAGGAUCUCAUCAUCAUCACCACUAGAAUUAGAAUUUAUUAAUUUGCUUUCAAAACCACCAUCUCAAGGUGAGAUAAUUACCGGUACAGUGGUGCCUCUGGUUACGUACUUAAUUUGUUCCAGAGGUCCGUUCUUAACCUGAAACUGUUCUUAACCUGAAGCACCACUUUAGCUAAUGGGGUCUCCCGCUGCUGCUGCGCUGCCACCACGUGAUUUCUGUUCUCAUCUUGAAGCAAAUUUCUUAACCCGAGGUACUAUUUCUGGGUUAGCGGAGUCUGUAACCUGAAGCGUAUGUAACCUGAAGCGUAUGUAACCCAAGGUACCACUGUACAAACAGUUAAAAACCUAUGGACAACAGAUACAUUUAAAAUAAUACUAAACCCCUGACAAUACAGUGUUAAGACUUUGCCGGGAUGGUGCUAUUUUAGACUGCAAGUGGAAAUCUGUUUGUUUGAAUGUACUGACAUGGAAAUACAUACGUAGGCCUGUGCAUGUACACACCUUGCCUAGAAAAGAAACAAACCAGGGAAAAGACCCAGGCGAACUUAUAUGUACUGUUUUUCCAUGUGUGGGACAUGGAAUUUUAACAUUGAUUCCCCCUCUGCAAUCUGAAGUAGUACAGUCCAAGAGAAACUGUUCCAUCUGAUUCUGGUGGCUGUAGAAACUGGCCAUCUGUCAGGUCGUUUCCUGGAGCUGCCGUGUAGUCAUUUAUGCUCAGGUUCCUGAAAUUUGCUUCUUGGUCAAAUUCAAUGUCAAAAGCUCCUGCCAUAUGUGCAGAUAUUUCACUUCCACUGCCCCUCUUAAUGUCUCUUGCAGUUCUUGCUUUGACAAGGUCUAGGAACAACUUUUCCGGGUAAUGGAUCUGUUCAUUAAUACUCUGUGGUGUUGCACGGGCAUUAGAAAGCCAUUGGGCAUUUUUCUUCAUUUGUGUUUUGCAAAGAGCUGGCUUUUUUUUUUUGCAAGAGCUGAGAAAAAUGUUUCCAUUAAAUCAUAAUGGAACAGAGAUGCUCCUAGGCAAAGUGUUAAGAAUGGGAAAGCAUCGUUCAGACUUGAUUUGCCUGGAAUUAUUGAGCAGGACAGAACUAACUAACAGCCUUCUUAUCAGAGGCAGAAUGCUGUUUGCUGGGGUUCACAAGUGAAAGAGUGCAUCCACUUGGGCUUCAUGUAGACAUCUGCUUGGCCACUGUGAGGAUAGGAUGCUGGAGUAGGUGGUCUUUGGGUCUUAUUGGGGAGUCUUCUCUUCUUGUGAGCUCAGCUGAUGUAGUUAGGGCUGUGCCAGUUCUCACUGUGGCCCAUUCUCUUCUAUGGGAGAAAGUAAGCCGUAUCAACACUGGGGUGUAGUUUGGAGGGGACCUGACUGUCACUGCAGACCCCAUGUGCUCACCAUUGAUGAGAACCACACAGAGAUGUGAUGUAUUUCUGCAUUGCAAGGGGUUGGACUAGUUAGAGUCUUGGGGUCCCUUCCAACUCAACGAUUCCAUGAUUCUAUGUUUUGAACCAGGCACUUUGUGUUUUGUUUUUGAGGGUAGGAACUCGCCUUUGCAGAACUAUGCGCUCCAGUUUCGGUGCCCUCUUCAAGCAUUAAAAGGAGCAGGAGUAAGCAACACAAACCCCCACAAUUGCCUGACUGUGGAUUAGUCAGGAAUGGGAAAUUAGGAGUCUGGACAUUGUCCUCCACCCGUUCAAAACAGCAGUACAUUUUACCUUCUUUGCAGCUCCAGCUGCAACCAGUAGAGCAUGGGUAGGCAAACUAAGGCCCGGGGGCAGGAUCUGGCCAAAUCACCUUCUAAAUCUGGCCUGCAGACAGUCUGGGAAUCAGCGUGUUUUUACAUGAGUAGAAUGUGUCCUUUUAUUUAAAAUGCAUCUCUGGGUUAUUUGUGGGGCAUAGGAAUUGGUUCAUUUUUUUCUUCUUCAAAAUAUAGUCCGGCUCCCCACAAGGUCUGAGGGACAGUGGACCGGUCCUCUGCUGAAAAAGUUUGCUGACCUCUGCAGUAGAGGGUAGUCCAUUUAGGCAAAUGGGGCAUGGCCCUACCAAUUUCAGUCUGCUCUUAGCACCCACCUACCUUUUGUCUAACUUUCAUCCAGUCCAGCGGGUGGCAGUGCUUGUAUCCAACUCAGCUUUCUCUUCCUACUAAAUCUCAGUGUCGACCUUAUUUAACGCAGCAAGUAGGAGGAUGUGUUCAAAGCUAGGUUCUGGCGCCACCUACUGUUGACCUCCCUGCAUUCCACCCUACCAGACCCAAAGGCUACCAGCCACAACUAGCCACAACAAUUGAUUUCCUCAAUCUUGGAGUGAAGAGCACAGACUUCAGGGUUAUCCAUGGUCCCAGCCUACCUCUGACGAUGGUGGGGAUAGUAUUCUUCAAUAGAUACAUCAGCCAUGGGCCAACGUUGGUCUGUGAUGCCUUGACUAAUGUGAAUUUGCCGCGAGUAAAUUCCACAGACAGCUUAGUUUACAUUUAGCUAACUUCUCUGUACUUCUACAAUUCCCACUCCAGUUUUAGUCUCUUCUUCUUCUUCUUUUUAAUAAAUGUAGGUUAGCCUGGGCUCUCUGUUAGAGUGCCUUUCUGCCAAUACCUCUGGAAGACCUUUGACCAUGUUAUUGUCAGAACUGCUUAGGAAACAGAGGUCCAAACUUGUUUGAGUAUUUGAGCAUAAACAGAUAAUCUCGUGUUCUAUUAUUUAGCUGUACUUUCUCUUGCUCACUGUGAAUAACAAAGGUGGGGAAAUGUUUGUGAUUCAUUUAGUGGCUUAUAAUGAACAUUCAAGGCUGCUACUCGGAGGUCAGAGAGAAAUUUUCAGAAGCAUGCAAGGUAACAAGUUUUCUCCUGAAAACUCAGCAGGUUUAUCUGGAUGGUUUAAAUGAAAAUCCCUCUCUUCUCCUCUGAUUCAUUUUACAGAUGUUUCUUCCUCCUUUGACUUUUUUUUGGGGGGGGGCAAGUCAUGCUGGCCACAUGACCCAGAAGCUGUACGCCGGCUCCCUUGGCCAAUAAAGCGAGAUGAGUGCUGCAACCCCAGAGUCGGCCACGACUGGACCUAAUGGUCAGGGGUCCCCUUUACCUUUACUUUAUCACAAAAACACAGACACAGUGAAACAAUCUUUAUUAUAUAGGUAGAAUUUCACGAGUUUUAGACUGGAGCUAAGCUCUCACAAACACAGAAUCUAGGACAUUGUAUAUGAGACCCAUUAGGACUACUUGACAUGGUAUGAGAAAGAUACAUUCUCAUUUCUUUGCAGUGAACAUUGUAACCUAGAGAGGGGCAAUGCAUGCUUGGAAAGGGAUGGUGAAGACACAAGGAGAAACCUGGGUUGUUUGCAAUUCCUAAGCACUGGUUUACUAUGUGAGUUUUGAGAAGCAUUUCCCCCUCUGCACAUACGGAUUUCACUAUGGAGACAUGCAGAGAAAACUGUCUUUCAAAAGGUAACGUUCUAGUUAAAGGAUUGAAAGACCAUGGAUGUUCACAUGUUACAUUGAACGCGUGUACAAUCUGUCCACAUGUGUACACAUGCUCUGGUUUCUCUUCAGAUCAUAUAAAUCUUUUGCCUUUUACACAUGUAUACACAAAUAGUUGAGCUGCACGCUUGUACAGUUAUUCACAGGUAAUGUUCAACAAGUGUAGAAUUUGGGUGCAUGUGCGCACAAUGACCGAGUUGUAUGAACAAAUAAGUGCACAUUCUUGCACGCAAUCACUUGUACAUGUGUAGAAACAACUUGUACCUGGGUUCAGUGUAUUAUGUGAACAAGUCUACUAUCUCUUGGGGUGGAGGACCCGCCCUGUAUCUGUAAGCAAUGUGGAUUGGGUAGAACACAUGGUAAGUCCUCAUGCUAGCACGUCAACUGCCCAAAUGUAGUUUGGAGAGACACGUAAGUUAUAGCUAUGGUGUAGAGACACCAUCAAAUGGAACCAGGUUUUGUUUUUGUUUUUUAAUGAAGCCAAUCAUACGGUGUUUAUUAUAUGCCAGAUUUGGUCUCUCAAGUGAGAAUGCUGAUGCUCGCUCACUAUUUUAUUUGACUACUCAAAUAUCUUCUGAAUAUUCGCUAUCUUGUUCUUGACAUCCUGUGGCAGCUGCUUGCCUGAAUGGAAGACCAAGAGGAGUAUGUGAGUAUAAAAUCCAGCCUUCCGUGUACCGUAUUUUUUGCUCCAUAAGACGUACUUUUUUCCCUCCUAAAAAGUAAGGAGAAAUGUCUGUGCGUCUUAUGGCGCGAAUGUGUGGUCGAUCUCUGGCUCCCUUUCUGGCCCCGGCCCCUUUCCCAGGCCUCCAUUGUUGCAUGUUCUGCAGAGGAGGCUAUUUGUUUCCCCAGCGACAUGUGACUGGCUGGUUAGAUUAUCUGUCUGGAAACUGUAGAAAUGGCUCCCUUUCCUUUCCUAAAGAAGCUGCAGAACUGUGAGUUGAACCCCAUAAAAAUAGGAUUUUUUCCCUUUGCAAAGUAAGCUCGACAACUUUGAGCUGAUCCUCAAAAAAGGGACUUUUCCCAUUUGCAAAAGAAGCUGCACAACUUUGAGCUGAUCCCCCCAAAAAGGGGCUUUCCCUCUUUCCUCUUCUAAAAACUAGGUGCGUCUUAUGGUCAGGUGCAUCUUAUGGAGCGAAAAAUACAGCGACUUACACUUGUCACUAAGUCCAGGUUUGCCUCUGGUCCCUUCUACCCCUGGAACAUGGCCCCUAGGAGGUUUCGAAGAUGGGAACAUGGACCUUGGGCUGCAAAUGUUCCCCACUCCUGACUUAAAAGUUUGGUACCAGUGAAUUAGGUUGUUUUGGUUUUAAAUGCAAAUUAAAUAUAGAAUCACAGAAUCAGAGAGUUGGAAAGGACCUUGAGGGUCAUCUACAGCAGUGAAACCCCCUGGAAUGAAGGAAUAGCCAGCUGUCCCAUAUGGGAAUUGAACCUGCGACCUUGGUGUUAUCAGCACCCCACUCUAACCAACUGAGAUAUGUUUAUCACCCAGUCAUAUGAACUUGCUUUCUGUUCCUACCUAUGUCAGAUACAAAUGUUUUAUGUUCAAAAGUUCAGUGUAUGGAGCAAGGUGAUCUACUGCUUUCAGGCUGGUUUGAAAGGUUUGAUAACGUUCUUUCAGGGGACCUGCUGGAGAGGUUCACAAACCUCGCAGGGUGAGAGGUGAAACACAGUUAUAGAUUAUUUUUUAAAUUGUGCUUAAGAGGCAAGGAACAAAUAAUAGAAGGAACAGUUCAGUUCCCAGAAUGUGAGGAGGUUAAUAGAAAAACACCCACAGGGAUCAGGGUAGUAAAGGCGAGGGAGGAACAAGUGGAACUCUGGAAGGGUUGAAGAAAUCUCAGGAAAUGCCAGCACAAUGGCACAGUGAUGGAUUUCAGGGCAGGUAGUGUGAAGUCUAGAUGAAACAACUUAAGCAAAUCAAACAUACAAAAGGGUUCUGAAUGAGCUCUUAGUCCUCUGGCCUCUAAACUCCUGGCUGGCACCUCCUUGAAAAUAUCUUUUCAGCGCACACUUGAGAGGCGAAGAGGUGGAGACGUUGCUCUUUGAAGGUGAUAGAGAAGGCAAGAUAGAGUAUGAUCGUUGCCAAGGUACUCAGAUUGCAUUGAGGUUUGAACAUCCUUGAGGGUGGAUUUCUGGGCAUGACAUUGGGAAAUAAAAAUGAAAGGAUACCAGUGACUAUUGUUCAUGUCCUGAAGAGGGAAAAAUGAAGUUGACUUGGUGAGAUGUUAUAGAACGGACGAGUUUGUGACCAAGUUCAUAAGCUUACUUCAGUGGGGUGGGGGGCAGGGAUACAUGUGAUUCUGCCCACCAACUGAUAUCUUCUUUGGGUGCCCUUCUCUGGGUGCUCCCUACCUUCAAAUAUUGGGCAGGUGACUACAAGCAAAGUGGUUUAUUAGCUAACCACUACAUGACUUUAUUAGGGACGCAGGUGGCGCUGUGGGUUAAACCACAGAGCCUAGGACUUGCUGAUCAGAAGGUCGGCGGUUCGAAUCCCUGUGACGGGGUGAGCUCCUGUUGCUCGGUCCCUGCUCCUGCCAACCUAGCAGUUCGAAAGCACGUCAAAGUGCAAGUAGAUAAAUAGGUACCACUCCGGCGGGAAGGUAAACGGUGUUUCCGUGCGCUGCUCUGGUUCGCCAGAAGCAGCUUAGUCGUGCUGGCCACAUGACCCGAAAGCUGGACCUAACAACUGGACCUAACUGGACCUAAUAGUCAGGGGUCCCUUUACCUUUACCUUACAUGAGUUUAUUAGCUAACCAGUGCCAGGAUAUCUGUGCUCUUGCAAAUGAUUUCCUGCCUCACUACACGUGUUAAUACAAUCAUUGCAUCAAUCAUCACUGCAGAAACUUCAAGGUGUGCUCCAAUCCCUGACUUUAGUUUCUCCAUCUCAUAGCCGUUCAACGCCCAUCUUGCAAUUUCCUCCUUUGUAUACCUGCUAAACAGGAUUUCACUUCAUGCCUCUGACGAAGCUGGUCUGAAUCCCAAAAGCCACAAUAAAUUUGUUAGUCUUUAAGGUGCCACAAGACUCUUUGAUUCUUAAAAUAUCUGAGAGACUUUUGAAUUGUUUUAAUUCAAGCUUUAAUUGCCUUUAGAUGCCUUGACUGUAAUGAGCUGGUUUUGGUUCUUCCCAUCUGCUGCUUUUAUGAGGUUUUUAUUAUUAUUAUAAAAACACUCUUCUUAAUUUUGUAUUUUAGUUGGUUUUUAACUUUAUUGCAAGACAUUUUCAGGCUGUUAGGUGAUGAGGCAGAGUAGAAAUAUUAUAUAUACAGAUACAGAGAUUUUGCAGAGUGGAAAGAAACCAUGGGGAAGCAUAUCAUUCCCCUGCUGCUGUCGUUAAUGUAUGUUUCAGGCCUAGAUGGAAAUGGGAUAAAUGUAUUUCUGGCAAUGAAUGGAGAAUAAAUAAAGCCACCAUGUUAUUUUGCUUCAGUGCCAGUUGUUUGUGAAAGCCAAAGAGUGGGGGGCAUUUUUUCCCACUCUGAGGGCCACAUUCCUUUUUAGAGAAACUUCUGAGGGCCACAGGCCAAUGGUGGGUGUGGCCAGAGGCAAAUGGGUGGAGCAAGAAAUGCAAAUUUCCCAUUUGGGCAGUAGGCUAGUUUCUACUCUCACAAACCCCUCUGUGUCCUCUAUCCAGGCAAACAAGAUAUCUUUUCAGAGUUGAAUGAGGCAUUCCAGCCAGGAAAAAAAUGCUAAGCAGAUGACACAAGACUAGUGAAGUAUAUGGCCUGAGGAACAAGGUGUAGGCUGAGGAGAUUUCUGAGGGCCAAACAGAAAGUCCUGAAAGUCUGCAUUCAGCCUCUGGGCUUGAGGUUCCCCACCCCUGGUAUAAGGAUACAAAAGUCAAUCAAAGGAACGGCAGGAAAGAUCUCUUUGUGUCUAGAAAAGCUUUCCUGAUAUAAUCUCGCUGCCUGUACAAGCUGUCACUGAGAUGGGCAUGGGAUAAGCAAUGGUUCAGUGCAUCCGCCUUCCAUCUUCUGCUCUUCCGCUGCAAUGUCUGAAGAGGAACCUGCGCAUGGGACUUGCCAAAGAUUCAGAAGAGCGCACGGCUUGCACAAGCUGUCUUCCCAUCAGUGCCUUGAAAGACCCCAAAGCAGGAGCCAGGAGAAAGCCGUCCCUCACCUUGUCACGUCACAUAAAUGUCUCUCACGCAGAUGAGUAGCCUCAACUCCUCAGCAUUGCCUGGCCGGCCUUACAAGAGUGCAGGCAUUUCAUUCCUUGGGAGGUUUCUGAAGCACAAUUCUGCUGAAGGAUGGAGUGUGUUAACCCUUCAUUGGCUGUUUUUGAGCAAAAAUCUCCUGCCAAGUGACUUAUAGGGAUAGAAAGGAAGACAUGCAGGAAGUGCGCUGUGACUUGAUGACAGGCCCAAUCCUUGAUCGAAAAGCAUUUUUUUUUAGAAUGCCCUGCUCACCAGCUUGGAUCAAGGAAUGCAUGUCACAAACAGAGCAUAUACGACCAAUAGCUCAGUAAGAAGUGAGACCGAUCACACUUUCUACUUUUUUGGAAAGUGAUUGCAGAGAUGCAAGGAUGAUUGAGGAGCAAUUAUCUUUUGGCGCUGGCUUUCUCAGUCAACGUCUCCAUUUCCAGACAGAACUUGUAUCCUUAUUUCCAAAAGAAUUCAGCAAUAGCCCUUUUCAGCCUCACCUCAGCCCUUUCAGCUAGAGCACUGCGGAGAACAAAGAGCAGGGUAUUUUAACUCAAUUUUUGACCUUCUGACCGACUGAGGAGCCUUCAGUUUAAUUGUUGCUAGGGUCUCCUUUCCCAUGCCUCAAGAUGUUAUUAGGAAUGGAGUCAAAGGUUACCUGAGGUAAUAGGGGUGGGGGAGAAAUGUCCCUGAAAAUGAACAGCUGGUGCUGGCUAAGCAAUGCGCGGGGAGAGGGCAGUGAUGGUGUAUUUAAUCUCAGCAAUGAGAUUCCACUCUAUUCUGUAAGUCACGCUGAAGUAAUGCAAUGAAGCAACUGGAGCUUGUAGGCAGUCCAUGGUCUGCUCUACAUACAUCACAGCUCUCCGUCACCAUCCUCUUUUCAAGAAUUUCCUGCAGAUCUGGCAGAUACAUAUCCGAACUCUAAUCCAUGGGUAGGUAAACUAAGGCUCAGGGGCUGGAUGCGGCCCAAUCGCCUUCUCAAUCCGGCCCGCGGACGGUCCAGGAAUUAGCACGUUUUUACAUGAGUAGAAUGUGUCCUUUUAUUUAAAAUGCAUCUCUGGGUUAUUUGUGGUGCCUGCCUGAUCUUUUUACUUGAGUAGAAUGUGUGCUUUUAUUUAAAAAGCAUCUCUGAGUUAUUUGUGGGGCAUAGGAAUUCGUUCAAUUUUUUCUUCAAAAUAUAGUCUGGCCCACCACAUGGUCCGAGGGACAGUGGACCGGCUCCCUGAUGAAAAAGUUUGCUGACCCCUGCUCUAAUCGAACUGAGAUGAUGGUGGAUGCAGCUGAGCAUUUGGAGUGCUGGGGUGCUUUGAUGUGCCAGAGAUCACCCUUGUAUUUCUCAUGCUGUUUAAUAUCUCUUUGAAGCCAUUUGGAGUGUCCAUUAGGAGAUUUGGGACAAGGUGCCAUCAGCAUGCUGACGACACCUCUAUUUCUCCAUGGCAUCUGAAGUAAGAGAGAUUGUAAAGCCCCAAGUGGGAUGGAUAAGGGAAGAUGGAGGCACUGUGGGUAAGUGGUUCCCCUGUCCAAUAAAAACUGACCAAUUGCUUGCCCUGGGUGGGAUUUAACUGCUGCUGAAAUAUCAGUUACACAGUCUAGGAUUUCUUCUGGGUCCAGCUUUGUCCCUGGAGGUCCUGAUAACCUUGGUAGGGCUAGAAGCACUAUUGACCAGCUUCAGUUGGUACAACAGCUGUGGCCAUUCCUGGACUGGGAGACCACAGUAGUUCAGGCAUUGCUAACUCCAAGACUGGAUUACUGCAAUGCACUCCACGUGAGCUUCCCUUGUACUUGGUCCAGAAAGUACGGUUAGUGCAGAAUGCUGCAGAACGAUUGCUGAAAGGAGACAGAGGCCACCAGCAUAUUGCAGCUCUGCUCAGAGAUUUGCACCAGCUGCCAAUUUGUCACCAGGCGAAAUUCUAGGUGUUAUUAUUAAUAUUUAACAGCUUGGAGCCAGUCUACUUGAAGUAACUCCUUGCACCAGUUGGCUGCUUUGUUCUACAGAAAUGGCACUUUGCAGGUGCCACAUAAUUCUCAUUCUGUACUUGCAAGGAAUUGAUCCUUCAUUGUGGCAGCCCCUGCACUUUGGAACUCCCUGCCCAUUUAUAUUAACCAGGCACCUUUGUUGUAUUUGCUUUCAAAGGUAAAGGGACCCCUGACCAUUAGGUCCAGUCGUGACCGACUCUGGGGUUGCGGCGCUCAUCUCGUCAACCGCUCAUCUCGCCACCUGCGUCCCUUGUAUUUGCUUUGGCUCCUGCUAAAAACCUUUUUUAGUUUAGGCAGGCCUACCCAGACAUGAGAGACGUGGGUGGCACUGUGGGUUAAACCACAGAGCCUAGGACUUGCCGAUCAGAAGGUUGGCGGUUCGAAUCCCCACGAUGGGGUAAACUCCCGUUGCUCGGUCCCUGCUCCUGCCAACCUAGCAGUUUGAAAACACGUCAAAGUGCAAGCAGAUAAAUAGGUACUGCUCUGACGGGAAGGUAAAUGGCGUUUCCGUGCACUGCUCUGGUUCGCCAGAAGCGGCUUAGUCAUGCUGGCCACAUGACCCGGAAGCUGUAUGCCGGCUCCCUCGGCCAAUAAAGCAAGAUGAGCACCACAACCCCAUAGUCAGGCACGACUGCACCUAAUGAUCAGAGGUCCCUUUACCUUUACCUUUACCCAGACAUGAAAUUUUAUUUUAUUGUGUAUACUUUUAACAAGUGCUUGUUUUAUUUAGGUUAACUUGCUUUAAAUAUUCAAUUUUCUCAUUAUUAUUAUUUUUUAAAUCAACACUUUAUAUUCUAUGUAAACUGCUUAGAGGUUGUGGGUGAAUAAGUGUUAAAAAUAUCCUGUUAAAUAAAGAGGUUAAGUUAGGAACAUAGGAAAGCUGCCGUACACUGGCUAGCUUAGUAUUGCCGACACUGGCUGAGAGUGGCUCUCCAGGGUUUCAGGUGAGGUCUCACUUAGCCCUGCCUGGAAUUGAACUUAGGACUUUCUGCAUGCACAAGAGAGGCUCUACACUAAACUAGGACUCUUCCACAAACUUAUCCACCUGGUAAGCCAAUUGUCAGCCUGUCUUAUUACAUGCUUCCUAAGCAUUAGUUGCCAUUCUCAGCUGGAGCCUCAAUUGGCUCUCCAUUCUCAACUGCUGGUUGGCAUCUGUCUUGGGAAGAGUGUGCCUUUGUGGGUGAAGCCAAACCAUUGGAGAGUUACAGCGCCUGCUGUGGAUGUAGAGACCGAUAUGGGAGAGAGAUGUUUUGCUGCAGCUGGGGCAGAUGAAGGCGUCCAGUUGUGCUGCUGCAGAUGCACCAGGACGUUUCUUCUCUCUGCGCUCCUCCCUGUGUAAAAGCUGGGGACAGCCCAAGGACAAUUUCCUUCCUGAGGGACAUGUUUGUUUCUGGGCCACCUUCUGGGUACCACAUGCCACAAGACAAGCAAAAGCAAGCAGCGCAGUGCAUGGAAUUUCUACUUUUGUACAGUCGGCUAGUUGCUACACGCUCUCACACACCCCGUCUCUAUACGCCCGCCAGAUAAGCAAGAGGCAUGAUUAGAGUGCAGGGACAUAUUUUAGGCAGGCAAAAACCCUUGUGCCCAGGGGCGAAGGAAGGUUAACCAGCACCCGGUGCAGGGUGUCGGGGUGGGGCAAACAGCCUGGCAGCGCAUGCAUAUGAACCGUAUGUACAGCGCAUGUGCGGUACCGCUACGUGCUGCGCAUGUGCCAAAGGGCGGUUUGCCGAAUGUGCCAUACGGAUGGCAGUGGAAUCCUCUGCUCGCAGCUGCAGCUCUGAGAAAGCAAAUGGCUAGUGGGUAGGCUUGCCUUGCGCACUGUUUUGCAGCUCCCCCCUUUCCCUGGCUCGCUGUAGGCUUGGGAGUCACGGGCGCGGGUGGGCAGAAUGCCACCCCCAUUAGGAUGGCACCCGGAGUGCGCCGCACCCGCCGCACCCACCUUGCUCCACCUCUGCUUGUGGCAUGCAUGAUGUGGGGCCAGUGUGGAAUGUGGCCUAGGGAGAAUUCUGAGGGCAAGAGCUUCUCCAUCCCUACCAGAUACCAUGCAAGGGUCUGUCGUCCAACAGAAUGGAAGUGCUAGUGGGCUUAUAGAGAACAGCAAGAGGAUAUUGCCCUCCCCUCAAUAAACUGAGUGCCCACUUUUCCCAAUGGUAGGGCCAACCCUAGUAAAAGUUUCCAUUCUACUGGCAAGUUCUGCGCUUGUCUGAGUGCGGCCGGAAGGGAGCGAGACAUUGAAGAAAGGCAUGGGCGAUCUACAGUACAAUCCUGGUUAUAGUUCUCCAACGUUUUGGUUCACUUCUGAGGACAGGAGGAGCAGAGCCAUCAUCAAGCUGGCAAGAGAUUAACUGUUCUCAGGGCCUGGGAACAGAUGCAACAAGUAUCUCCCUGAGAGGAUGGUUCACUCAACCGGUAAGCCCCAAAGCACAACUUGCUAUGUUAAUGAAGCCCAGUGCUGAUCAAGCAGAUUGGGAGCGAUUUGAAGCGAUUUGUAGGUAUGUGGGACAGUAAAUGGGAAAUGCUGUUUUAAUGGGAACUGGCGUCGAAUGAUACAGCGGGGACAGCCAAGUGCGGUAAAAUGCAGACAUUUUCCUAAGCAGCUGUGCAGCCAGCCAGUUUAGGGGAUUUAUUGGCUAUUUAUGGCAGAUUAUACGAUGAGAGGAGCAUUCUGGCUUGGUGAGGAUAUCAGACAUUAGUAUUCUAUCGCAAAACGGGUUGUAAUUCUCCAUGCUCCGUCACGUCCUUCCCUGCUCGCACAACGCUACCCUUUCCCUUGUUCAGCCUAAAGCUUUGACAUGUCAUGUCCUUAUCUCAUCAUCUAUUUAAUAGAAUGCGGGGAAAAUUCACAGAACUUCAGUUCCCCCCUCUCUUUUAUUUAGAUUCACACCACAAAACAAUAUUGGCCUUCAUAGGUCAGGGAGAAAUUCAUCCUGUGGUGCUUCAUAAUGAUGGCUAGUUGUCAGAUAAGAUGGAUUAUGAUUGUGUACAGAGUAGCUUCCACACAGCAUUUCUGACAGAGGUUAGGAUUGGCGCUGCACUGAAUAUUCACUAGUUUCAAAUUUUUUUUGGGGGGGGGAAGGCAAUUAUGGUAGGCAAUGCUAUUUUUCUAGAGAAAGAGGUGCCAGAAAAUCACCAUGUUCUCUCUUUUUAAUUUUUCUUUAUUCAAAAUUAUAACAAGACACAUUAUCCAAAAACGUAUCAUCCUUAUUCACCCCCAUUUUUCCUCCCUCCCCCCCUCCCACACAAAACCCACCCACCCCCACCCCCCGACUUCCCUCAGUUCCAGUCUUUGGUUUCUCUAAGAAUGCUGUUUUCUGCAUGUUACAAAGUUGUAUAGAUCCUCAAACUAUUUAGCUGAUUAUUAUCAAUAAAAGGUUUGUGAAUGUUUAUUCAAAACCUGCCAAUGAGUCCAGUUCUCUUUGUUGCGUCUUCAGAUACUUUGUAAAGGGUUCCCAUUCAUCCUUAAAGUCACAGUUAUCCUUGUCCCGUAGCUUAUAUGUCAGUUUUGCCAGUUCUGCAUAGUCCAUCAAUUUUUCUUGCCAUGAUUCUUUAGCUGGGGUUUCUUCAGUCUUCGGAACUCACCAUGUUCUCUUAGCAUUCUCUUAGCAAUGGCGCCCACCUGAGAGGUGCUGGAACUGAGUUCCAGUGAGCUCUGACUGGAACAAAGCUCUGAUGAAGAGAAGAGUUUGGAUUUGAUAUCCCACUUUAUCACUACCCUAAGGAGUCUCAAAGCGGCUAACAUUCUCCUUUCACUUCCUCCCCCACAACCCUUGAGGUGAGUGAGGUUGAGAGACUUCAGAGAAGUGUGACUAGCCCAAGGUCACCCAGCAGCUGCAUAUGGAGGAGUGGGGAAGCGAACCCGGUUCACCAGAUUACGAGUCCACUGCUUUUAACCACUACCACUACACUGGUAGGGUAGAUUCUCCUUGCCACAUGUGCCUGCCUGCCCAUCUUUAUCUAUGUAGUCUCUUGUUGCCUCUAACUGGGUUUCCCAGGGUGUUGUUCUACCAGCUUUGGUUGGUUGCCCAGCUGCAGCGCUGUCCAGAUGAAGAUAACCUGGCUUUAGUGAUCUAUGACUUGCAGAAGGCUAUCAAUGGCUACUAGCCGUGAUGCCUAUGCCCUGUCUUCACUGUAAGUGGUAGUAAUGCUUCUGAAUAUCAGUUGCUGGAAACCACAAGAGGGGAGACAGGCUCUUGUGCUUGGCUGCUGCUUGUGGGUUUCCCACCGGCAUCUGGGUGGCCACUGUGAGAACAGGAUGCUGGACUAGAUGGGCCAUUGGCCUGAUCCAGCAGGCUCUUAAGUUCAGUGUUGAAGUAAGAUGAACUCUUCGGCCAGUCAACAUCUGUAUACGGAGGGGUGUCAUUCUUCCCACAAACAGCAAAAUGUCUUUCGUCUGCCCUGUUAAGAGAGAGCAGUUCUGAGCAUCUUUCCUUUCUCUAAAAACAAUUCUUGCUUUGAUUUUUUAUAUAUACUACAAACACAUUUGGACUAAGGGUGACUGACUUUUCUUACACAGCUGCUGCUGUUAUUCCCCCCCUUUCUGUUUCACCCUCCUUUUUGCAGGUGUUUUGAUCCCUCUCGUUGUUUCUGAGCGGGGAUUGCAACCCUUGGUUGUAAAGGAACAACAGAAUGAAGUCUGGGAAUUUUACCAGGAAAUGGUAAUUGAGCUUUAACAGCUAUGUUUAGGAUACAAAAGAGCCUGUUGUUUCUCUUCCUUUCCUUAAUUAUCACAGUUUAUUGACAAGGCAAUAAUCCUGAUUGCUCUGUGACGUUUGUCAGGCAUGAUGGGUUUGGGCUCUGAGCCCGAACCAUCGACUUCUGGUUAGUGCAGCAGAUACUUGCUGCUGGUAAUACUCAUGGUCUUUCCCUCAGUAACAUUACUCCUACUCCUGAAUGUCAAUACUACAUCUCAUGUUUAACCCGUAGCAGCUGCUGUUUUGACUUAGCUCCUAUUGACAUUUAACUGCUCAGUUUCAGACUCAGGCUGGUGGGUGUAAGAGACACCAUAGCAGACACCAAUUAUGUUAGCCUGCUAUUAUUUAAUCUUGAUCGGUACUCAGUUUUGCUUCUGAGUCGAGAUCAAAGUACCGGCUUCAUUGGGACCUACAAGCCCUGGAAAGCUAGGGACUAGGAUAUUUGGAAGGCUGUCUGCUUUCAUAUGCUUCUGUCAGCCUAUUCAGAUCUUUGAGGAGAAACCCAGUUCCAAACCACUUUCCCCUGCCAUCAGCAGUGUCGUUUAUGGGAAGGGACCUUCUCUCUCGCUGCUCCCAGGCUGUGGAUGAACUCCCUUCCCUUGGGAGACUCAGCUUGUCUCGACUUCACUGACAUAAGAACAUAGUCUAACAUCCUGUUCUGCUUGCUGGGUUUCUCUAUGGAAAACCAGCAAGCAGGUUUCAAGCACAAAGCACUGCCCUGCAACUGGUAUUCAGAGCAUCAUUGACUCCAAGUGUGGAGACAGAGCACAGCCAUCAGGCAUGCUUCUUCCUUCCUUCCAGCUGCUCUGCCAGCUUUUAUUACUGAACUUGCAUAUUGCCUCAACAGGAAAACAGCAGCAGCUUCCAGCCAGCCUAGAUCCAGCUCCCUUUCACAGAGUGCAAUUUUGGAAUAAGAUUUUGCUCCUCUUGAGUUAAGGGGAUCUUAGUUCUAUUUUUUUUUAAGAAUAAUUUUUUAUUAACCGACCAAUCACAUCAAAUCAAACCAAAUUACAUAAAUUCCAAAUUACACAGCCGAAUUUUAAAAUUUUGUUGGGGGUACCCAUAUUUCAAGUUCCGAAGGUGAUCCAAUCAACUUCUUGCUUCUUACUGCUGUUUUAAUGUCCACAAAUCUAACCUUAUGAUGUUCACAGUACUAUCCAGUCCUUUCUUAUUGUUUUUCCACAUCUCUUGUUGUUAUUUUCAUAUAUUUUCCUUUCUCUUUGUGACCUCUGAUAGUCUCCACAAGCUGGUUAGAACAGUUUGUAAUCCUGCAUGGAUAUUAUUUUUUUUAUCCAGUAGCCAUAUCCAGACGUUUUCCAUAUAACAUCACUUCCAUACAUCAAAACAGUCUUAGCAUCAUUAAUCUUCACCAAUCUGCCUCCUUUCUCAAAACCUCUGAGGAGAUUCACUAGGAAUACAGUCUGAAAACAAGUCCGUUCUUCCUCCCGGCUAUAAAUCCUUUGGCAAGAUGGCGACUCCGAAUUAAUUGCUGUGCCAUUCCCAAAAGCUCUUAUUGCUUCUCGAUUUCCAUAAAGCAUACUUUUGGUUAAAGUUUAUCAAGGGGAUCUUAGUUCUAGACAGGGCAAUGGAAGGGAAAGGAGGUCUCCUUCUGAUGGUACUCAGUAGGUUCUGUUGCUGUGAACCAGGAGAAGACAUAGAAUGAGCAAAGUCUUGGGCAACCCCAGUGGGCGUAAAAACACAAGAACCCUGUUGGAUUGGUUCCAGCUAGUCAACCACUCUGUUUCCCAUACACUCCAACAUGUUGCAGCAGGAAACUAGGGUGCCUGUUUUUCAGGGCGUGCAUUUGCAUGAGUCAGGUGAACCACACAAGAGCAUGGUGCCCUAAAACAUGUGCCUUUCAGGUUGCGAUCUUACAUGUUUUGGGGUGUCGCCCUCCCAAACAGGAUGACCCAAUUUAAUCAGGCAGUUGCAGGAUAUGUGUUUCCCAUGGUGAUGUUCUAUAUCGUGUCUGCAACAUACAGCUUUGCUGUGAUAAUCUAGCUUUUCUCAGACUGGUUUCCAUUGUUACGCUAACAUGAGGCACAGAUACCUCACACUUCCUGUUGUUUGGCAUCUCUGCAGUGGCUGAGGCAGAGCUUUCCUAUAUUCCAAUGCUGGACAGCUCAAGGUAAGUUUCUGCUGUGUUUCCUUUCCAAUGGUGUCAUAUACAAAACUCAAACUUGUGAGCAUAACUUGAACAAGGCAAAUAGACAGAUACGGUGAUGCAGCACCAUAAAUGUCCAAGGCAGAAGAACAUUAUAUUAGAGUUUUUCCCCUCCCCCCUGUUUUCUCUGUCCCAACAAGCUUACAGCCUGAGUCACAUGUAUACAGUACUAGAACGAUACUGCAGUUUUCCUGUGGAGGGGAGGGUAUCAGUAGCAGGAGCAAGGCUCAUCUAUCAAUGUUAUGCCUUAUCAACGGAGAACUACACACCAAGUAGUAAAGUUUCCAUAGCUACAAAGCUUUACAGCUGUUCCUUUCUAAAAGAAAUGGUGUCUGAUCACAUUCACGAGUUGUCUUUAUUUCCCCCUCUUUCCGUCAACUGAUUUUGUGUUCUCUUUUCUCACCCCUCCCCACCUCCUACCAACUGAAGCAACAAUAGUUUCUUCAGUUUGGUCAGAUUUACACUUCUCAGUUAUAGCGGAGAAUAAAUCCAUUUCACUAUGAAGAGGAUUUAAUGCAUUUGGGUUCCAGGCUGGGUCAAAAUGACCCAAGAUACAUUCUAACUAACUAGGGAAGGGACUGUGGCUCAUUAAGAAGAAGUUAUAUUGAUGGUUGGCCUGUGGAAGCAAUUCCCAGUCUUUCUCCCUUCUUUUUUAAGAGGGCAAUGGAAAACACAGAAGCAAUCCCAAUGACAGACAGUAAAGUUUGUAUGAUGGAUGGAUCAGUUAGUCAUCUGAGUCAGGCAUGGCUCACUACUCUUACAGCCCAGACUAGGCAGCUGCUCUUAAAUGUCAUCAGAUGCUAUUUUUAAUCCACAAAGUUAGGGUACCAGUCCAUUUCAUAUCAGAUCAGGGAGAAGACACUGUAGAAUUCUCAACAAGGUUUAGAGACCUGCUCCUGAAUAUACCCAAGAUUAAAUGCCACAGAGCAGUGUAUUUAUUUUAGAGGUAUGAGUUGUAUCCAAUAUUAGUUCUACCCAGAAUGGACACAUUGAAAUUCAUGAACAUGACUAACUAAGGUUCAUUAAUUUCAUUGGAUCUACUCUGAGUAAAACCUAGUUGGCUGCAAUCCUAUAGGCUGACCUUAGUUUCAAUGCAUACAAUGUAUGCCAUACAUAGUACGUCAAAUAUGUUCAAGCAGGUCAACAUAUUGCAUUCCAGGUUUCUCAGCCAUAUUUAGGGAGGUGAUGUUACAAACUUUUUUUUUUUUUGAAAUAAUUUUUAUUAAAGUUUUAAACAAAGAAAAAAGAAAAAACAACACACACAGAAAAACAAUACAAAAUUUAACAAUAAAAACACAAAACAUAACAAUUAAAAACAAACUCUCUUUUCCAUUCCCAAUUUUAAAUUACUUAUUUUCUGGACUUCCUCAUACCUCCCUCUUUUGUAUUCCAAUCUACAUUAUUUGUCCAGCAGUUUCUUUUCCACUUUUUAAACCCAAUCUUUAAUUUAGUAAAAUAUUAAAAUAUAUAGCUUCAACUUUUUAAACAUAAUCCUUGUUCUUAAUGUCAUAUACCUUUAAAUUUUUCCCUUUUAUUAUCAAAUUUCCAUUUCUUUAAACAUCUUUAAUCUUGAUCUUUAAUCUUAAUCUAUCCUUAACUUUAACCUGUACAGCUGGAAACCACUUAUUUUCAAUCCAACAUCACUCUAACAUUCCUUAAUUUUGCAGUGUUUCUGAAGAUAGUCUUUGAAUUUCUUCCAGUCUUCCUCCAUCGACUCUUCUCCCUGGUCACGGAUUCUGCCAGUCAUUUCCGCCAAUUCCAUAUAGUCCAUAAGUUUCAUCUGCCAUUCCUCCAGCGUGGGAAGUUCUUGUGUCUUCCAAUACUUUGCGAUGAGUAUUCUUGCUGCUGUUGUUGCAUACAUAAAGAAAGUUCUAUCCUUUUUAACACCAUUUGGCCCACUAUGCCCAGGAGAAAGGCCUCUGGUUUCUUGGGGAAGGUAUACUUAAAUACCUUUUUAAUUCAUUAUAUAUCAUUUCCCAGAAAACCUUAAUCUUUGGGCACGUCCACCAAAGGUGAAAAAAUGUACCUUCAGUUUCUUUACAUUUCCAACAUUUGUUAUCGGGCAAGUGAUAGAUUUUCGCAAGCUUGACUGGGGUUAUGUACCACCUGUAUAUCAUUUUCAUAAUAUUCUCUCUUAAGGCAUUACAUGCCGUAAAUUUCAUACCAGUGGUCCAUAACUGUUCCCAGUCAGCAAACAUAAUGUUAUGUCCUACGUCCUGUGCCCAUUUAAUCAUAGCCGAUUUUACCGUUUCAUCUUGAGUAUUCCAUUUCAGCAGCAAGUUAUACAUUCUUGACAGAUUCUUAGUAUUGGGUUCUAACAAUUCUGUUUCUAAUUUUGAUUUUUCCACCUGGAAGCCAAUUUUCCUGUCUAAUUUAAAUGCCUCCAUUAUUUGAUAAUAAUGGAGCCAGUCUCGCACUUUGUUUUUUAAUUUUUCAAAACUCUGCAAUUUCAGUCUAUCUCCGUCUUGUUCCAAAAUUUCCCAAUAUUUUGGCCAUUUGACCUCCAUAUUGACCCUUUUCAAGGCUUUCGCUUCCAUUGGUGACAGCCACCUUGGGGUUUUAUUUUCUAGCAAAUCCUUAUAUCUAAUCCAAACAUUGAAUAACGCUUUCCUGACAAUGUGGUUUUUAAAUGCUUUGUGUGCUUUGACCUUAUCAUACCAUAAAUAUGCAUGCCAUCCAAAUACAUUAUUGAAACCUUCCAAAUCCAAAAUGUCAGUGUUUUCAAGAAGUAGCCAUUCUUUCAACCAGCAAAAAGCUGCUGAUUCAUAAUAAAGUUUGAGGUCUGGCAGGGCAAAUCCACCUCUUUCCUUUGCAUCUGUUAGUAUUUUAAAUUUUAUUCUAGGUUUCUUGCCCUGCCAGACAAAUUUAGAAAUAUCUUUCUGCCACCUCUUGAAACAGUCCAUUUUGUCGACAAUCUGCAAAGUUUGAAACAAAAACAACAUUCUAGGCAAUACAUUCAUUUUUAUCGCAGCAAUACGGCCUAGCAGUGAAAGCUUCAAAUUUGACCAAAUUUCUAAAUCUUUUUCACUUCUGACCAACAUUUUUCAUAGUUAUCUUUAAAUAAAUUCCCAUUUUUUGCUGUCAUGUUAAUCCCCAGGUAUUUAACUUUCUUAACCACUGUUAACCCUGUCUCAUUCUGAAACCUCUCUCUUUCAAACGGUGUUAAAUUUUUCUCUAAAACCUUGGUUUUAAAUUUGUUCAAUUUAAAUCCUGCCACUUGACCAAAUUCUUGAAUCAGUUCUAAAACCCUUUUUGUACUAGAUUCUGGCUCCUGUAACGUCAAUACUAAGUCAUCUGCAACAAACUUCUUAGGAAAUGUGUGCUAUCUUCUGAUGAUGGCUUCACAACCGUCACUUCAUUUUAAAGAAAGUAUUCUCCAGAUUGAUACAAGAUUUAUUAUGGAUGCCUUUUCCUAACCUGUAAAUGACACACUGAAAUGUUUUCUGCUAUAUAGUGUUGUUCUUAAAUGAAAGAUUACCAGUUUCUCACAGUAGUUUAAAGUGUUGUGGCUGCUACUGUAUUUUACAAGAACAAUAAGAUUGCGUCUGUUUCUAUGUGGCAAAAUUCAUUCACCAUACACACACACACACACACACACAAACGUGUUAGUGUUUGUGUUUGUGUGUGUGUGUGUGUGUGUGUGUGUGUGUGGAAACAGUUGGUCCUGGCAAGUAUUAACCACUGUCAAUUGCAACCUGAUAAUUGCCACCUGCCCAGAUUUUAACCUGUCUGAAUUAAUUUUAAGAUGUAUUUUAAUUAAGUGAUGUCUGUUUUUAUGCAUAUUGUGUUGUUUUUAUGAUGUUAGCCUCUCUGAGCCCCGCCUUGGCCAGGGAGGAUGGGAUACAAAUAAAUUAUUAUUAUUAAUAUUUAUUUAUUUGUUGUUGUUGUUGUUGUUGUUGUUGUUGUUGUUGUUAUUAUUAAUACUAUUACAAAACGAGGGAGUGGUGCCUGUAAGAAUGCAGAUCUGAUUUUAUAACGGUUUGGCAUAUAUUCCAAUUAUAGUUGAUAUUAAAAGGCCUGUGCUGUUCUGACGUACAGGUCUGUGUCAGACCUAAAGCCAGGUGUUUCUGUCUGUCAAAGAACGGGGGGAAGCUUAUAGCUCAGUCAGUAGAGCAUGAGACUCUUAAUCUCAGGGUUGUGAAUUUGAGCCCUAUGUUGGGCAGAAGAUUCCUCCCAUUCUCCUGCCUUAGCUUCUGCCUCUGAUUUUGGACUUCUGUCUGCCACAGAUUCUCCUAGCUCACUAAGCCCUGUUACCUCUUCUGCUUCUGACACCUAUUCUUCCAGUCUGCUCCCUCGUCUUCCUCUGACCACUUAUCAUUGUCCCACCACCACUCCCUGGGCUCUGAGCCUUCUUCCCUUGGUUCCUUCCACCAUUCUUCUGCAUCCAACCAGUCCAUGACAGUGAAUCACAUUUCGAUGGACAGUAGAUAUAAAUAAUAUAGAUGACCAGUGUAUCUUACACUUCACAGAAGGAAUACAAUAAUAGGAAAUGAGCUUUAAAAAGAAGGAAAAAAUGGGAUGUAUAAAAAAUAUUUUAAUGCCAUCCAACUUGGUGGCUAUUACUACCAAUAUCCAAGCUCUGGUGUUUUUUGUGUGUGAGAGAGAGACUGUCUUCAUCCCCAUUACUUCAUCCUCUCCAAAAAAGCAACCUUAUAUUGAGAAAAGAGGAAGGGUUCACUGGGGAGAACUCAGUCACAGGAGAGACUUUGAUGGUCUCCCCUUAAUGUACUUGUGAAAGAAGAAAAAGUAACAAUAUGCAUAACAGGUUAUACAAACAGCAGUAAGUCAUGCAAAAUUCAACAGCAUAUCCAGUUUUCUUCUGUUGAAAGCCAUUAAAAUAUAUAUUAGGUGGGAUCCUUGGCCAAUAGUUGAAUUAAAAGAUGCUGCAGAUCAUUAGGGGAAAAACAAUAACGGAUCUGACUAAUGAUCUUCAAGGCCUCAUUUGCUGACCAGUUAAUUAAGCAGGCUGCAUGGAUGACAGUGCUGUUAAUAAUACCGUUCAAUUACUGGGAAGCAAAUUAUUAUGAGGCAUGGAAAGCCCCCUUUGCCUGCUGUUUGAGGAGGGGAACUGUAGAAGACUUGUUAGAGAUUCGACAAUGAAUACAUCAUAGGAACGUAUGAAGUUACCUUAUAGCAAGUCAGAUCACGGGUCUAUCUAGUUCAGUAGUGCUGGCCUCUUCCUCAUCACCAACACCUUAACUGGUUCAACCCCUCAGCAUAUCCAUGUUGGGUGGGGAAAGGUCCCUGUCUAAAACCCUGGGCAGCUGCUGUCAGUCAUUGUAGGCGAUACUGACCUAGAUGGAACAAUGACCUGGCUCCGUAUAAAACAGCUUCCUUUGUUCCUAGCAUGCAAGGUCUGAAUCCUCAUGGAAGACAGGUAGCAAUCGAUCAGAUUCAAAACUAAUACUCAGAUAAUAGACUUCAACAUCAAAUAAGACACUUCUGCCACUAAGUCCAGUUUGGCACUAUCUCAGGGAUGGCAAGAAAGAUUUAUGUGCUGAUGUGUGCUUUGUGCUGACUUCUGAAUGAAAGCGGCAGUCAGAUGUGCGUACAGUUCAGUAGACCUCCUUGUCUGAGAACAGCUGAGGUCAACAAAACCUCAUUUAGCAAAGCAGGUAGUGGAUGCAUUUGGCUUAAAUUUCCACUCUCUUAGAUUGUGGAUAUAUCUAAAGAAAAGAAAAAGAGGGCUGUCAGGACAUGGUUUCAUCUUGGCAAUAAAAGCUGCAUCAAACAAAAUGUCUUCCCUUUCCAGGCAUGAAUAUAUGUGCAUAUAUGUCCAAAAAUAUAUGAGACAGGGGUGCAAUUCAAAUUCGUUUGCAUUUUUAUUAGCAACUACUCACUUUUCACGUCUCAAGCCAAUAAGCGAACCACAAUACUGUACGAUGAUCUUCCAAAAUUCACAUGUCUCCAAAUUUUGCAAUGCGUUUCUUCAACCAUCCAGUGUGUGCAAAAAGUGCAUUCAAUAUGGAAAGUGAGUGUAAAUGUGCAUAUAUAUUUGUGAAAAUAAUACACCAAAAUUGCAUCCUGUUAGGAGAGAUUCAUGGGGCGUGGGUGGAGUUGUGGUCUAAACCACUGAGCCUCUUGGGCUUGCCAAUCAGAAGGUCGGCGGUUCGAAUCCCCACGACGGAGUGAGCUCCCGUUGCUCUGUCCCAGCUCCUGCCAACCUACCAGUUCAAAAGCAUGCCAGUGCAAGUAGAUAAAUAGGUACCACUGUGGCAGGAAGGCAAAUGGUGUUUCCGUGUGCUGCUCUGGUUUCGGUGUUCCGUUGUGCCAGAAGCAGCUUAGUCAUGCUGGUCACAUGACCCAGAAAAACUGUCUGUGAACAAACGCCAGCUCCAUUAAUCUGAAGCGAGAUGAGUGCUACAACCCCAGAGUUGUCUGCGACUGGACUUAACUUAACUGUCAGGGGUCCUUUACCUUUACCUUUUUAGGAGAGAUUCACACUGAAAGGCUGACAAAAUUUACACAAUGGUUUGUUUUAAGACUGCUAAAAUUAGAAACUGGUGAAGAGGGAAACUCAUGAAAAAAAUAUGUCCUAAAACUUCUGCAUUCGGCCCUGUGUUUUUCAAGGCAAUGGUACCUAAGGGAGAUGAGAUGCUAAAGAACAUCCGAUAUUAUAAGAAUCCAUUCCCAUGGGAAAAGAGAAGCCAGGGAGAUUACUUUGUUUCUCUCUCUUCAAAAAAGAGAUGUUAUAAAGCUUUCUGCCAUUGAUUAAUGAAGUUCAAAGAUUCCUUACUGGAACAUCCCCCUGGACUACCAAGAGAUGCUUUCAUCCCAAGAGGUCUGUCAAUGGUUUUCAGAAGGGAUGCUUAGCAAUGGCUCUCAGAAUCUAGUAUUUCAUUUCUUGAUCGUUCAGCAUUGCCUUUUUACACCAUUAACUCCAUCACAUAUUAAGGCAGGGUAUUAGAAUUUCCUAGCAUCCGAGUUUGGGUGGUGCUCCUCACAUAUGGUCCUUACACUAUAGUGGCACUGUUGUGCCUUUGUGGAGGUUUGGAGGUCUCCUCUGAGUAAGAGCUGGAAGCAAAUUUUGCUAGAAUUGAAAUUCUGAAAAAAAAGUGAGGGUUCUUGCUCAGGUGAGGAAUGUCAAGAGAAGCAAAACAGUUUUUGGAUAAAACUCAUGAAUUUUAUAUCGGAGCUCUGCCUCUUCUGAGGUUGCUACUGAAUUUCUCACCAAGUGGUGAAUUUUGAGAUCUUGGCUUGGGUGAAAGAUCAGUGGAAUUGAAAGAGAUCAAAUGGAGGUUCACAGCGGAAUCCUAUAGAGGUCUUCUUAGAAGUAAUUAUUAUUAUUAUUUAUACGUACAGGUCUCAGGGUGGUAAGUCACACUGAGCUCAGUGAAGCUUAUUCUUAGGUCAGUGGGAAUAAUAAUAACAACAACAACAACAACAAUUUUUUUAUUUGUAUCCUGCCUUCCCCAGCCAAGACCGGGCUCAGAGCAGAUAACAUUGUAACAUUCCCAUGGAUUCCUAACACUCUGGACCCUGCUCAGCAGUGUCAUAACCUUAGUGUAGGCUGGUGUCAACUUGGAUAGGAAAAGUCAGGAUGUUGAUGGUGGAAGGGUCUCAGGCUGGUGUGAGCACAAUCUAACUGGGUUCUAAAUGAGGGGAAGUAAUUUCCAAAGCCACUCUUCCCAAGCUUUGCCACCAUCACCAAGUACUUGUAUAUGUGACACUGCUAGGUUUUUGGUUUUCAAUUUGGGCUUUCUCAGUUUCUCUCCCCCCACCCGCUCUCACAUUCGUGCAACAAUUUCAAAAUUCCUUAGCAUUUGCUUUAGAAAGGUAUAUUUUUAUUGGCAUUUUCAAUAAACAGAACAAUCAUUUUACAACAGCAGAUUUAUUAUAUUAAGCACAUUUCAGUACGCAGUUUUGACUAAUAUGCACCAAUAUUGACUAAUAUUUCAAUCCCUUUCCCCUAAUAUUUUUUUUUGUUAGCUUCACUAAUGUAUGCAUCUUUAUGUACUCUUACCCCCGAUUUAUGCAUCUUUGUACACUUUGGCUGGAGAACUGCAUUGCCAAAUUCAGAGAAGUGUGCAUUUCAAAUGACAGCUGUCUUUUGGUUCAUGUAUAGCUUUGAGAAGUGCAAAUUAGGUAGUUUCCCACUAAAAUGCAAAGAAUAUCAAAUUUCUCUCCCAUCCUGGGACUGUGCUGUGUGCUGCACGAUUAGGCAGACAGUGGACCUGAUCCCUAGAUGCACAUGCACUGAUAGUCUUCUAAGAUCUCCCCUUUCACUGGACUGCUAACUUUACUCAACGCAUUACAGCGCCUGGCAGGUGAUUUGGCACAUGGUGUAAGUGUCAGACAGCCAUUUGCCUUGUGCACAGUAUUUUAGCCAGUCUACCUCCCAGCUUGUCUCUUUAUUGUCUUGACCUCAGGUCAUAACAUACAAACGAGAAAUGCACAAGCAUAACAUUUUGUACAUUGUCAAAGCAGUAUGCUGACAUAAAUGGUCAGAUACCUCAGGCAAAAGAAAAUCAAUUAUCCUUAAAACUGUCAGCUGUCUGGUUUUCCAGUUGAAGGUUUCUGAAUCUUUCUGCUACUAAAGCAAAGAUCUUGCUGGACUACAGCUCUCAUAAUCUCUGACCACUGGCUGUACUGGCUCAGGCUAACAGAAGUCCCAACAUCUGGAGGAUCAUGGGUUCCCCAUCCCCUUAACUCGGGGGGGGGGCAUAACUCAGUGGGAGAACAUCUGCCUUGCAUGCAGAAGGGCCCAGAUUCAAUCCCUGGCAUCUCCAGGUAUGGUGGGGAGAAACUCCUGCCUGAAGCUCUGGAGUCAUUGACAGUCACUAUAAACAAUACUAAAUUAGAUGGACCAAUGGUCUGACUCAAUGUAAGGCAGUUUCCUAUGUUUCCUAUGAAACUCUCAGCUUUUGCAAAUACAUAUCUGAACAUUUGUUGCGUUGAACAUGAGAGAAAGCACAGGGAAGAAUGUGGUAUAUCUAUCUAUAUCUAUCAUCUAUCUAUCUAUCUAUCAUCUAUCUAUCUAUCUAUCUAUCUAUCUAUCUAUCUAUCUAUCUAUAUCUAUCAUCUAUCUAAUCUAUCUAAUCUAUCUAAUCUAUCUAUAUCGAUCUAUCCAUCAUCUAUCUAUCAUCUAUCAAUCUAUAUCUAUCUAUCAUUUACCUAUCUAUCUAACUUUGGCUUCAUUAUAUGUGCAAGGUCCUCUGAAGUGGUCAUGCUGCAUAUAGAAAGCUUGUUUGGAUUGGCACUAAAUGGCUGUUUUCUUUCUUUUUUACCCAUUAUGAUGAUGCUGUGGCUUGGAAUUGGACAAUUCCUACCCAGAAAGAACAUCCUCAGUUCAGAACUCCCUGAGUGCAUUCUGUUCUGAAGUUCAGGCCAAGUACACCUGGCAUCUUCAUGCAACUGGUUCCCUCCUUCCCAAAAUGUAUGCAUGUUAAGGAGGCAGGAGGACAGUCUGGAUGUGGAGAGGGGAGGUCUCACUUACAAUUUUGGAUGUUUUCAUGGAGCAUCUAUUAAUGCUGAGGAGCACAGGAAAUGUAGUUUCCCGUGGCUCCCAGCUCCAUCCUUGUUAAUGUUUUACAGAUCUGGGGUGGCACCCAACUAAGUCUUACUAAGAAUAGGCUCCCUGAAAUCCAUGGACUUAAGUUUGUCACAUGGAAGUCCAUCAGCUUCAGGAGGUCUCCUCUGAGUAUGACUUAGAUACAACCCUUGGUUAAUAAGCUUAUGUGCUUUGUUUUAAAGUUUUACAACCUGCCUUCAGCCCUCUAGAGAGGGUAGGAUAGCAAUCCAAAUAAUAAAAAUGGAAGCACUGUGAAGUGUCAAUUUUCCCUGAGGAUGAGAAAAUUUAAGCUGCUGGGCAGAGGCAUCUGAAUUCCCUUCCUACUUGUUAAGUGCAACCCUCGGCUUUCUGAUUCCAACAGGAAGACAAAUGGGAGCUUUUGUAGCCAACACAUCCAUUUCCUAAUGGACUGAAAGCCUAUGGUAUUUAAGGGGCUUCCUUCUGGCACAAUCUCUAAGUCCAAGGGAUACGUUCUCAUGGCAGAGGCUUGAGUCUUAUUAGUGGACGUGCAGCGCUGAAGGCAGCUAAUGACAGUUUGGGGCUAAUGGUGCAUGAAUGCAGUAAUUUUAGUUGGUCAUUAUCACCCCUAGAAAAGACAUGGGUCGUGAUCAUAAUUGCUUAAAUAACAGGAAGAAAAUGUAUUUGAGAUGGGCUCAGAGGCACAGGUGCUCAGGAAUGCUAUCUCUCCCUUGUUCUCUGGGAGAUUGCAUUGUAAUGGAGUGUAGUUUGCAUCAAUGGUGUGUGAAGACUUCAUGUAUUUGGGCCAGCGGUGGGAUUUUGAACUGUUCAUUGCACAUUAUGACUUUAAAGGUCAAGCACUUUAAUAGUUGGCGGUUAAUUCAUUUCUGCUCUCACAUAUACUUUAGCACUAUCAUUUACAACCAUGAUCCUUUUUAUAAUACUUUUCAAUAUGUACUUUAAGGAGUGUCGUAGAAAAACGGCUUUAAAAUCGACAGUAACAGUGCUUGGGAACUUCAUUAUAAAAAGGAAUAAAUUCCAGUUCAAGUUCGCCGCCUCCAAAAAGGAACUAAUUCUGUCCCAGUUCAGGUUACAAUUCCAUUCAAAAUUCAUUCAAGUAGUCCUUGGUACUUUUUUUUAGCCACUAGAAUUUUACAAGCUGCUCUCCUCAAGAAUAAAAUAUAUUUAAGAAGACCAAGAAAGCAUCAGAACAUAACAACACAGUGUAAUGUGAACAGUUGUUUUAUUAAUUUCCCCAAAUAAUGAAAUGGCCACAAUCAAACACAGAGUUAAGUGUGAUGAAACAUAUACGAAUUGCACAUCACCCAGAUGUUCCACUGCAAAAAGAACUUAAUUCAGAUUGAGUUCAUCCCAAAAUUAUAGGUAUAAUUCAGAGAUUUUUGAAUUAAUUCAAUGGAUUAGUUAAUCUGAAUUAUUUCCUUCUAAGCAGUGGGCAGUGCCCAUUGAGUCUGUUAGCACCACUGGUUGCAGGUACAUCAUCUGCAGCACUGAACAAGAAACAGGUGGGACCUGGAGCAAAAUGAUACAACAUGGAAUGCCUCUGUUCAGGUCUACAGGCACUCAAUACUAUUUCUUUUCCUCACUUCAGUUUUCCUUUUCCUCACCCCAGCAGCCACGUAGCAUUCCAUGCCGUCUGAGUAUGCUCAGUCUUCAUUUGGCUGUUUUCUGUUUCUUGGUUUUCUCCCUAUAUUCAUUUUUUUGCACUUACGUAAAUUGAGAAUUGACAGAGCUAUUUGCAUCUAUGAAACCAAGCCUUAUGAGGAGUGGUUGAAGGAGCUGGGUGUAUUAAGCCUGGAAAAGAGGAGACUGAGAGGAGAUAGGAUAGCCAUCUUCAAAUAUCUCAGGGGGUGUCACAUGGAAGAGGGCACAAGCUUGUUUUCUCCUGCUCUCGAGGGUGGGACUUGAACCAAUGGUUUCAAAUCACGAGAAAGGAGAUUCCAACUAAAGAUCAGGAAGAUUCCAACUAAAGAUCGUUUCCUGCUUGGCAGGGGGUUGGACUCGAUGGCCCUUGUGGUCUCUUCCAACUCUAUGAUUCUAUGAUUCUAUGAUUCUAAGAACAUUCUCGUGGUAAGAGCUGUUCAACAGUGGAACAGUCUCCCUCGGGAGGUAGAGGACUCUCACUCCUUUCUCACCAGCAGAUGAAGGCUGUUCUAAUCACAGAAGCAGACAGACAUUACCCGAAGUGUUCAGACUGGUCCUAGACGAUUGGCAACCAUGGGCAGACUAUAUUUGGGUGCUAUUGAAAUUAAUGCAACAAGUUAGUGUUAAUUUCCAUUGAUUACAGGGAACUAAGUACAACAGUAUUAUUCUGGUUUUUUUUAAUUAUGAACUUUACAGUUUUAUAUUCCACACAUUUGUCAUGUAAAAGAAAAAUAAUAAAAGAAUCAAAAUAUCCCCCCACACUAUGACUUCCCUCAGCUUCCCCUUCUGGUUCAUUAAAUGUUUGCUGCUUCUGCUUAACUGUUAUCUUUUGAUUAAAUGCUCUUAUAUUCUCAUCAUUUUUUUUUUAUACCAUAUUUUCUUUCCAAUUAUGUCUUAUCCUUAGUUAGUUUCCAAACUGUUGUUUCUUAAUCUUUACAUUUGUUUUCUUAAUUGUAAGUGUUUACUCGAAUCCUGCAACAGUCUUAUUCUGGAUCCAACUGCUUAUUUCCUUCCCUGACUGUAAUGAUUCUGGGUUCAAAGGCAGACUAGAAGAAUGAAGAAUGGCUGGAAGCAAUUUUUUUUUUUAGAGCUUGUGCAAGAACCUCUGGGCAUUUGGAACUGCCUGAGCCAUGUGACUUUAGGCUGAGUCCUAAAAUUACCAACUUCUUAAUACUUAAGGGUUUAAAAUUUAGAGAUAUUCCCUGUCUUUGCUCUGAUUGGAAGGCUCAGAAAAUGUUUUCUUCCCCCUCCCUGCAACUACAGAAUGGUUGGUAACUGGAAGCAUGGUGUGGCUUGUCGGAAAUCACUGCCAUUUCUUUGUGUACCCUGAUAAGCAGCUUCAUCAAACAACUGCAAAACCCCUCCAAGGAAAUUGAGUUUUGGAGGCAAAUAUAGCAUGGUACAAACUGCACUAAGCCUGGAAGGGGAGCUUUUGAUUUCAAAGCAUGAAAGGAGGAAACAUAAUAAUAAGCCACAAGAAGCAGAGAAAAUUGCUGGCACACUUGGUGAACUGUGUUCUGAAGAGAUGCAACCUCCACAGAACCAUGCCCCUGGGCUGUUGCUUUCUUGGCUUUGUUUUCACAGUCCCUUUCAGAUUAUGCCAGCCUCCCUCAACCUGGUUUCCUCCAGAUGUUCUUGGACUACAAUGGCCAUCAGCCCCAGUCAGUGUGGCCAAUGGUAAGGAAAGAUGGGAACUGUAGUCAUAACCACAUCUGGAGGGCUUCAGGUUGGAGAUGGCUGGGAUGUGGCGUGGCCAUUGCAAUGACUUGUUGUCACGGUCUGGUCUACUGGUGAUCAAAGUCCUGGCUGAGGACGUUGGGACCAGGGGCAAGAUGGCGGGGUGGGAGCAGGAACGAGAGUCCAGAAGUCAAGGGUCCGAGGGUUGAGAAGCAGGGAGUCAGGAAGCCGAGGUCCAAGGAUCAGGAAGCAAGAAGUCAAAUGCAGCAAGGCAGGAAAUGUGUUGAUGUGGCAAAGAGCCGAAGGGAAAUGGUGACCUUAUAUACCUUCCUGGCUCUUGCCACCAGGUGCAGUGAGUUACCAAGCUGCCUCACCUGUGUGGCCGCGCCUUGCCUCUCCAGAACAAACUUAGGAAGGCCCCAGUCCUGCGAAGCCCUACUGGUCACAGGGCCUGGCUCCUGCACGCACUCCUGACACUUGCGGUGGUGGGGUUGUGCCAUUCAAUGUGUGGAUGACACUGACACACUCAGAACCACCUUUAACCAGUUACGAGAACAAAUAUUUUGGCCUCCAGUGAAAUAUUGCAGGCUUCCUUUUGCAGGCUGGUGAAGAAGGGACUGAAACCAUAGCUCAAACAGCCUACGUUGAAUUUUUCUGCUCAAACAGAGCCACCUCAUUCUAGUUUUGUCUCCAUACUGCUCUCUGCUAAGUUCUACAAGGGCAGCGCUGAUACUGAGGAGGAAGUGGACAGGUAGCAUUGCCACCCUCUGGGCACUGUAAUUUGUUUAGGGCUGUUGCAAAUUGUAACUCUGUGUGGGGUGAAUUACAGUGCCCAGAUUUCUUUGAGGAAAGUGAUGCGCUUCGAAUGUGCUUUAUAGUGUGUACAUCAGGGAUCAGCAAACUUACCGCACCUCUGGCCAGUGUCUCCAGCGCCAAUUGCGUGGCAGGCCGGAGGGUGGGGCAGUGCGUGCCCAUACGCGUGCGCACAAGCUAUUUCUGGCGCACUUCCGGGUCGGAGGAGCACCAGAAAUAGCUUGUGCGCAUGUGCACGGGCCUCCUCCGACCUGGAUGUGCACUGGAAAUAACGCUUGCGCAUGUGCAACUAACGCUUGCACAUGCACACAAGCUAUUUCUGGUGGUCCUCUGACCCGGAAGUGGGCAGCCGUGCGGCGCAGUGCCGGUAAGAGCGGGUGGCGGCAGUGGGGGUCGCCACGGGCCAGAUAAACGAGUCCCUCGGGCCUUAUCCAGCCCGUGGGCCUUAGUUUGGGGAUCCCUGGUGUACAGAGCCUUUGACUUGUCCAGUGGAUAGUGAGAAGCCAGGGAUGGAAGAGUGAAAGUGAUGUUUCCUUUCUGGAGAUGGUCAAUGUACUCCUCCCAGCUUCAUCGAUCACAAUGUGGUAAGGCUGGCCUUGGGGGUGGCCUUUCCUCAGGGAUCCACGCAAAGUUGUUGAAAGUGCUGGAUCUUUCACACAGGCUCAUAUGUUGGGCCUCCAGUUCACAGGAAACAAAAAUGAUGGAUCGCCCUGAUUAUGCAUAAUCAGAACGUUUAAGAUGGGAUGCCUAGCUCCACCGCCUCUUGUAAAUUUACCGUGGGAUGCAUAUGUCAGAAUCUGGCAUCGAGGAAGGUUGCUCUUUGUAAACAACAGAGAAAUGGGCUUAUUUUGUAGAAAACUGCAGCUGCCUAUUGAUGAGACAAAUUGCUGUAAAAAUGGCUAACUGGGAUGGGUGGAUCAAUUUCCACAAUUUAAACAAGACAGAUUUACUUCCUUGGCCGCAGUGGCUUGGCUUGGUGCUUUCAGCAUCCUCAUCUUAGCCUCUUCCUGAGCAGGAUUUCACAGAUGCCUGUUCAGACCCUCAGUUGGUGAUUGAAAAAAAAUCCAAAAAGGCAGGAAAGGAUUCAGGGAAGCCACUGUUGCUCAAGGGUGAAGACAGCAGGGUGUGUGAGGAAAGACUGAAGAGAUUAUUAUUGUUUAGCCUAGAAGUGGGAGGGGGACACAACUGAACUGACACAGUUUUGCUCCUUUUAAGUUUUUCGCCCACCCCCAAAAUGAAAACCCAGAAAAGGAAUUUCUUCCCUUGAAAUUUCAUUGAAAAUAGAGUUGCUCAUCUUGCAGGAGAUAUGCAAGGUCCUAUGAAGUGUAGUAGAGGGAAAGGAUGAAAACUCUGCAGGAUGGGAAUUGCCAGAAUGUGAGAUAGCCUUAAAUUACUGUGUCGGCAAAUACUAAUGUUAUUCUUUGCUACAUUACGACAAAGAGCUGUUGGUUGGUUGUACCACUUCAGAUUGUAAAUGGGGGGAUUGCUUGGUUGAAUACCUCCCCGUGAAAAUGUGGGGCUCUGUGCAUAUGGAGCUCUGGAUCAGUGCAGUGUGUAGAGCUGGGAUGGAAUGCUUUCUUUCCAUUGGAAGGUGGGGGAAAUGGGGUGGGAGCUUUCAUAAGGUUUAGCUGGCCACAAUGAUGGGGAUUCCUUUCUCCAUUCCACUCCCUGUCUCCAACUUGUUUGACCACAACUUGCAGUGGAUGAAGUCCUUGCAGAAAUGUAGGAAACUGCUUUAUACUGAUUACAGGUAGGUAGCCGUGUUAGUCUGCCGUAGUCGAAACAAAAUUAAAAUAUUCAGAUACAUAUACAGUUACAGAUAUAUAUACGGGUCUGGUGACUUCUGUUUCAGUGUAUCUGCAGAAGUGUGCAUGCACAUGAAAGCUCAUACCAAUAACAAACUUAGUUGGUCUCUAAGGUGCUACUGGAAGGAUUUUUAUUUUAUUUUAUACUGAGUUAGACCAUUGGUCCAUCUAACUUAGUAUUGUCUACACUGACUGUGGGAUGCGGGUGGCGCUGUGGGUAAAACCUCAGCACCUAGGACUUGCCGAUCGCAUGGUCAGCGGUUCGAAUCCCCGCGGCGGGAUGAGCUCCCAUCGUUCGGUCCCAGCUCCUGCCCACCUAGCAGUUUGAAAGCACCCUUAAGUGCAAGUAGAUAAAUAGGUACCGCUUUAUAGCGGGAAGGUAAACGGCAUUUCCGUGUGCUGCUCUGGUGCCAGUUCGCCAGAGCAGCUUCAUCACGCUGGCCACGUGACCCGGAAGGGUCUGCGGACAGUGCUGGCUCCCGGCCUCUAGAGUGAGAUGAGCGCACUACCCUAGAGUCUGUCAAGACUGGCCCGUACGGGCAGGGGUACCUUUACCUUUACACUGACUGGCAGCAGCUCUAUGGGGUUUCAGGCAGGAAGUCCUUUCGAACUCUACCUAGAGAUGCCAGGCACUGAGCCUGGGACCUUUGCUUGCCUACUCAAAUCCGUGGUUCUUCCUCAUAUGAUGGCUGGCAGAUGCCAGUUCUCCCCCCACUCUUGCCACCGCUGGUAAUGAUUCUCUUUCCCACAGCCUGAGAUUUUGUAGGAUUUGGCCAUCACCCUUUCCGUCCUCAGUCUCAGAGCACCUGUUUGACCCAGGCCACUUUCCAAGCUGAGCCCUAGACCACGGAGCAGCUGUUCACACAAACCACCCUAUGCAGAAAUAUUGCUGGCACAGCAGAAUGGGCUGUAGCUAAGCGGCAGAAUAUCUCUUUUUAAUGCAGCAGGUUCCAGGCUGAAUCCCUGGAAUCUCCAGAUACGGCUUGUAAAGACUCUGCCUGAACCUUGGGAGAGCUGCUCCCAGCCAGUGUCAGCUGUUCUGCACUAGAUGGACCAAUAGUCUCACAGCUUUAAGGCAGCUUUCUAUAUUUUUUACGGAUGCAACUGCUGGAGUAGGAGGCUUCUGCCUGAGGCAGGAGAUAACGACUCUCUAACAGUGCUGGAAGAAGGUUUUUAAUACCAAGAAUGGAGAGACUCCGCAAUGAUGUAGGGGGUGUAUAGCGAAGGGUAAUGGGAUGCAAUUGAGCAGAGAAAUUCAACGUAGGCUGUAUGUAAGGAAAACUUCCUAAUGGCAGGCUCUGCAAAGCUCUUUACAGAUUUCCCCAGGGAUUGCUGUGAGGAACCCUUCCACUCCCGGCAUUUCAGUUCAUAUAUAACAUCAGGCUUUCAAACUGCGCUCCAGGGAAUCUUGGGGAUCCUUGAGGGCUCCUCAGGGGCUUCUCAAGGUGAACAUCAGCAAUGGGCAGAAGCAAUGGGCAGAACAACAUGAUUGAUGUUUGCCUGCCAUGCCAACAGUACACUAGAUUCAGGAUGUGCAGGGGUAGGCAGAUCUAUCCAAUCAGUUUCUUUUCAUUUCUCAUUUUCCCAAUCUUAACUUCUCCACAUUUCUACAUCCAUUUGCGAAUUAAAGGUCCCAAUGAAAGUGCACCAGUAUUUUAGGAUAACAGAAACAUUAUUGCAUGCAACAUUGCAACAUUGACUACUACACAGGUUUGCAAGCAAUUUCUCCCAAUACAGUGCAUUUUAAAAAAUCAUUUUCACUGAUGCAUUGAUGCAUGCUCAAAGCCUGCAAAUUACGUGGUUGGAGAAUGGCACUGCAAAGUUCAUUCAAGUAUGGAUUUCGAAGGAUAGUAGUGUUUCAAUCUUCCGUCAACAAUCCUUACAUUGGCAAAGCAGCACAAAUGGUGUAUGAGAGGAGUGUCAGAGGUCUUGGGGGAACUUAAAGGAUUGGAGAUGCACAAAACAGCUUUGGGGAAAAAACACAAAGGGGACCCUCUCAGCCAGCCAAAAACCCAGCCCUUUGAGAACUGGGCAUGCUCUGUGGAGAGGCAAAAUGGAAUGGGAAAAAAGCAUGGAUCACAGGCUGGAAACCUGAACAGGAACACUCCACACUGCAGCAUUUUGUUGCUGGUCUCAUUUGUGCAAACUGAAUGUGCACUCUAAAUGGUGGCCCCAAAUCCUUUGCAAUACGUUGGGGAAUUUUGUGGCCCCAAAGAGGUUUCUUAGUAAAAUGUUAGGAAUCACAAGGCAGAGAAACCAGUAGGAGAACACUUCAAUCUCCCAGGACAUUCUAUACAAGAUCUCAAAGUAACUAUCAUAUUACAAAAUAAUAGAUUGGAAAGAGAAGUUGCUGAAUUGCAACAUUACCAAACUUAAAACCAUGGAGAGACCUGGUCUAAAUAGAGACACUGGAUUCUUAUCUCAUUAUACAUGAUAAAGCUAUUUUUAGCCAUCUCACCCCUUGCUUUUUCCUGUAAGGCCAACUGCAGUCGUUAACAGUCGUCAACAGGUUUACCACACCUAUCAGCCAAUCACCCAUUCCCACCACCCUUCUGAGUAAUACCCGUCCCCACCCUUUCACUAUAUAGAAGGGUGACUUCUGUUUUAGUGUAUCUGAAGAAGUGUGCAUGCACACGAAAGCUCAUACGAAUAGCAAACUUAUUUGGUCUUUAAGGUGCUACUGGAAGGAAUUUUUUUACUUAGUAAAAUGCUUGAUGUGAAAGCUGGAUUAGGUUGGCAUCCGUCUUGUCUUGAGAGUCAACAGAGGAGUGUGCCUUUGGGUGUGAAGUCAAAACAGUUGGAAGGUUUUUACUUCACCCCCAAAAGCUGUGGCUGUAGAGGUAUGGGGGAGACAUGUUUUCUUGCAGCUGGGGCUAUAUAGUAAAACUGCAAGGAUGUCAUCACGCUGCACUUUGUGUGGCCACCAGCAGGCAGCCACGAAAACUGCAGCACGGUGAUGGAACAGCCUGCUGUCCUGCCUGUUCCUCUUCAGGUUUCCUGGGCUCAGGUUUCGGUGAUCUGUAGGUGGAGGGGUGUGUGCACAUUUGGGACAAUCUAUAAGAGGAAGGGGGAUGCGGGUGGUGCUGUGGUCUAAACCACUGAGCCUAGGGCUUGCCGAUCAGAAGGUUGGCGGUUUGAAUCCCUGCGACGGGGUGAGCUCCUGUUGCUCAGUCCCCGCUCCUGCCAACCUAGCAGUUUGAAAGCACGUCAAAGUUCAAGUAGAUAAAUAGGCACCGCUCCAGCGGGAAGGUAAACGGCGUUUCCGUACGCUGCUCUGGUUUUGACAGAAGUGGCUUAGUCAUGCUGGUCACAUGACCUGGAAAAACUGUCUGCGGACAAAUGCGGCUCCCUCGGCCAGUAAAGUGAGAUGAGCGCCGCAACCCCAGAAUUGUUCGCGACUGGACUUAGCUGUCAUAAGAGGAAGGGGUUUCUGUAAGCUGCAAGGGGAGGGGUUGGAGAGUGAAGUGAGCAGUGUGUGUGUGUGUGUGUGUGUGUGUGUGUGUGUGUGUAAUCCAAGGAGGCAUGAUUGGUUUAAACUAGAGAAGAGUUAUUUCCUUCGGUCAUCUCUGCUUGCCAGUUUGCCUUUUCAGGCUGCAGUCUUGUUCAAGGCAUUAUAUGCCUUGUGAUUUAAUACUCUGGACAGUUUCUGAGGAGGGUUGGCAGAGGCAAAUGGGGACAGAGGGGUGCCGCGAGGACACGCAGAUUCCAUCCCCUCAGCAUGUGUAAUAAGACAUAAGGCUGGAUGUGAUGUGAUAACUGUGUAGCAGAGCCCGCCGAGUUCUGAACCCUUUCCCCUCUAAAAGAUAAGCCCAGAUUCAGCAAAUUCAGCAGGGAGGAUGCAGGCAAGCGGACAAGUUCACCAGAUGACUGAAAGCUGGCUGAAACUCUUCAGACUGCAGGUGGUGCUGGUGGAAGUAUGAGAUCUGAUGCACAUUCAAUCAUGCAUUAUUUCCUGUGCUUGCUCCCUGAUGGUCUUGCGUGUGCAAUAUAUAUUGGCGAGCAUUCAAAUAUUUAAUCUUCCUCCCACUGCAGGCUGAUGUGGAAUCACCUGCAGAUUUAUCCUUUUGAGAUCUCUUGAUUUCCUUCAGUUCAAGCGGCAGAGCAUUUGCUUUGAGUGCAGAAGGUCCCAGGUCCAAUCCCCAGCAGUUGAGAUCCCCACAUUGCAGGGGGUUGGACUAGAUGACCCUCGGGGUCCCUCCAGCUCUACAUUUCUGUGAUCUCCAUGCAGGACUGGAAAUGUGUCCUGUCUAAAACCUUGGCAGUCAGUGUAGAUGAUACUGAUCUAGAUAGAAUAACUUAAUAUAAAGCGGACACUUACCUUCUUCCUAAGCACACUUCUUUGACAUGGGCUACAAUCCUGCACAAACAAUGGGGGUGAGACUCAUUGAACUCAAUAGGACCUACUUCUGAGUAGAUAUGCCCCAAACCACACUGUUGUGGCCCAGUCCUAUGCAUGUUAACUUGGAAAGCCCACUGCACCCAGUGCAGCUUACUCCAAGGGAACAGCGCAAAAGAUUGCUGUUCUAAUUCUUCUCCACUACAGUCAUACCUCGGGUUACAGCUGCUUCAGGUUGCAUUUUUGGGGGUUGCGGACCGCCAAAACCCCAAAAUACCGGAAUGCUGAAUCGCAGAUGCACAGACGUGGGUUGUGAAUGCUGUGGGUUGCGAUCCCGCAUCCCGCAUGGAUCACGUUCGUAACCCGAGCGUCCACUGUAUUUUCUUAAUCGUAGCAUUUGGAGUAAAGCUUUUUUUGGAAUGAGCUGGGAUGGCCAUAGCUCUCUCAAGUAUUUGGAGUGCAGAUGCAUGUCCUGGAUUGAGAACUGGGACCUUAUGAUGUCAGGGUGAAUCAUAAUGUGGAAAGAAAGUCAUGUCCCUUAUACCGUUUCCCUCCUAUGUGAUUGCAAGGAGAAGCCAGCGCUCACCUCUCCACUGGGACAGGAAUUUGCUGACUCUGUGACCAUCUCCCCCUUCUCUUUCUUGGGUGACCCUUUCAACUCUGCCUCUUCACUGCCAUCUGCUUGAUUUGCUGACAGGCAUUUAGCUAAGUCGACUUGAUUUACUUGCAGACAAACCUGUGCCGGGGGUAACUUUUCAAGCUGAAGCCGCCAUCCUUCUUCUGAGUCAUGCUGUGCCGUGCUGCAGCCUGGCCUUCCACCCUUCAGAAUUAAAAAAAGGGAAGACAGGCGCCUGACCUGAUAGAGCUGAUGAGAGAAGAAGAGGCCUGUGGCUCGUGCUGUUAAUCUCUGGGAGGCGAUUGUAGUCUCGGCUAGGGCAGGAGCACGAUUCCUUUUACACUUAUUUUAAACUUUAUUCACAUCUGCUGGUGUGGUCCAGUGCAUAGCAAUAAGGCUAGAGGCAGCCAGGCAACAUUUUGGCUGCAGGAAAUCGAUCUGCUCUUUUUGGCUUUCAGCUGCUCCUUUUGCGGUUGCAUAUGCUCAAAAUUAGCUUAUUUAUUGUUAACAUUCACAGGUAUCAUAUAUUUCUGUGGAUGCAUAUUGCUGCAUGCCACCCCAAUCUCUGAGUGGUGUGAGAUUCCAGGGGUUCAUGUUUCCUUUUGCAAAUGAGGCACAGCAGAGACUAUGGUCUCUUUACGGUAAUAUUGUUUAUGUGCACAUAUAUACAACCUGAGCCUGUGGUGGAGGGGUUCACAGCAUUAACCCCCCAAAAGGAUCUUCUUUUUCCCAUAGGUGCAGCCUUGGAUUCAAGCAGAAAUCAAUCAUACUCCGACCUUCUUCCUAGCUUGCUGCCUUUAUCAACCUGCAACCUUUCCCCCCUCUAGGUCACAUCACAGCCAACUCUAAACAUCUGCCUCAAACUCUGGCUUUGCCUUCUAACUAACUUCAAAUUGAGGAGAGGUGUCACCAGUUUGCCAUCUGGCACAGAGCCCCCUCUCCUUAGCUUUCUUAAUGGGCCAUCACCGUUCCUUUGUUUUCUUAAUGGCUCACCUCUCAUGAGGAAGCUUACCUGGUUUAUAUUUUAACACUCCAAUCCUUGAUUAAAUUCUAACACUUACUAGGUCCAGGAAUUUAGGGGAGUCUGGCACCCCCAAACUCAUAACAAUAUUUUGGUCAUAGUAACACUGUACCAUGGAGUUUGUAGUCUUGAGGCUCCACCAAGUAUUGUGACAGUCAAGAAAGCCCCCACUUAAUAAGCGGCAAAUGCCAUGAGGAUUUUACCAAGUAGUCAACAAUGCUGUAUAACAGAUUUGAGCUUAUUUUUGGAUGCUGUUGCUGCAGUUCUGUAACACUCCUCCAGGUAUAUCUUGUGGGGCCCUUCUUUCAAAAUUUGCCUCGCAUUUUUGUUCUGUAGCAGUCUUUUUCAGUGUUCAUUUUGUUGAUUGACCUUUGUUGUUUUUACUGAUUUUAACUGUAUGCUGCUUUGGGUGCAGAUGCGUAGAAAAGUGGUCUGUAAACAAUAUGAAAUAAACAUAAAUGAUAGUAGCUAUUCAGCAGUAACAGAUCCCCUACUCGCAAAGUCAGUUUUAGAAAAGAUUUGAUGACAACCUUCAUUAUUUCCACUCAUGGAAAGAGAAGUUAAUGGGGAGUGGAGUCAUUUUCUGGGUGUGUAUAUAAUACGCCGAACUCUAAUUUAGAGAACUGGAUGCACUGUUUGCCGUAUUUACUAAUGGGAUUACUUAGGCCUAAUCUGUCAAUUUUGGUUUCUUCCAGUUUCUAAUUUUCCCAGCCUUACUUUUAUUUUUCCACCUUUCUACAUCACUGCGUGGAUUUUUUUAAGUCGUGAAAAUUCACCAGCAUUUUAGUGUGAAUUUUCUCCAAUAUACACAUUUUUUUAUUUAAAAAAAUGCAGCUUUGCCUAAUACAACAAUUGUUGCAAACCAUUUGACCUAAUACAAUGCAUAAACCACAAAUCAAUGCAGAAAUGAGAUUAACUGAAGACUGGCAAAAGGAGAAACAGAAAGAAACCCAAACUGACAUGUUCAUUCCUACCUCCGACCAUGACAGUAUUAGCUGCUACUGAAAGGGCUUGUCUGCUACCAUGACUGAAGAUGAUGGGGCAACCUGAGUCAAGAGCAGCUUAAAUGCUUCAGAUACACAGUCUACGUACAAUGGCCUUUAAGCAUCUAGUACAACUGAGCUAAGGAAAAUUCAGCAUGCCGAAAGGAUUACUGGAGUUAUUCCUAAAAUCUACGUCACUCUUUGCCACCAUUUCCCUGGAGGAAAAGCAGUUUGUGUGUUACCUCAGUCAUGACCAUACCCUCCCCCUCCUAAUACGUCUGUUUUAAGUUUCAGAUGCAAUUAUUCCUCUGUCGUUAUCUGCCAUCUCAGGCUGCAGCCAGCAUAAGAAAUGUCUGAGUCAUGAGGGUUUGGCAUAGUUCACCCCCCUCCACCCCCAGCUUUAUGCUGUUGUCAAAAGGAGAGAUUGCCCCAAGAAGGAAGGUGAAUUUCCAUUACCAUGGAAUGACGAUGAAGAAUGCUUGUGAAGCUUCUUCCAUUCCGGUUUUGAAUAGCAGUGUGGGUCCCAUAUUGCCUGAAAAAGUGAAUUCAAAGGGAAGCGAAAUCAGCAGCACACAAUUUGCAUUCAGAUCCUGCAAAUGGAGGAGGAGGAGAUCUUGGCAUGGAUUUAUUGCUGCAGCUGCUGUUGCUACCAUUAGUUAACAGAUCACUUUUCACUACUAUUGCUGUGAUAUAGCAAUAUCAUAUUGCUAUGAUACAGCAAUAUCAGGCAGGUGGUUCUUGCCUGUUUGAAGGAGGCAGUGAUAAGACCACUUCUCAAGAAACCAUCCAUAGAUCCUGAGAACCUAAGUAAUUACUGGUCAGCUGCCAACCUCCCUUUUGGGGGUAAGGUACUUGAGUGGGUGGCCGUUGACCAGAUCCAGGUGCUCUUGGAGGAGAUUGAUCUUCUAGAUCCAUUUCAAUCGGGGUUUCAGCCUGGCUUUGGCACAGAAACGGUCAUGGUCACCUUAUAUGAUGAUCUCUGUCAGAAGAGAGACGGGGCAAUGUGUCCCUGUUAAUCUUCCUUGACCUCUAAGUGGCUUUCAAUACCAUCAACAAUGGUAUACUUCUGGAGCAGCUGUCCGAGUUGGGGGUGAGCAGAACUGUUUUGCAGUGGUUCCAGUUCUACUUGGAUGGUUGUCUUCAGUGGGUGAUGCUUGGGGAGUGUUUUUGGGUGCCAUGAGACUUUCAGCGAUGACACACAGCUCUAUUUCUCCUUUCUAGUAGACAAAUGUAGGGCAUUUGGAAUGGGUACAGAGGAAGAUUUAGGGCAGGGCGACUUGUUCCACCGUGCUGGGCGUUGAACCUAGUGGGGAACAGCAGGGCAUUGCAACUAUGACGUAGUGAAUUGAACCGAACAGAAGGCGAGAAGUAGAGUAUGUGAGCUGAUUUUUGGGCUUGCACAGCGUGCUACUGAAAUGUGAAAGAUCAAAGUCCACCUGUGAUGGGUAGCUCCACCUAGGAGCAGCCACCCCACCUUCCCUCCCUCCCUGGUCACUCACCUGUUUUUGUCUUUUGCUUCUCCAGGUUAUGGGCAUGCUGCCCCAGGAACAAAUGCUGGAAAGGCUUUCUGCAUGUGCUACGCUGCCCUGGGCAUCCCGUUGACCCUGGUCAUGUUCCAGAGCCUUGGCGAACGCAUGAACACCUUUGUCAAGUACCUCUUGCAGCGGAUGAAAAGGUGCUGCAGGAUGAGGAGCACUGAUGUCUCCAUGGAGAACAUGGUGGCCGUCGGAUUCUUUUCGUGCAUAGGGACCCUCUGCAUAGGAGCAGCGGCCUUCUCCCACUGCGAGGAGUGGAGCUUUUUCCAGGCCUUCUACUACUGCUUUAUAACAUUGACUACAAUAGGGUUUGGGGACUACGUGGCCCUUCAGACGAAAGGAGCCCUCCAGAGGAAGCCGCUCUACGUGGCCUUUAGCUUUAUGUACAUCCUAGUAGGCUUGACAGUCAUUGGGGCAUUCCUCAAUCUGGUUGUUCUCAGGUUGUUCAUGAACAUUGAGGAAGAGAGGCGGGAGGCUGAGGAACGUGCCUCCCAGGCAGGGAACCAUAACAGCAUGAUCAUCCACAUCCAAGAAGAUUCCCAGCAUGGGCGGCCGAGAUACAAAGCCGAGGUGACGGACCUCCAGUCGGAUUGCUCCUGCAUGUGCUACAGGUCCCACGAAUACACCAGCCGGGUUGUGUCCCACCAAAACUCCUUCAGCUCCAAGUUGAACCUCCAGUACUUUCACUCUAUCUCCUACAAGAUAGAGGAGAUCUCGCCAAGCACAUUAAAAAACAGCCUUUUCCCAUCCCCUGUGAGCUCCAUCUCUCCUGGCUUGAACAGCUUCACAGACAGCCACAGGCUGAUGAGACGGCGGAAGUCCAUCUGAAGUCCUUUGUCCUUGGGGUUUUUGAUCUUUUAUUCCUAAGAUUGGUUUUGGUUUUUCUUUUUUUUAAAGGAAUUCCUCGUGUAAGUCAGAGCGAGGCUAAGAUUAAUCAAGGAAAUCAAGCAAAGGAAGAGACAUCCUUCCUCUGAGACUCAGCUCUGGAGCAAAGUAUGCCUUACAUUUAUGUCCCCGCCCCUCGGUAGUCUGAAGAUUCGAGGUGAUGGGAAGUGGGUAUCCAAAUUCCAAAGUUGCACAUAUUAGCUGGGAGCUUUCAAUGUGCCCUCGGGCACUUUUUGACCUAAUGAACUCUUUUCCUUCACAAGCAGGUCACUCUGUGUGUGUGUGUGAGUGAGAGAGCACGAGUGUGCCUGUGUGUGGAGUGUCUGGGUUAGGGUAUAGGUGCACACGCACAAUUCCACUACCAGUGCCAUGUGACUAACAAAGUAUAUAUCAAAGCAUCAGGUAUUGGUUUUGUUUUCUUUCGAUUCUUCCUUUGAAGAACUUGUAUUCUGGCCUGCUUUUUGGCUUCCAAAACAUGGCAGGGGCUGCGGAAACGGGAAAAAGCUGCUAUUCUCUUUUGUUCCGUUUGCUGAGUCAAGCAUGCACCAUAAAUGGUCAAUAUACCAAGCGUAUCAUGGUGAUUUUUAAUUUUUUUUUAAUGCUAGAUUUUAUUAGAUGUUUUGUUUCCAGAAAGGUUCAAGGCAGGAAGGAAGGAUUGCUUUUGCUUGCCAGAUCAAAUCCCUACAAAAAAACAAACCCCAAACAUAUAUUUUUUAAAAAAUCUACAGCAUGCAUUUUGUAGAACUGGUAUGCAUUAAGACAAUACAAGAGGAAAACAAAACCCUUGAAAAGAUAGGAUUAAUACUCUAAAGCAAAUAAUAUGGUUUUAAAAUCAGUUUCUUUUAAUUCUUUGUUAUUGUUCCAACUAUAUGCCACAACACAGAGGGUUUUUCUUUUCUGAGGGGGGAAUCGUUGGAACUGAAGAGUAUCUAUUUUAUCAUUUCUUAUUUAUACAGUUUUCUAUAAAAUUAAAUUUUAUGUUAUCAUGUGCUUGUGUGUGUGUGUGUGUGUGUGUGAGUGAGAGAGCCUGAAUGUGUGUACGUGUGCAGAAUCAGAUGCAUGCAUAGGAAUUAUAUUUUUGGGAAUGCUUGGACAAGGAUGGUAUACAGAGGUGGGUGUUUUCUUAUAUAAAAAAACAGGGCAUUCCUUGUUUUAAAUUAUUGUUAUAAUAAAAGAUAGUCUCUAAAUGCUUUUGAUUUGUAAAUAACGGAAAACCUUGGCUGGCCUCAGGAAGGAUUCAAGAGAGAGUGUCUCAUGCUUUGACCUUCUGGGAACGUUUAAACCCUGACAAUCUUUUGCUGAGUGAAUGUGUUCAAUUGAGGCAACUGCGGGUGUCAAUACUUGCUCUGCUUUGACCCUUUGAAUGAUUGCACCGGAAUUGAGUUGCUUUAGCGACUUGAGAGCAGCUCUUCGAACCAUUUUGUUCAAGGAAUACAAGAUCUAGGAAGCACUGGCUUAAUGGUGAGGCGUACUUGCAGUCCAGAAAUUCCAAAACAGUUGACAACAGCUAGGGUUAUCCAGAGAAAUGGGAUCAAUUAGAAUGGAAAAGCUUAUUUGAGCGCUAAGUACCCCAUGACAUGAAGAUGCUUGCCUUGUUGCUGUCUCUCCAGGAGUCCCUGUUCUGGCUUGGCUUCCUUCCAGCCAAUCAACCUCAUUUUUGUGAGAUGGCAAUUCUGCUGUAUGUCUGCAUUGGGUCUGCGAAGGGAUCAUUCAGCUGCUGCCAACGCAACUAUGCUUUUCAUCAGCCCAAUGGCCAUUCUGUGUUUUGUGCCUGUGUUUGAACCAUUAUGUAACAAUCCAGUUUAUCCUAUUGUAUUACAUAUCAGCACCAGAGCGAGGGAGGGAGGGAUUUAGUUUGCUCAGGGCAUGGUUAAAAUGUUUUUGACAGAGCAAGCUGCAAAGCAGGGAUGAGACAUGCCCUAAUGAAGCAAGGCAAGCAGAAGGCUAAUAUGAUGCUGUGAUUUUCUGAGGGUUGCAAUGGCCUCAGCAAAAGGCUUUCACAAGGCUUCAGGGUCUGGAGUUUUCUAUAUUGGUUCAUCUUUCUCACUUGGUAAAUAUAGAGAUCUGAAGGCCUAGUAUUCAUCCCUUCCAUUUCUUGUACCCUCUGGCCCAGUGUAAGGGGAAAUUGUAAAAUUGCAGAAUGAGGGGUGAAGUGAAAUAAACAGUACACUUAUGAUGACAUGUUUAUUUUUGAGAAUGGGGAAACUAUCUUCAUUGUACAAUAUCAGGGCCGAGGAACUGUUGGCCACAGGGACCUUGACUGCAGACAGUUAGAGUUCAAUUAUACUUUAAAAAAACAGCCUCCAUUGGUGUCAGCGGAAGCUGAUUUUUAAGCCUAUUUGCCAGGCAGGAGGGAAAUUUGUUUGAUGGGAAGGGAGACACAGCUGAGGAGGGAAUAGGUAACCUGUGUUCUGUUGUCACUCCCCACCCACACCCCCAAAUUACUUCACCACCACACAUCUUACAAAACAGCUUGGUGGCUGAGGACCUGUAAGCACAUGCAAGAGUUGUUGCUGUUAUUUUCUAGGCAGGAAAAGUGCUUUAUUCUGGUGAACUUACUUCCGAAUUUAAUGCAAUUGCUUGCACAUUCUCUUUUUAAAAAAAAAUAAUAAUUUUUUUUUGAGUUUUUAAGUUGGUUAUUCAUAUACAUAUUCCAUUUGUUCUUCAACGUGUAUUUUCUUAUACACAAAUAUAAACCAAAAAUAUAACAAUUAUUCUUC